AUGAAAUGGAAGACGGUCUCAACCAUUUUUCUGGUGGUGGUUCUGUAUUUAAUUAUUGGAGCUACUGUUUUCAAAGCCCUGGAGCAGCCACAUGAAAGUAACCAGAGAACAACCAUUGUGCUCCAGAAGCAGGAGUUCGUAUCACACCACAACUGUGUGAAUGACACAGUACUUGAAGAACUGAUUCAGGUAAUUCCCUGUAAAGAAGUGUGCUCUUGCCAUGUUUUAAAGGAAAUGUUGUUUAUUGGUUACACGGAUGCAGCUAUACCAGCUAUAAUGUACCAUGGCCUGAUAUCCAUAAGAAAUAAUGUUUGGCACAAGUAAUUUGACUUAAGGCUUUAUUGUGCAAAAAUCAUUGCUAAUUUCAUUUUUUAUACUAGGCUAAUGGAGCAAAUCCUUCCAUCAAAUGUUUCUGUUGUGCUUCUUAAAUUGCUGUUUGUUGGCAGAUACAACACACCAUUCUCUUCUUACAUUUAGGUUGUUAUUUAGUCAUAUUGCCUGGCAAAAGAAUAAACGGGAGGCUUACUGACUUGUAUGAAUAUUAUUUCUGGCCAUAAUCAAGUAUAAACAGUUUUUUGCAGAAGUCAGUGGAGGGUACCAGAUACAACAUAUCACUUUGAACUUUUGAAGCUUACUGUACUUUAAUUCCCACUAAUCCUACUGCCAUUGGCAGGGCAAAUAGUGGUGAGGAGAUUCCGUGGCAGAGCAGCUACUGCCUUCAGAGCUCUGCAUGCUGACUUCCCAGGGAGGGAAAUGGGAAGGGGUAGCUUUUAAAAACAUUUGGUGGGGGCAUUUUUUGUUUUGUCCCUUUUAUUGCAUUCAAUGGGAAGGACUUAAUUUUGCCAGUUCCAUGAGCGGUGUGGUUGUUGUCUACUUUGGGGAGCAGGUUAGGGGAAUCCUCUUCCAAGUACACUGUGCCCCCAACUCACCCCGAUUUGGUUCCUACUGCUGAGGAACUUUCCAUGGGCUUACCAAGGAGACAGGACUUCCAGCGGUGUAAUUUUCAUCUUAUCAAUGGGCCUCCCAGCUCCAUUUCCACCUGCCCCUCCCCCAGUGAGUCUUCAAAUGGCUUUAGGGUCACUCUCUUUACUGUACUGUUCUCAGUGCUAGGAGAAUAGAGACAAAUCAGUAUACUAAGACCACAGUAGUCAAAGGGUAGGGCCAUGUUUAUUCAUGCAUUUUAUUAAAUAAGUAAAUUUAUUCUGCCCCUGUUGUUGAAGUACAGUCUGAUUAAACUUACUUAUUAAAAAGAAUAUUUGAUUCUACCUAGGAAAAGCCUGGACUUUUCAGUGUGUGAAUGCACACACAUUGUAAAUCAUUGCAAGAUACCUUAUACUGGCAUUGCGUUUGAUCGCUUUCACUCUUGUCAAUGUAUAGAGCUCUGAAUGAAAACAGCUGAUGCCCCAGCUAGGUAUGGCUGAAUCUGCCUAUUUUUAGCCUGUGUCACUUUAACAUGUUUUUACCCAUUAUUCCAUUCUAUGUUGAUCUGUUUUUUACAAGUAUAUAAAUGAUAAUUUCAAAAACACUUAUUUAAAUAUGCAUCUUAAGAUAUAAUUUGAACAUGAAUUUUCUCCCCAAAUGCAUAUUUAAAAACAGUGCUUUUUUCAAAAAGAAAAAAAAUGUUUAGGGGUACUCUCAUUUUCAUACUCAUAUUGAAAUACUGCCCUUCAAUGACUUAGAUUCACAAAAUGUUUAGGGGUAUGCGUAGCCCUGCAUCCCCCCCGAUAAAAACACUGUUUAAAUGUGUAUUUCCUCACAAAGUGUUUACUAAAAUGCAUAUUUUUGGCAUGCUUAAGCUGCUGAGGACUAUGUCUUAACAUUCAGAAAAAAGUGUUAAUCAGGUAGAUAGCUCAAUUCAGAUCCUCUCAUUAAUUGCUAAAGUGUGGGUCAGGUAAUUUUAUAUAGAAAAACAAAGAAGUACUAAACUCUUCAAGCACCCCUAACCCACAAAUAGUUGGUUCUGGAGGGCUCCAAAGUGGUAGUGAGAAAAGUUUGACAUAAUCCAGCAACCAAUUAGUAGGAUGGUUUUGAUUGUAUGUUUGUUUAAAGGGAGCAGUUUUAGCCCAUUUUAAUAUGCAUUGGGUGACAGUGUCAUCAUUCUAUUGGACUCACUUUAUGAUCUGCCCAUCUUGAAAAGUUCAGCUUCACAUGCUGAUUGCCAUUCUAUAGCACAGUUGUGGGUUAUCUAGGGCCCUCCUUAUGUUGCUGAACUACAAUUCCCAUCAUUCCUGGUCAUUGGCGAUGCUUGUUGGGCCUGAUGGAAACUGUGGUUCAGCAAUAUCUGGAGUGCAAAAGGUUCUCCAUACUUUCUAUAGUAGGCAUAAGCUUUCACUCUUCCUCUUGCUUGGAAGUUUGCCCUCCUCCUGUCAUCUUAUGUAGUUACUUAAUUGCUCUUGAAAAUAUAUUGUGUUGAGCAAUGGAGUUCAGUUGCUCAUUCAUGGUACAAUUAUAAUAACAGUUUUCGCUUCAGUGGGGAUUGUUCUCCCAUGUGACUGAACACAUAAACAGUAUUUUAGAACUGAAUUUUCUGAAGGAUAUAAAGAUAAACAUUAUGCAAUAGUAGGGUAUUAAGAUAGCUCUAAUGAUAGAGUGAGUGUGAAGAAAAUUACAGAAAUUUAUUCACUAUAAUGUUCUGUUUUCAGACAAUAGUUACCUGUUAUCUUGUUUCAGGCUAAAAUUAAAUUCAGCUUCCUAUAAUUUUUUAGUCAUUUGUGACUAUGGGCAGUUGUAGUAUAACAAGGACUUUUUGAAGCAAUCCUAUGAAUGCAUGCACAUGGGACAUUUAUAUCACAACUAAUUAUUGAUGAAAGUUUUCUGUAAUCACCAGUAGGAUUCUUGCUAAGAUUCAGCUCAAUAGCAUUUGAUCUAAAGUGGAACAUCCCUAAUUGCUAUUAAUUUGUGGUAGAUAACCUAUAUGUGGUACUUUUAAUGCUUAAUCCAUUUACUCAGGAGUUAGGGGUUUACCAUCAGUGGAACUAUUGUGGCUUCAAAUGGUUUUUAGAGUUGUGUACUUCUGCCAACCUAGCAGUUCGAAAGCAGGUCAAAGUGCAAGUAGAUAUAUAGGUACCGCUCUGGCAGGAAGGUAAACGGCGUUUUCGUGCACUUCUCUGGUUCGCCAGAAGUGGCUUAGUCAUGCUGGCCACAUGACCCGGAGCUGUACACCGGCUCCCUCAGCCAAUAAAGCGAGAUGAGCGCCGCUACCCCAGAGUCGACCACGACUGGACCUAAUGCUCAGGGGUCCUUUUUACACUUUGCUACAUAUAAUAUUUCUGUUCACUUUAAUCUUUUCCCAUAAGCCCUAUUUUUAUCACGUCUAUAAAAUGAGUAAACUGUAGAAAAUUUAAAAAUUGUGUUAAUUUCAACAACAUAACUAUUAAGUAGGUCAUUAUUAUGACCUUUUAUUUGGUCACUGGCUAGGAUUUGAACCUUGGUACUAGUUGUGACAACUUGAUAAUGCAAAAUUUGCAAGGUUUUUCUAAUGGGGAUUUCAAUGCCAACAUUUUUGGCUGUUUUUCUUUAAAUUUGAAUUAUCUCCUCCCUCACCACUAAUGCACUAUAUAGUGGUACUUCGGUUUACGAACUUAAUCCAUUCCGGAAAUCCGUUCUUAAACUGAAACUGUUCUUAAGCCAAGGCGCGCUUUCCCUAAUGAGGCCUCCCGCUGCUGGUGCCCUUCCACCGUUCGGAUUUCAUUCUUAGACCGAGGAAAGUUCUCAAACCAAGACACUAUUUCCAGUUUUCUGGAGUUUGUAAACCAAAUCAUUCUUAAACUGGACUGUUCUUAAACCGAGGUACUACUGUAAUUCUCCCUUCCCAAGAUUUUGUACUAUCCUAAUUUUGCAACUUCCCAAAUGUUUUCAUUGCCUAAGUGCUUGUAUUUCCCACAGUCUUUAAACACUUCUGUUUGACUCAGUCAAUAUCCUCCAUAGUGAUAAAGGUCCCUAUUUACUAUAACUUAAUUGUCUACAUUUAAUUAGUCUUCUUGUCAUCUUUAUACCUGUUUUUUUUUGGGGGGGGGGUCCAUUUCUUGAAAAGGGAAAGUACUUUUAAGAAACUUUUUAUAGUGUAAGUCUCUGCAUGUAAACAGAGUUAUGUGAGACUUGCUUCUGGAUAAGCAUGUAUAGAACUGCAGCUUUUAAAAGGCACAAAAUAAAACAACUUUCUAAAUGGUCACCAUGGAUUCUUACUAUUCAACAUUUUUUCUUUGGGAUAAUCAUUCAACUCCAGUACCUUAGGCUGAAAUGAUUAUUCUGGUCUAGGGUCUACAUUUGAUCAGAUCAUCAUCAUAACACGGAGAGAUAAAACACCUAGUAAACUGACUCCAUGAGAAGAACACACACUUCCAACUAGAGAAACCCAGCAGUCAAUGGUAUAGUUCAUACAUUAGCUAGGUGGCAUACUUGGCACUUGAAAACCAUUCAAGUAUGGACUGAAUCAAUGAAAAGCAUUCAUUUGUGUCAGAAUAUUGGUUAAUCAGGAAAUUUUGUUAACUUUUGAGAAGUCAGCUUCCUCUGAAGUAACUUUUCUAAUGAUGCAGCAGUGAUGUAUUAUUUGAAAACUGACAUCAGGUUUCAAGAACCUGCUGAAUAAUUAUGGAGUUAUUAAUUAACUUUGAGUGACCACAAUCUUCCUUUCAGUAUAUAUUAUAUUUUGGGACCAUUAUACUCAAGUCUAAAGCCAGUAAGCUGUAAAUUGCGCUACAUAUAUUAUUUACUUCAGAGUAGGGGAUGUUGAAAUCCCAGACACUGUUGAUUAGAAUUAAGUAUAAUAUGUGUUAUGUUGAAGAUGUGAGGAAGUCAUAUCUAGAGCAAGACCAUCAUAGCCUUUUCAGAAGGUAAGAUGGCACACCCUUCAACAUUUCUCCAAUGAAAUUGGGACAUCACAUUCUAUAAUGAUAAUUUUACUAUUUAUACCCCACACAUCUUACUGGGUUGUCCCAGCCACUCUGGGCAGCUUCCAACAUAAAUAAAAACAAAAUAAAACAUUAAACAUUAAAAAACAUCCUUAUACAGGAUUGCCUUCAGAUGGCUCAGGGGUUGGAUAACUCCAUACUCUCCAUUUCUCCAAUGAAAAUAGGGACAUCGUAAGGAGAUGUGGGACAUUCCAGGAUCAAAUCAGAAACCGGGAUGGCUUCUCUAAAUCAGGGACGUUGCUGGAAUAUAGGGACACUUCAAUGGUCUGAGAUAUUAGAGCUGAAUGAUUGUUCAAUACAGUCGUACCUUGGAAGUUGAACAGAAUCCAUUCUGGAAGUCUGUUAGACUUCCAAAACAUCCAACUUCCAAAGUGUGGCUUCUGAUUGGCUGCAGGAAGCUCCUGUAGCCAAUCAGAAGCCGCAGAAGCACCAUUGGACUUUCGGCUUCUGAAAGAACGUUCAAAAACCGGAACACUCACUUCCAGUUUUCAAUCGUUCGGGAGCCGAAAUGUUUGACUCCCAAGGCGUUCAGGAGCUGAGGUAUGACUGUACAGGAAAAGUUGAAUUAUGAUAUCCAUGGUGUUUAUUUAAGAAGGUAUUUUCUUUUCCAGGCUGUUUUUUGAGACUUACAUAAGGCUAAAAUUUUAUACACUUGCUUAGAAGUAACUCAGUAGGGUUAACUUCUGGGCAGACAUGCAUAUGACAAUAAUUAUAAAAGAUAAAUAUUUUCACUUUCAUUUUUAAAAAUGAAAGUAGGUGAAUGUUUCAGGCAGUAUUCAGUAGUCUUAAACGCUAGUUUGAGUUUCAAAAAAUAGUCAAACAACUGGAGGAACAUGUUCCCACUCAAUAAACUCAAUUUUUUUCUACACAGUGAAAUUAUCAGAGACAUUUCAUAAAUUUCUUAACAGUUAAGCUUUUUUUCUUAGAAAACCCUUCUUGUCUUUCUGUACUUUUCAUAUAAUUUAAUAUGAAUAACUAGAUGAAUUGUAGAAGUAGCACAAAACAUGAAUGAUUGAUUUGUCAGUGAAACACACUCACCUUACUUUGUCAAAAUGAAUACUUGAAGACCCUUUGGUAGUGCACUCAUUCACAUCUUCUUGCCACUAUCAGGAAGAUGAACUUAGUGAUGUAAUAUGAUCUAUUAUGACUUUCUCAUUUCAUGUUUUCAUGAUUCACACCAUUAGCACAGACCUAUAGCUUUUAGUUUUGUGUACCACAAUAAAAAUAAUGUUUCAGACAGUGUGCAAUAAGGGUAACCUUGAAUGCUACUUUUACAAUCAUAAUAAUACUAACACAAUGCUAACACAAAAGUUAAAAAUAAUUAAAAUAGGAUGGGAUGGAACCCAACUGGUUGAGAAAGAGGGCCUUUUUAGAUAACUAGUUCACUAUGCAUACUUAUAGAGAAAGAAAAUGUCCACAUACGUUGAAAAUAAAUCCACAAUUUUGGGUUUUCUGAAUCAUCCUAUAAAGAGAUUUUGCUACAAAUAGGCAGUUGUUAAGUUAUAGGGAAUUCAGACAUAUUUUUCCAAAGUUAACUUUGUUGCAAAGAGACCACAUUUCCAUAGCAGUGAGCACAACAUCUGGGCUCCUCCUGGAUCCAACACUGCCUCUGGAGCUUCAGGUAGCCUUGGUGGCCUGAAGUGCCUGCUUCCAGCUCUGUCUGGUUCUCCAGUUGUGGUCCUUCUUGGAAGAGAUGGCUUGGCCACUGUGCUCCAUGCUGUGGUUACCUCCAGAUUGGACUGUUUACAAUGCACUCUACAUUGGACUGCCCUUAGAGAUGAUGUGAAAAGGCAAACUGUUAUCAAAUGCAGCAGCCAGGUUACUAGCUGGGGCUCAAUUAGAUCUCAUAGAACCCUGUUUGAAAUCAGCUACACUGAUUGCCAAUUCAUUUCUUGGUCCAAUUCAGAGUGCUCAUGUUAGUGUUUAAAGUCCUAAAUGUCUCUGGCAUCAAAUAUCUGAAGGACUGUCUCCAGGCCUACUGACCUUCUUGAUCUUCAGAGGGGACUUUCUUGGUAACCCUGCCACCUUCAGAAGUGUGGGGAGUGGUGGUCUAGGAGAAGGCAUUCUCUGUGUUAGUCCCUAAAUUGUGGUGAUCUCUCUCCACAGAUUUCUAGCAUAUUCAUUAUACACAUAUGUUGAAGACACACAUCUUUACCCUAGCCUUUGAUAGUUAAAGUAUUUUGUUUUGUGGAAUCCACCUCAUUUGAUGAAUUUAUACUAUUUUGUACCAUUCAGAAAGAUUUUACUUCUGCUAUGAUUUUAAUAGUUUUACCUCUUUUUGUAAGACAUUGCUGCCUAUUGUUGUAACCUGCCCAGGGACCUUAUGAUGAAGGAUAUGUAAGCAGUCUUAUAAAUAAAUAGAAUAAAUAUAUAUAAAAGAGACCACUCUCACAAGUCACAAUUGUCCCAAAUUUCAGCCUAAUUGUACACUUUCACCAUCAUCUCUAUGGUGCAAGCACUACAUGGCUGACAUUGGCUAUCAGAGUGGCACUCACAUUCAGUGUUCUACCAAAAAGUGUUAAUUGGGAUGGGAUGAUAGGAGUUGUAGUCCAAAGUGUAUCCGGAGGGCCAAAAGUUCGCCACCCCUGUACUGUAUCAUUACUUCACUCACACUGUAAUUUUAACCGAUUCCAACUUUCUUGGCAAAGAAAGAAUUAGUGUUCCUCUCCUAUUGAUAAGUGGGAUGCGGGUGGCGCUGUGGAUUAAACCACAGAGCCUAGGACUUGCCGAUCAGAAGGCCAGCAGUUUGAUUCCCUGCGACGGGGUGAGCUCCCGUUGCUCGGUCCCUGCUCCUGCCAACCUAGCAGUUCGAAAGCACGUCAAAGUGCAAGUAGAUAAAUAGGGAAGGUAAACAGCGUUUCCUUGUGCUGCUCUGGUUUGCCAGAAGUGGCUUAGUCAUGCUGGCCACAUGACCCGGAAGCUGUACACCAGCUCCCUCAGCCAAUAAAGCAAGAUGAGCACUAAUGGUCAGGGGUCCCUUUACCUUUAUAUGGAGCUGCUGGUGGAAGAGAGGAUUGCUGUUCUUUCUCAUUUCCUUUUGCACUUCCCCUACAUGCAGUAGACCUUCACUAGGGGAAUCUCUUUGGAUUGCACCAUAUGACUGAAUGCCUAGCUCCACUUUCACCUUGCUUCUCAAAUACAUCCUUCUGAAGCAGAUUCCAUGCUUUAUUUUGUAAAAAAAAAGUUGCUUGAAGCAAGAGGAAAAACAAGCAAAUAGUAGGCCCCUUGCUUGGAGAAGAUGGAGAAAUGCUGUUGGGUGGCAGAGAGAAGGCAGAACUGCUUAACAUCUAUUUGCCUCUUAUCUUCACCCAAAUUGAAAGCACAGCCUAUUGUUAACAGAAUAAACAAUGCAAGGAGGACGCUGAAGCCCAACAUAGGAAAAGAGGGGGUAAGGGAACAUGUAGUUACUUCAAAUGAAUUCAAAUCUCCAGGGUCUGAUGAGCUGCACCCAAGGGUACUAAAGGAGCUUGUGGAUGUAAUUCUUUGGGAAUUAUUGGAGAACAAGUGAGAUUCUUGCAGACUGGAGACAGGCAAAUGUUAUCCCAAUUUUCAAAAAGGGGAGAAAAGAAGACAUGGACAAGAUAACUGAACUGAACAAGUACUCAUUAACGGUUCAUUGUCAUCCUGGAAAAAAAGUGCCAAGUAAGGUGCCACAGGGUUGUAUCCUGGGCCUGUUGUUGUUCAACAUAAAGGACUUGGAUGAAAGUAUUGAGGGGAUGCUAAUCAAAUUUGCAGAUGACACCAAACUGGGAGGGGUAGCCAAGGCCACUGAAGACAAUUGGGAUUCGAGAUAACCUUGGCAGAUUAGAGAACCGGGCCAAAAUUAACAAAAUGAAUUUUAAUUGGGAAAAGUAGUGAGACUGAAAGGAGAUAUGAUAGCCAUCUUCAAAUACUUAAGGGCUGUCACAUGGAGGAUUGAGCAAGCUUGUUUUCUCCUGCUCUGGAGAGUAGGACUUGAACCGAUGGAUUCAAGAUACAAGAAAGGAGGUUCCUACUAAACACCAGGAAGAACUUUCUAACAGGAAGAGCUGUUUUACAGUGGAACAGACUCCCAUGAGAGGUUGUGGAUUCUCCUUCCCUGGAGGUUUUUAAGCAGAGGCUGGAUGGCCACCUGUCAUGUAUGAUCUAGUUGAGAUUCCUGCAUUGCAGGGAGUUGGACUAGAUGACCUUCAGGGUCACUUCCAACUCUACAGUUCUAUGAUUCUGGGAUUCUUCUCCAUUAACAUGCUUUUGUCUCUCAACUCCUGCCUCUAUAAAUAUCCAAAACCCCAAAACCAGAGAUUUAAUAAACAAUGAGGGACACCUUAUUUACUGUCAUGCUUUUUGGUACAGUGGUGCCUCGCAAGACGAAAUUAAUUCGUUCCGCGAGUUUUUUCGUCUAGCGAAUUUUUCGUCUUGCGAAGCACGAAAUCGCAUAGGAAUGCAUUGAAAUUCAAUUAAUGCGUUCCUAUGGUCAAAAAAAGUCCAAACAAAGCCAAAUUUGGUACAACAAGAGUUUAUUAAGUGCUCUUUAAAGUCACACAUACUGUAAAGAGCAUUUCAAAAAUUGAAGGAACAAUAAAUUAAGUUUCUAAACAUGACAGAAAAACAUUUAAAAAUCAACAAAGUGUACAGUACAUUUUCUAAGACUCUGGGGGACAACUCGAAGAAGGUUCCUCUUCCACUCUUUGCUUCUUGCUGAAGAACCUGUCCAUGGUCUGCUGCUUCAUCCGCCUUUUCAGCACCUCCCUGAAAGGCGACAUGACCCUCGUAUCAAAAGUGUUCACAAGGUCAUGUGCCACGUGCUUGUCAGGGUGGUGCCGCUGUGCAAAAGCCUGCACAUCCUUCCACUUCAGGCAAAUGUCCCUCAGUUCUUUGAAGGACAGCCGUUCCUCAGUUGCUUCCUCCUCUUCCAGCGAGGCCUGCUCCUGCGCAGCCUCUGCCUGCAGUUCGACCAGCUCCUGGGUGGUCAGAUCGUGGUCGUGCUCCUCCACCAGCUCGCUGAUGUCCUCCUCUGUGACCUCCAGGCCCAUGGUCCUCCCCAAGGCAACAAUGUCCUGCACCACUGUUGACUCUGGUGCAUCAGAGUCACUUGGUGCCACACAGUCCGGCCACAGGCUGCGCCAAGCGCAAUUCAAAUUUCUCUGGCUGAUCCCUUUCCAGGCCGUGGUGAUCAUCUUCAAGCAGGUGACGAUGUUGAAGUGGUCCUUCCAGAAUUCCCGCAGGGUGAUGGUGGUGCAAUCAGUCACCUCGAAGCAUCGCCUGAAAAGCUCCUUGGUGUAGAGUUUUUUGAAAUUGGCGAUGACCUGCUGAUCCAUCGGCUGGAGCAGUGGCGUGGUGUUAGGUGGCAGGAACAUGAUGCUGAUGAAGCUGAACUCCUCCAACAAGUCCUCCUCAAGGCCUUUAGGAUGAGCAGGAGCAUUGUCCAUCAGAAGCAAAGCCUUCAGCGGCAGGUCGUUGUCCAGCAGGUACUGUUUGACAGCAGGGCCAAAAGCAAGAUUGACCCAGUCCACAAACAGCACACGUGUGACCCAAGCCUUACUGUUGGAUCGCCACAUGACACUCAGCUGCUCCUUGUCGACCUUGUGUCUCUUGAAGGCCCGUGGGUUCUCCGAGUGGUACACCAGCAGGGGCUUGAUCUUCAGGUCGCCGCUUGCGUUGGCACAGAAGAGCAGGGUCAGAUGGUCCUUCAUGGGCUUGUGGCCAGGCAACUUGGCCUCCUCCUGUGUGACGAAAGUCCUUUUGGGCAUCCUCUUCCAAAACAGCCCGGUCUCGUCGCAGUUGAAGACCUGCUGUGGAACGUAGUCCUCCGUCUUCACAGCCUCCAGGAACUCCGCUGCAAAGUAUUAAGCCGCAGGAACAUCAGAACUGGCAGCCUCUCCAUGCCUGACCACGCUGUGGAUUCCAGAUCUUGCCUUGAAUCGGUCAAACCAACCUCUGCUUGCCUCGAAGACUUCUGGCUCGCCUGAGGUUUCUGGCUGUUCCCGGACGAGGUCUGCGUGCAAGGCCUUGGCAUUCUCACAAAUGACGGCCUCAGUCACUGUGUCCCCUGCACGCUGCUUCUCUUCUAACCAGAUGAGCAGCAACUUCUUGACCUCCUCCAGAACAGCUGGGCGGUUCUUCACGAUCCUGGUGACUCCCUUGGCUGCAUCAGUCGCAAGGAUCUUCUCCCUCAUCUUCAGGAUGGUCCCGAUGGUCGAUGGAUUCCUCCCGUACACCCUGGCGAGGUCUGUCACACGCAUUCCACCAUCGUGCUUCCGGAUGAUCUCCUUCUUCAUUUCCAGCGUCACCUUCUCCUUCUUCCUCUCGCUGGCCUCUGCAGCAGCAGUCUUCUUGGGUCCCAUGGCAGCACAGCUCCUACCUUCGCAAACUCAAAAAAAAAAAAAAAAAAGAAUCAGUGCUUCACAUCCAAAAAAUUCAAAAGCACCCAACCACCCACCACACAGAAAUUCAAACCCAGAACCAAGUCCUUGAAUUCCAAACACCCAACCCAAAAUCCAAAACCCCCCAAAAAAGUUUUAAAAGUUUAACUUACCAAAUGGCUGCAAAAGAAGUUUUGGAAAAGCUUCAAAAAUCACCAAAGUCUUCAAAAACCUCAACUGUUCCCCCAGCCACCCACCCACCACAGAGAAAUUGCAAACCCCUCCCCAACUGUUGCAAACCCCUCCCCAACUGUUUCAAACCCCUCCCCAACUGUUCCCCCAGCCAGCCACCACACAGAAAUUCAAAUCCAGAAUUUUUUUAAAAAAACAACAACAUGGCCCAAUGGUCACAGAAAAUCAUAAAAAUUCAAAAAAAACAAAACCACACAAGCUCCCAGAUUCUUGCAAACCCCUCCUCAACUGUUCCCCCAGCCACCCACCACACAGAAAAUCAAACCCAGAAAUUUUUUUAAACAACAGCAGAGUGGCCCAAUGGUCACAGAAAAUCAUAAAAAUGCAGAAAAAAACCACACAAGCUUCCAGAUUCUUGCAAACCCCCCCCCAACACCAAGUCCUUGAAUUCCAAACACCCCAACCCAAAAUCUGAAAACCCCCCAAAAAGUUUUAAAAGUUUAACUUACCAAAUGGCUGCAGAAGAAGUUUUGGAAAAGCUUCAAAAAUCAGCAAUGUCUUCAAAAACCUCAAAAAAGGCUACCACACUGCGUGCUAUGAGUUGCUCCUCGAAGUCAAGUCGCAACUGCACCUCUUCAAGCAAUGCACCCUGGUAUUAAUGGUUUUACGAAAAAGGAAACAAACUUGCAAGACGUUUUCGUCUUGCGAAGCAAGCCCAUAGGGAAAUUCGUCUUGCGAAGCAGCUCAAAAAACGCAAAACCCUUUCGUCUAGCGAGUUUUUCGUCUUACGAGGCAUUCGUCUUGCGGGGCACCACUGUAUACACAAAGGAUAAUAUUUUAUACUCCAAAUACUGCUUGAUUUCUAACUAAAGUCAUCUGUGGCACUUUUAUAGUACUUACAAGAUCAAAAUUGGACGCUUUUAAAAACACAGACGAUCAGCAGGGUUGUAACACCCAACACCCACAGGUGUGAGCUCUUUAUGGGCUUAUUCAGAUGACUCAAAACUCUGGGCCUCUUUCAGUAUAUGCCAACAUUUUCUCUCUCUCUCUAAAUGUGUGCAUAGGUGAACUAGUUUUCUGACAGGUUCAGUUAUCAGAAGUCUAGGUCAUAUGCAUUUCCUGCAGUGAAUGAGUUGUUCAUGGAAGUUUUCUUCUUCAGUGGCCUUGUGCUAUGAGUUCUACUGCUAUUACUGCUAUAAGAAAGAUGGUGGACAAGCAAGUGGUCAGCCAGUGGGAACAGCCAUGCUGGAUUUGGUUUCUAAGUAAUGGGAUUUCACUGAUAUAAACGGUUAGAAACUGGAAUGUGUUGCACGUAACCGCAGGCUAAAUCAUCACUUGUAAAAUCAAACAGAAAUAUGCACAGCUUGAGGGACUGACCUUUUAUGUCUGUCUUCAUUUUAAUGUAGUAUUUCCCCAGGGAGACUUAUUUUAACAUGGUGAUCCAUCACAGCGUCAAAUACAUCUGAAGUUAAAUGAUUUAAUGGGUUAUCAAAUUUUAUAGGUUCCUGUGGCUACACACACACACACACACACACGAUUAUGCAUAUUAUAGCCAAAGUCGCAAGUGGGGUGACCACUUUCUUAUGGGAAAGCCAGUGAGUUGUUUAAAAACGUGUGGUUUGCAUUGUAAUGUCUGAUAAUGCAAUAAUGUGCCCUCUAAAGUGCUAUUGGUUUAAUGGUUUGUUGUGUAAUCCUACUGAGAAUGUUGCAGUUUCUAGGCGGAGGGAUUCAUGAUUAGUCAUGAUUUUCCAUAUAGACACGAAAUAUAUCUGUAAGAAACAUAUUUAAGGGUGGACUUUAGGCUACCUGUAUAAAACCAGGUUGAGGAAAGCUGACCCGAGUAGUGGAAACAUAACACAAGUAGAAUUCACUGAGACUCCUAGAUAACAAAGCUAUUAGGUAGUCAGGGCCUGCCCUUUAAAAUAACUACGUAGGUUGGCUGGGCCUAUCUGGUCCCAUCCUGAAUUCCAUCCCUGCGGAGAGCCACAGGUCCCCCAUCCCUGCAUUAAGUAUUGUAAAGGUCCCUCAAGAAUACACAUGUAUCAUGUCUCCAUACAUCCUCCACUUUUCCCAUCACAUGACAAAAUUCCACUUGAGUUUUUGAAAGCCAUACUGUGGUAACAGCCUUGUGAACAAACAGAUUAGGUUAUGUGGAUGCCUUUAAAUGAGUCUGUACACAUUUGAAUUUGUAAAGUGCAAAUAAAAACAAACAAACAAACAGCUGACCACAUGUUUGCUAGUGCUCAGUUGCCCCCCCCUCUCUCUAUAUAUAUUAUCUUGUUUUUUCCAUUGGCUUGGGCAGUUAAUACUGGGACACUAUUAACAGUAUCCUCAGUGAUGAUAGCAAUGCGUAAGUUUGAAAAAUUAAAAUUAAAGAAUAUACCUUUACUUUAGUUCUUAUCUCAAUCCAGCUUCAGCCAAAGAAGCAGUUGUGUGGUAGCAGCUUUAAAUCAAUACCCUGCACAGAGGCUUUCCUACUUCUUACAAACCUCCAAAAUGAAUGGUUCCUCUAUUAACUAUACACUCAUGGAUGCUGUAGAAAGGGAAAGGGUAGAGUGUAAUGCAGAAGGGACUGUCUUCUGGGUCAUUCCUGCUGUUAAGAGCGAAAGCACUCAGUGCAGUGAAGCACAGGUACACCUAGGGCAUUAGCUUGAUGGUGUGGCUGCAGCGCAGGACAGUGACGAAGUGAGGGUUGAGUGGGCAAACUAGCACAUCCAAUCUGGUGCUCCGAUCGGUAUGCCCACACAAUCCCGGGCUCACCACCCUGUCGCAUACGGUCCAGAUAAGUAUCACCAAUGUCAGUAUUAAGAGGGCAGCAUUAGUGCCACUGUGCUGGCCAACAUUCCCUAGUUAACUUUUUACAUGCAUGGGCAGAGUUUUUGAUGCUGGUGGCUCUUACAGUAGUGCUUGAAUGAAAAUGUUUUUGUUAGAAAGUGUCAAACUUGUGGCUUAUUCAAAGGUGGUGAAUGGACUGGAUUGACCAGAAUUCUAAGCUUCAUGUCAUGAGAUGGUUUUUAAACAAGUUAUCCUGUUGAAAGUAAAAAAAUGGGCUCCACUGUGCCUGUGUAAGCCUUGGGAAUGUCUGGAGGAGUUCUCUGUGACUUUGUCCCCUUGGCUCAUGCUAGUAUUAGUAUAUAGCCAUGAUAUGGAACACGUGAUCAGAAUCCUAAGAACUUCUUGAGCUCUUGGACCCCUUCUUUUGGCUAUUGCUCCCAACAUACCCAUAUGGUUCAGCUGGGAGAAAGACCUAUGUAGAUCCAGUUUAGCUAAAUAAAAUCCCCAAAUGCUUGAGUAUGUAUUGUGGUUAUGACUAAGGUUGCCAUAUUUUUACACCUGGAAACCAGGACAUGUCAGGAAUUUUCCUGACAAAUGGCAAGCCUAGUUAUGACGUAUCUAUUUAAGCAUAUUGGGAUUUUGCUGUUGUCAAUCACUCUAGUGGCCCUUCUUGGUGCUGAAAGGUGGUAUAAAAUGCUUUCAUAACUACAAAUAGAUAUCUCCGCCUACCAGAAUUAUGAAUGAACUGAAUUGUUGUACAAAUUGGUUUUUGGAAUUGCUACCUGUACUGUUCAUUAUUAUAUGACUGUGAUACACCAAUAGCUCCAUAGCAGAGAAGGGCAUACACUUGUUCUCUGCUACCCCAGAGGGCAGGACUAGAUCUAAUGGACUUUACUUAGAGGAAUUUAGAUUUAGGAGCACAUAAACCUACCUUCUGCUUAGUUGGAUCAUUAGUGCAUCUGGGUCAGUGUUGUCUCAGUAGCUCUCUAGGCUUCUGGACAGGUGGCCUUUCCCAGUCCUACCUGGAGACGAUGGGCAUUGAACUUGUGGCUUCUGCAUGCAGAGCAAAUAAUCUACCACUGAGCUAUGGCCCUUUCAGUCUAACAUUCAGUGGAAACCUCUUGACCAGGAAUGCCUGGUGUGGUGGGGCAGUGCCACAGAAACACCCUCCAGACACUGAUAUUGCUGUAGCUUAUUUCGUUGGAGCUGGGACUGGGUGGCAGUGAGGCCAGGGCUGAUGGAGCCAUUCCAUACUUCUAUUGGUGCAUUCAUACAGUGCUGGCCUCACUGCUGCACAGUCCAGUGUCUGUCCAGGCAACCUACGGAUUGGUAUUGGGAGGGCAGCUCCCUACAUUGCCCCCACCACACCGGCUGCUCCUGCUCUGUUAGGGAUGAUUGAGUAUUGGAUUUCCUGCAUCAAGCAGGGGGUUGGACUACAUGGCCUAAAAGAGAAUGGAUAAUAAUUGAAAUGGGAUAAGUAGCUGGGACAAGCUUUUCAAGUGUUUAUAAUCUGCUCAGGUUUCUGGACCGUAAGUGUAUGGGAUAUUGGGUUGGGAAUAGCAUCCUUUAAUUAUUUAGCCAGGAAAAGCUUUCUUUUAUUUUUUUUGUUUCCAUAUAUUCAUAUCUAGUAUCUGUUUGAUAUUGUUAUUUUGAGGACUGAUUUAUUGUAUUUGAUUGUAAUUUGAUUGUAUUGAUAUACUAUUUAUCACUUUGGGGGCCUUUGGGUUAAGAAGUUGUGUGCGUGCAUGCCAUAGCUGUCAACUUUAAGAUUUGAAAAUAAGGGAUCAGCAGCCUCAAAAAUAAGGGACCAGCAGCCUCAUCUGUCCCAGGGACAGUCUAUGGGAUAUCUAACAAUCUGGGAUAGCAGCGGGAAGCAGUGGGAAACGGCACUGGAAUAAGGGAAUUUCCCUCAAAAAAAGGGAAGGUUGACAGCUAUGGUGCAUGCACAGAGAAUACACACACACACACACACACACACACACACACACACACAGAGAUAGAGAGAGAGAGAGAAUAGAAUCGUGGAGUAUAUGCCUUUAGUCUACCCCAUGAGCUAUUCUAGAAGCACAACUACUCAUAGGAAAGGGCAUAUUAGUGUCCCAGUCCGAGGUUGGUGCAAAUGUGUACCAGAAAUAAUAUUGGAGUUUGUAUGCAAGUGAAUAAAUCCUAUUUAUGGUGCUACAACUGAACCUGGUGCAUAGGGAUGUGAUGUAGACAUAGAAAGGCUUCCUUUUUAACAUGGUGCUGGGUAGGCAAGAAUUACUCACCCAUACCUAAAAUUGUAUUUUAAGCUGGGCCCUCAGCUUUUACAUGUGCAGUGGUAGCACACCAUUAAAGUAUCUGGCUGGGCUGCUAAUCCCUGGUGUUCUUACAGCGCAGACAGAGGCAAGGCGACAUGUUUGUAUAAGAAGUGAGGCACAUGCGAUGUUAUAUGGGGUGGUUCUUCUUGCUUGCUUUUCAUUACAUGUAAAUUGGACCUGAGCUUUAUUGAAAUGAGUGGUUUUUACAUCUGUGUAAUGGGUCUGAUGUGGAUAUGCUCCCAGUGUUUCUAUGAUCGGGGGUGCAAGUCUGUAAUUCUAAGCACCCUUGUUUUCAAAUGAGUUCCAUUAAAACUAGAUCAGUGGAACUUAAUGCAAAAUUUGGAACUGGUGUCUAAAAUAGCAUUUAUCAAGUGUGCAACUACAGAUUCAAUGAAAUAAAGGCUUAGGAACUUUUAGGCCUGCAGGAUUUUACCUAAGUUAAUAAAGUUAAUAAUAAUAAAUAAAUAAAUAAUAAAUAAUAAUAAAGUUAAUAAAGUUAGCACUCUUUUGCAACACAGCUUUUAAAAUCAGUUCUCAAUGAAGCAAUGAAAAGUAAAGUUCUUUCUUUAUUAUACUUUCCAGCUGCACUGAACAUCAUCUUUAUUUCAAACAAAUUGUUUUGAGCAUAUAUUUUUAUUUUAUCUGAAAUCUUAAGUUUUUAACUUUAAUAUUUAAACAUCAAUAUUCCAUUAUUUUCUCCAGAACUGUACAGGACAUCCUUAUCCAUAAAGCAAUUUACUUCAGUGCAGGUUAGACAACUCUCAAGAGUUGUUUUAAUCAUGAGUUAUGAAGCAGGCAAGUGCAUAAAUACAAUUUAGUGUGUAGGACCUCAUUGAUUUUAUUGGCUGUUUCAACAUUGAAACCUGUGGUUUCAGAGUUUUUAUUCACAGAAGCAUAACUCGACCAGGUCUUUCAAAAGGUUAACCCAAAAUAUGUUCCUAGUGUCAAAAUCCCAGAUAUGCAUUUUGCUUGCUUGUUUAUUUAUUUUCAAUCCCAUCAUUCCUCCCAAAGGAGCCUUAGUUGGCAAACAAUAAAACAGAUAGAUGAUAGAUAGAUGAUAGAUGAUAGGUAGGUAGGUAGGUUUGUGUGUGUGUGACACACAGAGUGAGAGAGCGAGAGAGAGAGCGCAUUUAAAAGCAAUUGAAUAUGCUAACAGUUAAAUAACAAGAAACAGUAUAUUUUUCUAUCAAAUGCCUUGGUGAACAGGAUUGUUUUGGAUUGCACCUGAAUAGUCUAAGCCACUUAAGGCUAGUGCUUACACCUUGCCUUGGAUCUGUUAGCUUACUGGCAGCCAAUGGGAUGCCUUCAGGAAUAGUUACACAUGGUCACCAACCUGGCAGCCUAAUUCUGCACUAUGCAGUUUCCUCUUAUUGAUAAAGAUAUUGAAGUCUCCCAAGGCUAUUCUCAUGAGGUUCUCCUACAUAUCACCAGAACCGCCUCUGCCUGCUCAGUCCGGGAAGAGGUUGUGCAGUGAGGUGGGUGGUAGACUUGUCUUUGCAAUCUGACACUGAAGUACAAACACUUACAUCCAGCUCCCAGAUGGAUUGGUUUCUUGGUGAGAAUGAUGGAAUUUAUGUGGAUGAUUGCCAAGCCUCCCCUCUGGUCUGUACUGUUGCUGUACUGAGUACCCAGGCAGGCAAAAUCAGGAAGGUCACAAAACUCCUAGCAUGCUCACCUAGGUCUCAGUAAUCCACACCAGGCCAGCUACCUCAUCCAGGAUGAAAUAAUGAAUGAGAGUUGCUUUCUUGUGGGCUAACUUGGCAUUAAGUAACAGCACCAUCAGGUGGCAGGGUGGUAUCUAAACAUCAUGGCUACUCAAGUCUCUACAUGGGUGGGUGUGGGUGGGUAGGUGUCUGAGCAGGAACAACCGAUGUUAAGUGUCUGCCCAUCUUCUCUCCUAUGAUGAUACCCUCCAUUCCAUACCUUCCUCUCCGUAAGAACCUGGAAAUAUCAGAAGUUCUCCCACUUGCCUCCUCUGACCCAGGCAUAUGUUUUUGUUUUCACCAUCUUCCUCGAAGCAACCACUCAGUAGAAGGGGGAGGUUUACCUGGCACCUGUUGACUUUCUAGAGUGUAUCACGCUUCUGUUCAAAGUGCCUUUCAUUAGCCACAAUAAUCAAAGCCAGCCAUGGCCUUUGGUGUUAGAUCAGAGAUGGAAGCUUCAGGCAGUUGGGAGUCCCAGGAACGCAAAACGUGACCCAUACAGCAAGAGAGAAGGAAACAAAAUGCUAUGCUGUUAGAUCUCCCAGGCUCUAAGUAAAUGUUGCAUUGUAUAAUAGCCAUUAAAUGUCCAUGCGAUAGUUCUCAGUUAGGAUCAAGAGAAUUUUCGGGAAACUUGAAUUUAGAGGCUUUCUUUGCCCUCUAACAUCAGCAGUUAGCCUCUGCAUUGAACCUCUAGGGAUGCAACAAUCAAACUCUUGAUUUCGUAGCAAUAUAAGACAUGAAAAGUAACCAAGAGUUGCAAAAAUGAGUAAUAUUUUGAAUUUAAUUAUAUUUCAAGCUUAGGUUAGAUGCUGCUAAAAGUGAAGCCAGUUGAAUAACGCCACCCAAAAUUUCUGUCUGUCUCUUUCUUUCUUUCAUCAGCUGACAUUUGAUAAGUUACUUUAUCUUCACAAACCAUACAAAACACUGUAUUCUAACAUUCUUGUUUAUGUUUCAUAAAUAUUGACAAAUAUUGACAAAUAUCUCUUUAAACUUGCAGCAAGUAGUGGCAGCAAUAAAUGCAGGAGUCAAUCCUAAAGGAAACACGUCUAACAGUCAUUGGGAUUUGGGAAGUUCCUUCUUCUUUGCUGGCACUGUUAUUACCACCAUAGGUAGGAUAAAACUUAUUAUUCUAUUUUGAAGAGUGUAUUACCUAAAACAAAUUUAGUUUAAAAUAUAUGUUUUCGUUUGGCAGAUUUUGUUUGUCUAUUUUAAUAGUAUUUUUAUAUUUUAAGUUCAUAUAUGUUGGCAAAAACAGUUUUCAUUAGACAUGCACACUUACAUUUAUAAGAUUCAAUAAAUGAUAUAAAAACUUUAAUAGAAAGUAGGUUUAUAUGAAAGGUGCAGUUCAUUAGUGCACUGUACACCAAUUAUUUGAUUAUUCAUGUUUUAAAACAAGCUUGUGCUUUGAGCUGUUGAUUUGGGUCUCUAGAAGUGACAUAAUUCUAGACAAAUAUUGUCUAGAAUUAAUAUAUAUGUUCAAUGUUUUCAACAUUCUAAGUAAUCAGCCUGUUUGGGAAAUUCAUUUUUAUUAUAAAGUUGUAGCAGGCAAACUCAGAUUUAACCAUAGUGGGUUGUAUUAGGCUUUUAGUAGCGUGCAACAGCUCAUGACAAAUAUUCUUCAUAACCUUGUUAAUGUUGUGCAUCCUUCACUUCAGAUGCUCAAUGGACAGUAGCACCAUGCCAAAGUAGACACAAUGAUGGCAGGUUCAUGUGUUUAAAUAUGCAUUUUGCCCCAGUCACAGAGAAGGAGGGUUGAGGGAUGAGGCCGCUCCAUAUUUGACAGCAAAAUGGACACACAGAGGAGGAGUGUAGACUUCCCCCCUUCCCAGUGAAGGAGGCAGAAGUCUGCAAUGUUAUGAAUGGCACGAAGAAAGGGAACUGAAAAAAAAGAUCACUAGAAAUAUUAUUGAACAUUAGCUUCUCCAGGGUAACUGAUUUGCAGUUGUUUAAGGGCAUGCAACCCUUGGUAGAUGCAGGGACCGCCUGGCCCAUUUUGCCACCUGGGGCAAAAUGUGAACGUGCUGCCCUGUGCAGGUGCUGCAUGUUAUGUGCUACCCACUCCUCUGGUUGCCCCCACCAAAGCCUCACUUACCAGGAUCAUGCGGCUGCAGCUUCCAGGUUCUGGCAGGAUCUUGCAAGAGCCCUGUGACAUUGACCUGCAGGACUCUCACAAGAUUCUGCUAGAAACCGGAAGCUGUCACGGUCACUUCUGUUUGCUUCUCUGGUGGUGCAGGUGCCCCUUGGAUUCUGCCACCUGAGGCAGCUGCCUCAGUCUGGGCAUAUAGUAUUGUCUCUAUAACAACCUGUUUUAGAGCUGGGUUGCUUAAACUGUCUUCUGAAUGCCCUACAGUCACUAAUAGCCUGGUGCACAUCACUUGCUUUGAAUAUGGAGCAAACAGCCUUCAGCACUGAAUAGGAUAAUGUGUGUUUAAUGGUAGCUCCUCCCGAGGCUUUGCAAUAAAUUCAAAUCCCGCACUAGGUGUGACGAUCUCCAGCUUUCUUCUGGUCUUUACAAUAUAAGGUCGUUCAAAGCUACUUCAGGUCCUGAAACUAAAAAGAUAGCAAGCAAUUAUUGGCAUUCUGGAAGGUAUGCCAUGGUUGAUGGCAGGUUUGAGCUAGCACUUAACAGACUAAAGUAAAUCCUUGUAGAUCCACAUUUGUGAUUAGAGACCUGGUCUAUGAGUUCAAACGAAAUUUUAUUGUAAAUAAUGUUUCUCUCUCUAGUCUAUGUCCCCUGUGGGCACAAGCAUUUCUUCUGAGGUCAGAACAUUUUCUAUCUUGUUAUGUAGUUUAUUGAUUCAGCUGAACAAUGGGGAAUUGUACUAUUAACCCUCUUCCUGCUGGCAGGGUUUUACUGCAUUCAUAUGAAAUAUGUGCAGAGCUGCAAAUUUGAGCUGGGUAUCAGUGGUUUGAUGUGUGGCCUGUCCUGCUUGCAACUGACCAUGCUGCUUGAGGCCCUGAAGCUUCUAGGUCUGCAUGCGUACAAACCCUAACAGUUGUAACAGUGUCUGUUGCGUGUAAACAAAAAUGUGGCAAUCAGGACUUGAAGUGCCAGUAGAAGCAAGAACUGUGGUAGCCAUGAGAAUGGGAAUGAUGCCAAUGGAGUGUUUGAGCAUGUGAUAGUAGAACAUAACAUUCCUUUUAUUUUCAAAUGUUGGAACAAUUAUAUGCAUUAGCUCAGAAGUUUGAGCUGAUAUGUAUUAAGUUUGAGCUUGUAUGUAUUAGCAUCAAAAGUUUGAUGGAGGUAGAGUUAAGGUUUCUUCGUUGUUGUGAGGUGGGCAUGGUGAUGUAUGUGGAUUUUUCUUUCAAUUAAACAUGUCUACAGCGCUGGCUACCUAAGUUUCCUGAUCUGAAAAAAACAAAACCCAUGGGAGGAGUUGCCUCAUAACAUCUUUCUCUUCGUUCCUCAACUUUAAUUGAAGUAUGGGAAACCGGGAAGGCUGGCUAAUGAAAGCAUGGGAUUGGUGUACUCACUGGUUUUGUUUUUAAAGCCAUCUGUUCCUUUGACCUUAAAAAAAAUUCACAGACUUUUAAAAAUCAACAACGUAAAAAGACCUUGCUUAAAAAAAUAACAGUGAACAGGCAUCAGACACACAUGCUUGCAGUUGAAGAUGUCAUGGGGUUUCUUUAAGGAAAGACAACCACACAGGAAGGCUGCAGAGUGCAGACCAGCAGAGAGAUUUGUAGAAUGAAAGAAAAUCCACUCACAAAACCCGUUGUCCACUUGGAAAUAAAGUAAACAAAUGAAACAUUGCCCCCACCCAUGAGAAUGUCACUAACAUUUUCUCACCAGCAGUGGACUGCUGUGGCGUCUGUUGUGUCACUGAUGCUUACCUGGAGAUGAAGGGUGAGGGAUGAGGCAGCAGUGAGAAUGGCUCCACGACUGCAUUUGUACAGCCUCAAUCUGAUUCUGUUGCAGGUGCACUUUUACUGCUCCAACCUUGCUGCCUCUCCCUUCUUUCUCUUGGUAAGGAUCUGUGAUGCACCAGAUCAGAGGUCAAGUCAGCAGCAGUUCCCCAUCAUUCCAUCUGCUGCUGUUUUUCACCUCUUGGAUAAUUUUGCAUGCAAAUUCUCUUUUCAUUAAUUGAUGGAGAAUGCUAAGUACACUAGUUAUUUUCACAUAAACUAGCUUAUGUACACUUAGCAAAUCUUCUAAAUUAUGCUGAUGCAAGUUCCUUUGGUGCAUCCUUCCCAUUGGUGCAAGGAACAAAAGCUACCUUUAAAAAUGCACAAAAUGUUGCAACACUGUGUUCUCUGGAAGCCAGAAUUGGCCUGUUAAUGAGAGAAAGAGGAAGAGAGAGCUUACGUUACAGCUUCUGGUUUUGCAUAUGUUGAGUACCACUUUAUUAAGCAAAGUGCCAAGGGAAAGUCUGAAUGAACUGUAGUGUUGUGAAAUGUUAGGCAAACAUUCUACUUGACCAUUUUGAACAAGUGAAAAUUCUGCCUGAUAAAAGAAUCCAGGGAAAUAGUUUUCAGAUCAUGAGUUCUAAGACCCAAUUAUCACAUUAUUGAACUGGGAGGACACCAACUGGAAAACUGACCUUGCUUACGAUUCAGCCCCAAGUCACUUUGGCAAUGUAUUUUGUUUGCUUCAACAAUUUAUAUGCUGCUUAACACUGUAGUGCAUAACAAGGUUACACAAGGUACGAUAUAGAUAAAAUCAGUUAAAAUACACAUCAUCCAUGCUCAGGACUUAGAAACGUUAGACGCUUCCAAAUAAUAAUAAUAAUACCUUUAUUGUCAAUGUACAACCUGUGUACAAUGAAAUUAAAAGAGCUAUUUGAGCAUGGAACAGACUGCCUUGGGUGGAGGUUGUGGACUUUUCUUUUGCUGGAGGUGUUUAAACCUCACAACAAUAAAGCAAGCUUGACUUCACAUCUAGCAAAGAUCUAACAACAGAAUCCCAUGCAAAUAUAUACUCAGAUGAAAGUCCUGUUGUGUUCAAUGGUGCUUACUCCCAAGAAAUAAAGUUUGUGUUCAGCUAACUUCCAGGCAAGUGUGCUUAGGAUUGCAGCCUUAAUCAUGGUAUGCUGUGCUAGACAUAUAGACCCUCCAUUGGAGUCACUGUGCGCUAUGUUACAUCUUUUCCUGGUUCAAGUGGUUUUUUUUGUUUUUUUGGAGUGCUGUAAUUUGAAAACAAUUGUGCAGAUCGUUAUGAGUUGUAAUCGCCUGGAAUGAGGCACAAAGGUGGGAUAGAAAUAUUUAAAUAAAUAAAUACCAAGUAAUUCCUAAUCGAGCUUAUGGGGAUUCUCCCCAUCCUUAUCUUGACCACUGCACAUGUGACCACAUAAGCAAGUAUCCGUUCCACCCACCAAGACUUGUGGGGUUUUGGUGGUUAUGGUGGGGGAGCAGAGUUAUACUGAUUUGGGUAACUUUCUUUCCUUUUCUCUUUCUCUCCCUGCCACUCUUCUUGCAGAAACUGACCAAGUCUGGAAUGAAGUCUUGUCUUGGCUAGAGUAGGUUGGCGGGGGGGAGGGGGGGUACAACAGAGUGGCAGUACAGACAAAAUAGUAUCUUCAGUUCUGAAGUGUUUUGAAAGCUAGUACGUAUUUCUCAAGGGAAACAAUGGUUUACCAACAAGUAAAGCAGCUGAGUUUGCUCACCUGCUCAACAGGCUACAACCUUCUGUUAUAUUCAGUGCUUUUUUUUCUAAAAAAAAUGUUUAGGGGUACUCUCAUUUUCCUACUCAUAUUGAAAUACUGUCCUUCAAUGAGGCCAAACUUAGAUUCACAAAAUGUUUAAGGGUAUGUGUACCCCUGUGUCCCCCUAGAAAAAAGCACUAAUUGUGUGUGUGUGUGUAUAGUCACUUUUCCAAGUUGAGGCAAUAUAACGUCUCAAAUAUGUUAAACAGGGCUAGUCACUGACAAAGAUGAAAUAAUAUAGAUGAAACCCCAAAGAUUAUAAUCUCUCCUCCUCCUCUUCUUCUUCUUCCUCUUCCUCUUCUUCUUCAGUAUUCUUAGUAUAUCUAUGCUGUUUCUCUUUUUAUGAUUCUCAACUACUCUCCCCUUCCAACAUCCUCUUUUCUCCUUGAGUAUUGAUUCUUUUUGACCUUGCAUUCACUGUUUCAUGCAGUCAAAGAUCACAUUCUUAUAACCCCCCCACCCAAAUCUUCCUAAAUGACACAUUCCAAGCUGUAUUUACAGAUUCCAGAAAAAGGCACCCCCCAUCCCCUCCCAGUAACAUAUUGGAAUGUAAAGGGCUAGCAAGGGUCAAAUUAAAUAUGUCCAUUUGGAGAAUAUAUGGGAAGAGGGUGCUCCCUGAGGUUGCAUGGCAUGCGCAAGUAGCAAAACAAUAAGCCUAUGUUGGGAUAAUUAUCUACAUUUUCUGGCAAGUGUCAGUUGAUAAUAGCUCUAGAAGCUCAUUAUAUCAUGAAGCUAUUACCUACUACAGCAGAGCUGGAAUUUUAUCAUGCUUAAAUUUUGGUUCUAAAUAUGGGCUUUUGACAGUUGAUAUCAAAACAAACAAAAAAACUCUGAAGCAUUUUAAUUCUGAAAUUGAAAUUUUGGAGGUCUUUUUUUUAAAAAAAUGACCACGCCAUUUGAAACAUAGUUAUUUGUAUUUCUUUAUUCAAUACAGUUAAAGCAAUAACUUUUUUGGGGGGGGGAGACUUUCUUUAAGAUAGCUUACAAUGAUAUAUAAAUUGAGCAUAUUUAUAACAAUAUGUAAAAAAAUAUUGAGACACAUAAUAACCAUGAGGUGUUUUGCAUGAUGCAAUAAGCCAAAUCUUGACAUAGUAGUGAGAUCGUGUUGUAUGGUGUGGUUUAUUUAUAUACUACUUCUCAGCCUAAGGUCCCCAAAGCAGUGAACAAUAUUAAUACAAAAUAAAUACAGUAUACAGUAAUACUACAAUACAUAAAAUAUACCAGUCAAAACAAUACAAAUAGCAACAGAAUUUUCAGUGUCCAACCUUGGAGAUGAGCGGGGGAGAAUAGAAUGUUCCACUAAGUAUAGCUCCAAGGAAGGUCUUCUUCAUCUUUGGCGAUCACUCGCAGCCGAGUAAGAUUGUCUUCCAUAAACAAGGUGGGGACAUUGGUUUCUGGGCAGGAGCUGAUCACAGUGUGGAUUUGCCAAGUGUGCCUUCCUCCUAGCAUGUUUCUCCCUUGCGUCCUGAGUUCGAGUGUCUUCAAAGCCCAUGACACCUUUGGUAAAGGCUGUUCUCCAACUGAACCGCUCUCAGGCCAGUGUUUCCCAGUUGUUAGUGUUUAUACUACAUUUUUUUAGGUUUGCCUUGAGACAGUCUUUAAACCUCUUUUGUUGACCACCAGCAUUACGCUUUCCAUUUUUAAGUUCGGAAUAGAGUAGUUGCUUUGGAAGACGAUCAUCAGGCAUCCGUACAACAUGACCAGUCCAAUGAAGCUGAUGUUGAAAAAUCAUUGCUUCAACACUGGUGAUCUUUGCUAGGUAUUCCAUACCAGAAGCAGCCUCCUAACACUUCCAUCUCCAGCAGAUGUGGAGGGCCUGUCAAAUCCCAGUUGGAACAGAUUUCCACAAAUGUGGGGGGCCACCACUGAAAAAGCCUUCUCCUUUGUGCCUGUAAGCAUGAAUGCUUUUACAGGUGGGUACACAAGUUCUCAGAAGUUGAUUUCUGCAUGCAGGAAUGCUGAUAUGGAUGGUGGUCAACUGGUCCAAAACCAUUUAGGGCUGUAAGGUUGGCUGCAUAAAUUGAGCAUAGAAAUGCACUGGCAACCACUGUAACUGAUACAACAUAGUUAUCAUAUCAUACGUUCUUACCGCCAAGCACCUAGCAGUACCCUGUUGGCUGCAUUUUGCAUGGAUUGAAGUUUCCAAGCCAUCAUUAAAACUGCAUUACACAUGGUAGCCUAGGCUGGUGUCGCUAGUGCAUGGGUAACUAAAGCAUUGCCACAGGGUCACAGUAUACCAGAAUAUGGUGGUAAAAAGCCCUCCUGGCCACCGCUGUAAUCUGAACUUGUCUUGUUAGCACUGAGUUCGGUGGAAUUCCCAAGCCCAACAUUCUGUUUCUAGGGCGGCUAGUUGUUCAAGGACGUUCGCAAGCAGAUGUGAUUGUCUUAGCCACCACUAGUAUCUGGUGUUCAGAGGCAAUAUACUUCUGAACAUAAAGGUUCCCUUUCGGUCUAUGAAGUAGCAGCUGAAGGAUUUUCUUGAGCAGGCAUCUAAGAGAAGCCCUAAAGAAUUCAUAAAGCUAAAUAUGCAUUGUUCUUAGUGGUGCCAUGACUGGUUCUGUCAAGCAGGCUUGUGGUUUUGUUUGAGUAUACCGACAAGUGGCUGUUCACCUAAGAUUGUUCUAUUUUUGAAUUCUGAGACGGAACACGUUUUCCAGAAAAGUUCUUACAGUCAGUAACAGCACUUGAACCCUGACUAACUCUUGCAUUCUUUCUUUCCUCUUGGACACUUGGGUUCUUGACCAAACUUUAACAAGACCCUUAUAAUCCAACAUGGCAUGCUUCAAGUAUCGCUGGAUGUAUCCCAAUUCUGCAAUGCUGAUUUUCCCUGAAAUGAUUUCUCAUACGCCUUCUUAUUUUGUUUUCAUUUGAAGUCCCAGAUCAUAUUGGUAUGUUAUAGUCCAACACUGAAAAUAGCAAGGAUCAAUUCACACAUUGGCACAAAAGAUCUAGGUGCUUGAGGCAGAAAAUCCAAUUAAAGCUACUGCUUCCCACAAAAAAUGUAUAACAUAAAGCAAAUUUGGCUACUUCAAUCUGCUCCUGUUCACACCUUAAAGCAGAGGUGGGGAGCCUGUGGCUCUCCAGAUGUUUCUGGACCACAACUCCAAUCUUUCCUGACCACUGGUCAUACUGGCUAGGGGUGAUGGGAGUUGGAGACCAACAACAUCUGGAAGACCACAGGUUUCCCAUAAUAAUAUGUCAUAGUUUCACUAUCCUUUUGCAACUAUGCCAGAACCGCACUGCAACAAGGGAUUUAGCAAUCCUGUACUUAAGGAAAUCAGCCCUGAGUGCUCACUGGAAGGACAGAUCAUGAAGCUGAGGCUCCAAAACUUUGGCCACCUCAUGAGAAGACCCUGAUGUUGGGAAAGAUGGAGGGCACAAGGAGAAGGGGGCGACAGAGGACGAGAUGGUUGGACAGUGUUCUCAAAGCUACCAGCAUGAGUUUGACCAAACUGCGGGAGGCAGUAGAAGAUAGGAGUGCCUGGUGUGCUCUGGUCCAUGGGGUCACGAAGAGUCAGACACGACUAAACGACUAAACAACAACAACAACAUAUAUAUAUAUAUAUAUAUAUAUAUAUAUAUAUAUAUAUACAUUUUCCAAAAAUGAAAUACAAUGAGUCAAACAUUUCCCGAUAUAUAAUUCCAAGAUAAUUGACUUCCCUUCCACCCUCCCAUGGUUUCCUCUAAUUAUCUAUUGCUGCUGCAUAUUAUAAUUAAUCUAUACCUUCUUUCCUCCACCUUAUUCUCAGAGUAACUUUUACUGCUGAGCUUAUUCCAAACCUGCAAGCAUCUUAACAUGUUUAUGAUCAUUUUUAAAAUAAUCUACAAAAAAAGUCCAAUCCUCCUCGAAGGCUGCCUCGUCUUGUUCUCUAAUUUUACUAGUUAAACUUGCUAAUUCGGCACAUUUCAUCAAUUUCAACUUCCGCUCUUCUUUCGUAGGAGCUUCAUCCUCCCGCCAUUUUGGGGCAUAUAGUACUCUUGCUGCAGUAGUCACAUACAGAAACAAAUUCCUUUGAUUAUUUGGUACAUCAAGUCCAAUUAUCCAUAGGAGAAAAGCUUCUGGUCUUUUUGGGAGAGUCCUCUGAAAUAUCUUUUUGCCAUCUCAUUAUGUAUCAUCUCCCCAAAUCCCUUUGCUACUCUACCACAUAUGAUAAAAUGUACCAGCAAAUGUACCUAUCUUUAUUCAGUUCUUAACUCAGGGAUAGGAUUGUACUGGUCAGAAAAGCUGGGUUAAUAUUAUUUAUAUUUUCAUUAACUGAAUUUUUGAAACUAGGAUAUUUUCUCUUGAGUUAAUGGCUCAGGAUUGUUUUCUUCUGAAUCAUCAUUGCAUUUGGGAAGAAAGACAUACUUCUCCAAACCCCAGUCAAAGGGCUCUCAAAAACUGUAGUGGCUUUUAUAGGAGAGCCGAAGUAAAUCUAUCCUUUAUUUGCUUGAUUCUUGUCAUGCUUUCAGAACUAGAACUGCUGGUACCUUCUGUCCCCUAUGCUUUAUGAAAUCACAAAUGUGCCAAUUCUAAUCCUUGCACAGAUGUGCCAGCUAUAGCCUUUUGUUGAUACCUUACAAGUUUACAAAGCUAUUCUUAAUUUCUGAUUUAAACAUUUGCAUGUUUGCACACCUGUCUUUUUAUGCCAUCUUACUGCAUGGUUAAUGUAACCAUUAACUUGCCCCCCCCCACUUUAAAAAAAUAAAUAAAUAAAUCUGUCCUGCAGGUGAUCAAACUUUUCUAAAAAUAGCACACUGGGCUAAUUAAAAUGGAGUUGUCCCUUUUUAUCACAUGCUGUGGAAGUCAUGAACCCUGAGUGGCAAAUAUAUAAUUACAAGGUGCAAUGUAAUAGCUUAUAAUUCAAUUUAGACAUCUGUUUAAUGAAUAGGAAGCAGAUAGUGUUGCAGUUUGUCAGUCACAUGGAUAAUUGAUCAAAACAAAACAUGCCAGACCAAAGGCUCUUUUAUUUUUUCAUGUGCUAAUAGAUUGCAGGGGGAAGAGAUUUAAGUCCUGCAUGCACAUGUUACUUAAUUGUGUGCCAGUUUAUGCGCCAACUGAGAACUGCAUCCGCAGUUUAAUCUGGGGACCAAUUAACACACUGCCCUUGAUAUGGAUGCUCCAUGCCAGCUGAGCAUGUCCUCAUCAGAAAGUGAUAUUGGUUCUGCAGGACCUCUGAACAUCCCAUGAUUUAAGGUUGAUGUAAAGGUUACUGUUAUAGCAGUUCUGUCUAGCAGUUACCAGUGAAACCAUAGAUGGCAUCUUAAGCGUAUCCACAGUUACCUUUCCUCCAUUCUUUCCAGGUGGGGUCCACUCUUUAAAGUUUUGUGUCCAAAUUCCCUUUAUUGCCUUUUUUCUUCGCUCCAGAGCUAUCCCUGCGAAAACCCGCUUUUUAAAUUUCAACUGGAACAAAUAGCAAUCUGUGGAAAACCCAAAUUGACGUUUGCCCCAAUUGAGCACUAAAGAAUGGAUUUUCACAGAGAAAGCUGUGGGGCAGAAGCCUCAGAUGCUCAUACACGGAAAUCUUAAGUGCAGACCUGUGCCUGGAAAGAGCAAGGCAAAAGGCAAGUGUGAAUAAGCCCUCAGUUGCUACAUUGCUAGAGAGUUGAGCAGCUUUUGACUGCCAUGUGCAAGAAACUGCAGCAUCCUGUUUAGUUCAGACAUAGCAAACAGUGUUUUUUGUUCUAAAACGAGAAUAGAAAACCAGGAACAGAUCUCCAUCCAUGAAGAUAAAAGCACAAAGGCAUAUACUGAAUCCAGCUCACGCAGACCUCUUUUCACUGCAAAUUAUUCAUUUGAGAAUUAUAACUUUUUUCAGAGAAGCUUCAGAACUUCCAUUGGGGAAUGAAAACAAAUGCUAUAAAUGGGCUGCAAAAGGGAAAUAUUACUUCAUCAUUGUUUUGGAGUUCACUGAUGGUGUCAACAAACAUGUAGCUUGGGGUGAUCUCGUAGCUGUUAAAUAGCUGGAGUUACAAAAGUAUGUUUUAGACUUUGUUCUAGCUUUGUUCUAGCUUUGUUCUAGCUUAUCAGAGGAACUAUAGUGAAAAUAUCAAUUAUGGUGGUCAAACGUCCUUGAAAAAAAGGUUGUCCUCCUCCACUACCACCACCCAUGGAGUAUGUAGCCAUGGAGGAAUGUUGGGUAUUUUACAUUGUGCACUCUCAAUCUACUUGUGGUGUUGGCGAGUACCAUUGGGUUUAGCUUGAACAGCCCAGAAUCCCCUUCAACAUGAGGGGAGUCAAUGUAGACCGAUCAAUAUGGAAAGUAUUCCUUGGUCUUAAUGCUACUUAAAAGUCUGUGUUAGCAUAUGGAAAGCAUAAUAAAGUGAUGUACUGUUACAAAAAGAAGUGGGAAGAAAACUUCCAACCUAUGCCAAAUUUAACUGACAAUCAUAAAAAGAGGAAACUGCUUUUAUGACAGUAAGGCAGCCGUCUGUCUCCUCAUCACAGACAAGUCCGGUUAAACAUGAGGCAACUUGGCUGCCAAACACCAGGAAAGCAAAUGAGGCAUACGUGCCAGAUUUACAGUGCCUUCCAUUAUUAUUCUAUCCUGACCUCUAAAACCAGUUAUGGGAAUGCUGCACAUAUCUGCAAUUUGCAGAUUGCAUUAUCAAUAUUUAUCUGUUUAUUUAAAACAUUUACAGAGUACCUUGCUGCCUGAUGAGAGGUCUCCAUGGUAACUUACAAUAAUACAAGAAACUUCUAGUUUUUGAGGGGUUUUUUCAAGGCAACUAUUAAGUUGUGGGUGAGCAUAUCAGAUGACGCAGCAAUUCUUCAGACAGCUCUUGUUUAUUCACAGGCCAGAACAGAAUAGGGCUGAAGGGUUCAGCCAACCUGCUUAUAUAAAGCUCAACUACAUGGCAACAGUAACAACUUUCUGUAACUAUCCAAUCACUGAACGUCACUUUCAAUUCCUUAUUUGCAUAUGCGGACCUGAGUGAAAACUAUCUACAGUAUCCCCCUGCUGGCCCAGGGUGAGAACUUCAGUACAUAACAGCAACAUUGAGCAGUUGGGAGGUCUCUGUUUCCCCUCUGCCAGUGCACUGUUUCGUGUUGGCACCCAGCACAAAACUGGGCCAGGUACCUGGCGGUCCUUUCAGACAGGUGUAGCAGAUUCAGGGGAGGUAGCUGCUUGAGGUGGGCUGGUCUGUACACCCCAAAUCUGCUCUCAUAAAUGAAUUGUCUUUGAGGGACCCAUUGUGGGUAUACAACCUUAGGAUUUGUUUAUCUUUUGGUGGCAGUAGCUAGAUUAUUUAUAGCCCAACAAUGGAAAAACUCAAAGGCUCUGAAUGCUGGCCUAUGGUAUUGAAACUUACGGAACAUAGUUAUAGCUGAAAAACUCACUCACCAAGUAAGACUUCUAAAAGGACCUGAAUAUCCCAAGUAAUUUUAUGCAAGAAUGGAGUAGCUUUAUCAUACAGUAGUUACAAAAUUGUGGUCAUCCCUUAUUUGCAUAUUUGGAAAUCAGACUGAGAGGCAAUAACUGAGUAACUUGAAUGAUUUUCCUCCUCUUUGUAUGGUAUAUAAUUUUUGUAUUACAUUUUGUAACCAAUAUUUCUUAAGGAAAAGAGUUGAAAGGUGUAUAGCACUCCCCCUCCCUGCAAUUGGGCAGACUUGUCCAUUCAAGAGAGCAGCUCUUUUUGGUUCCUUAUGGCACCCCUGGCUAAGCAGGCUAGCCUGCAGUUCUGUUGACAUGCAAGUUUGGGUAGAAUGCUGCUAAAAAGAUUUUCAAAAUUACUACUGAAUUCAAAAACCCCAUAGUAAUCCAAAAUUACUUUUAGAAUGGUCCUUGGUAGCUUUUAUUGUGUCAGAAAGCAAUUUUGGAAAACAUAGCUCAAGACAUUAUUUUCCACAUCUCAUGCUCUGAUUCAUUUAUAUUAACAUAUCUCUGAACAACCAAUGGAACGUGAAAGUGCCUUAUGCUACUAUUGCUGAGGGGGGCAGGGACGAACACAAGAUUGCAAAGAGACAAGCCUCUGUCUUGCUCAUCCAGGUAAAACUGGUGAUGUCAAGGAUGUUUCAUUCAUUCACCAAAUCAUUAAUUUUUCGUUAUGUCUUUCAAGGCCUUGACCCUUCAGCCAAGAAUGUUGAAAUGUGCAAAUUUAAGUACUCAUCCAAGUGUUUCAAGGGUCACAAAGUUAUUGCCUUAAUUGAAAACCAUGUUUAAAAAUAGAAUGCUUUGCACUUUGCAUAAAUAAAAUAUCUAUGUGGAUCUGGAAUACUGAGCUAGCUUGCCACUUUAGGUUGGAGUCCUUCUAAGGAGGGCAGUGGCUCAAAAUAGCUGUAUUUAUUAUAGUAGGUCUGGACAGUGCCUGAAUAUUAUGGAAGCUGGAUGCUCUUUGUUUCCAGGGCUAGAAAGGAAGUAAAACCUCCCCCUUCAGCCACUCCAACGUUGAACGCUUUAGGAUAACCCAACUAUUUACGCAGCAGCAAUGCUCCCUUCCAAGAGAGACAUGUUUGUACACCAAUUUCUAUAACAGCUGGCAUUUUCAGACUGAACGUCUUAACUGAGCAUUAAAAACCAGCUUCUCCUGCUUUAUAGUACUGUUUCAUGUGAUAUGAUUUUUUGCAGUUUAUUGUUGUGAAUUGCAAUGAGAAGGAUCGUUGCACGUGUAUGCUUAUUAUUAUUACAUACAUGUUGGACCUGCAACAAAAAGGUGUAUGCUCACCUCAGCAGUGCCUCCCCCCUGGUCACUCUGCAUUCAGUGGCUAUUGCAUAUAUUUGUUUGCUCGGUUACUUUUCUGGAGGGUGAGAGGAAGGAGGAAACCCUACCUUUUAAAAAUGUGCUUGGUGGUGGGGGUUUUUUGGUACUUCUGCAAACCUCAGGGCUUCCCUGAGCAGGGUGAUCUCUCUCUCUCUCUGUCUCUCUCUCUCUCUGUCUGUCUCUCGGUUCUUACUGGAAAAAUCUACCAGCUAUAUAACAGAAGGCACGCAAUGUACUUACCAGAUAAUAAAAUACAGCAAAUGCUUCAUUCAACCAUGCCAUCUACUCAUGAUGAUUUACCACUCCUUAAUAGUGAACUCAGGUGCAGUGGUGUAGCGUGGGGGGUGCAGGGGGGCCGGCCGCACCAGCCGCACCAUCUGGGGGUUAGGGGGCGCAAAUCCACGGGUUAGGGGGCGCAAAUUACUUGCCUUGCCCCGGGUGCUGACAACCCACGCUACGCCACUGCUCAGGUGGCGAAUGUGGAUGGGAUUACAGCCAAAGCAUGGCCACCAUUUGGGCUUUCAGUCAAAGGCCCACCUACUCCAGCAUUCUGUUCUCACAGUAGCCAUGAGAAGCCUGAAAGGUGGGACCUGAGUUCAACAGCACUCUCUCCAGUUGUGAUCCCAGCAACUGGUAUUCAGAAUCAUGCCUCCUCCAAUAGUGGAGGCAGAGCAUAGCCAUCACAGCUCAUAGGCACUUGAUAACCUUAUCGUCCAUGAAUGUGUCCAAUCCUCUUUCAGAGCUUAGUUGGUAGCCAUCACUGCUUUAUGACAGGGUGGAUGGUUAACAUUUUCUCUUGCGUUUUACUCAUAAGUACUAUUUUCUCGCCCAUGCAAACACAAGAACUUCCAUUUUAGCAGGGAGGGAACAUCUUAGUUGACCAUUACAUGCACUUUUUUCAACUUCACAGGAAUCUUAACUUUUUAAAAAAGAGUCAGCAUUUAUAAUUGUGGGUGGUAUUUGAUGCUUGAGAAGACCCAUUGAAGUUAAUGGACAUGAAUAACUUGGGUUUAUUAAUUUCAGUGGGUUUACUCUGAGUAAGCCUUAGCUGAUUGCAACCCAGGGUUUUAAAACAUUGCCUGCUAUGAUUGCUGCAUGCAUAACAGUUGCCACAUCUAAUUUAGUUAGAGACAAGUUCCAAUGAGUCUAGCAACACUUUAAAGUAAAUUUGAAUAAGAUUGCAGGCUAAACAUCUUCCUCUGUUGGUGUUUGCAUAGUUAGUUUUUUAUAUCAGCAGAGGUCUUACUGUUUCAGAGUCUCUGAAUACCAGGCAUGUGUAAGUAGAUGCUCUGGCAAAAGUAGUAUAUUUCUUCAGUAUGUUUGACAACUGAGAGUAAUAGAUAAUGGACAGAAGAUAAAAGGCCUUUUCAACCUUGGCUCCCUGUUUGUGGAAUGCUCUUUCAGCUGAGGUGAUUAUGGCACCCUUGGUUCAAGUUUCAAAUGGGCUCUGAAAAGUCAUUUGCUUAGAGCUGCCUUUCCUUAAAGAUACUGUUGUUGAUUUAAAUGGAUGCUGAAAUGGUUUUAAUAUAUUGUCGCUGAAAUUAUUUAAUAUGUUGUUUUUACUGGUUUGCUGCAAUAUGAUGCUAAGAUUGUUAUUCAUAUUGCUUAUGUCAUUGCUGUUUGAAGAUAGUGCUAUUUUAAUGAUGGUUUGCUUGUACUUUAGAUAUUGGUUGUUGUGUUUUUGUUUUUAUGGAAGCCACCUUGUAAGGACCAUCUGUACCCACUGUUUUGCUCACAGAAGAGCAUUUGAGUCAGUUUCUGGUAAGGACAAAUGGUGUUGCUGUACUACAGAGAUCAAAUUCCCAUUCUCUUUACCAGAAGUCCCCUUUUAGCAUUGGAAAACGAAUAUGCCUAUCUCUUUGUUUGGAGUAAUGUAGUAGUGUCAAGUCAUUUAACCUUGUGUGAUGGAUGCUUAGGAUGUGCAGUGAAGGAAGCAUGUUCUCCUGAGGCCAGCAUUCUUGUCACUUUUAUUUUAUACAGCUAUUUGUGGUUCAACCACAUGCUGUUGUGCUAGUGGUAGCUAAGAGAUAGAAUUGUUUUGGAGAAUAGCCUUCCUAACUUGCAUUGGGGCUGAAAUUUACUAUCGUGAUCAUUUUCCAACAGCACUUUUUAAAAUUUCCAUUUCUUAGCCUGUCUAAGGAGUUCACCUACCUCUUUAUCAAAUAAUUUGUCUACAUGACUCAACUAGUAUUAAUAUAUUUUGCUGCUGUUCUGGUGCCUGCUGCAUUUCCUGUGAUUUGUAGUCCUUAAUUGUGAGAGCUGCCCUUGUGCUGGUGAAUACAAUCCAUAAACUUUCUAUGGCUAAGGGCCAGAAGUAUAAAAUUAUCUCAUCAGAAUGGCAAGUGCUGCUGUGUGUAGGGAUUCCUCAUCCAUAGAUAUCACAGCGGUAUUGUGAGAUCUGGUUAAGCAUGGUUGGAUGUUAAGUGUUAGGGAUUGUGAAUGGAACAAGCUCCUCCUGCAUGUCUCUUGGGGGAAGGGGCUGGUGGUUUUUGCUGUUUGAUUGUUUGCUUAUUACCCUGCUCUUACCCUAAAGAGCUUAGAGUAGUUUAAGUACAGUUGCCAGGCAAUUUACACAUGGGGGGGGGGGGACUUGCUUAGUUUCAGCAACAGAACUGCAACAUUUUCUUUCAUACCAUUUUUCUCGUAGUCUUAAGUAACAUGUUAGUCCGCAAGAAAAACAAUGCACUUGAAAAGGCCCUUGCUUUUGGAUGUCUAUUUCAAAUACCAAAAUGUAAAUAAAGGGUUCGCCAUAAUCUGGCUGGUCUUGUGCUCCAGCAAGGAAAUCUUGCAACAUUGCACGAGCUAAUUCCCUUAUCUGCAGCUGCUCUCAAGUUUACUCAAUGCUAGAGCCUGAUAAGACAUUGAGUUGGAUUGUUAGACAUGGGAUACCCUGAUAAAAGGGUCCAGGAAGGAUAUGCUUGGUCCACAUGGGGACCACACGGGGAUCGAUGGGCAUAGUAACCUUCUGAAUGUUGGGAUUGCUCUACUUGAUGUAUGACAAGAGGCAACCCUCUACUCAGGGUCAAUCCACCUUACUGAUCAACCAGCAGGUGGGUUGCUUGAUACCAGAUACAUACCCGAUGCCUUAGCCAAAACUAGCUUACAUCAGUAGUCAAUAAAGUUGUAGCCAAUUUUAAUGCAAUUCUGACCUUAUGUGUCUUAUUUAUAACCUGGACUUGUCCCAAGAUGAGCUCCAUGCUUCCUGCACCUGGGUCCUCAAAAAUAGGUCUUGUGAACCACUUUCCUCUCCAGAUAUCUCAAUAGCUUUUUGUCAGUCCACACUGGACAGGCUGGUACUGACAUUCAUUCAUUCAUUCAUUCAUUUGACGAUAAUGUAUUGCCAUGUCAUUAAAUAUCAUGGUGAUGUACAGCAUUAAAACACAAAAUACCAUUAAAAGACUAUAGGUGGCCAUUAGAAAAAUGUCUGCAAAUCAAGUCUUCAAAAAGACAGAAGAAUGGCAAGGGGAAACACAGCUAUGGCCAAGGGGGCUGACUCAGAGGUGUAGCCUGGCUGAAGAAGUUAGUUUCUACUGUAUGCAGACUUCCAGGCAUCAUAAAAAAUAAAGUUUAAUUUACCAUUAAUGCAACUUGUAGUGAAUUCAUCUAUAAAAAGCAGAAUACAAGACAAUGAUAACUGAAUUAAUUAUGUCAAUUCCAGUGAAAACAUGCAGUGUAGAAGCAGUCCCAGUGCCAUUUCUGCCCACCCACCCAUUCCACAAUAUCUCAGACACUGGUCCUUUUUCUCUAUUGGGCCAGUGCACCAGAUGGUGGUUACGCUGUAAUGGCUCAUUUUGCAUUCUGCGUUGACUACAUUGCUGUGCAGAGCAGCUGUUUGGAAAAAAGUUUGUGAUAGUGGCUCAUCAACCACCUGUGCUAUCCUAUUUGAUUGCCAAUUUUUCCUGAAAAAAUAAGUUUCCAGACAAGGAAGCAUAUGGUUUUGUUGCCCCUGAGUUCAAAUCACAUGGACAACAUACUUUAGUUACAAGUGCAUUGUGGGAGAAGUUCAGUGCCUUCCGCAAAUAACUUUUACGACACUACCAUCUCUCUUGAUAUGACAAGGGAUUCCUAGCAGAAUGGAUGACCCACAACUGCUUAGCUAAACUCCUCUGCAUUUCUUACACCUCAGCAUUCCAAUUCAGGAAUGUUGUUUGCAAAUGGUAGGUUUCUCUUUCCUCACUUAUAACCUGUAGUCUCCAUACAUCUGUCAAAGUUUCUUUUUGUGUAGUCUCAGUAUCUCAUUAUUGGUGUCUUUUCUGCUUGUGGAUGCCUUGUAUUAAACUAUCUCCCAUGUGGCACGGUAAAUGCUUUGCUUAGGAGCAUCUGAUCCCACAUCAACUCACCAAGGGUCCAGCUAGAGGCACAAAUCUUUUUGAGGCAAUCUUAACUAAUUGAAGUAGCUGUUUAGUUCCUGUUGAUUUUAACGACUUCGUUGCAUCGGCAUGGAUUGCAUCUCAAGUCAUCUCCUGCAAGGUGCAAUUUCUACCAGCAUUUUAGAUAGUAGACAGAGAGGAGGAGGGGCCACUAAGAUCAAUCUCUACCCAGAGGUGGAGCUAGCUGCUCCGGCACCCAGAGCCCUGGGGGCAGGGCUAGCUGCCCGCAGGGGCAGAACAAGUGUCCCAAGGAGGCGCUGCCCAUGGCGAGCGGCCCAGGGGGGUGGCACUGCGAUGUCCCCCCCUCAGGGAUGGCACCCAGAGUGGACUGCCCCCACCACACCCCUUCCUUCGCCAGUGUCUCCACCCUUCCCAGGAAGUAGUCCCCUUCUGACAGCAGAUAGCCACCUGCAUAAUUUUCUUACUAUUCCUUCAAUUCAAUUUCUCAGCCAGAUCUAGCUCCCCAAGUGGCUCUGAAACACCUAUUAAAAUCAUGCUGUACAAAACAUCAACAUACAUUAAAACCCCCAGUUAAACGGAAUUUAAUAAUAUAGUAGCAGGGGCACCUAACUGUUAGCUCGUAGACAGAUAGGAAUCCAUCCUGCUGGCUUGGGGGAUCUGAUCUGCAACUGGUUUUAAAGAAAGAGCUGCAUGAAUAUGUCUUUUUAAAGCCUCUAGAUGGGAACUAUUCUGCUGGAGGGAUUCAAUUGCAUACUGGCAAAUUUAAGUUUUUGCGAAUAAUGUGGAUUAUAAAGCACUCUGGCACUCCUGUGCAACCAGCCUACUUCUUCUUCUUUUAAAAUCAGAUUUAUUUAUUAUUGUUGGGAAAGUGAUGGGGAAAUGCAUUAGAAAGUGUGGGUUCACAAUUGAUUGGACAGGAAGUCACAUAAACUCUGUACAAACAAAUGAGGAUGAAUAAAUGGCACACACCAUAUAACCUCUGUGCAAGCUUUGUGCACACAAAUCAGGAUAAAUACUCAGUAAACUGGUCCUCUGGAGGUAACUUUUCAGACUCUUUGCUGAGAGCUUAGGAUGUCAAAGUAAGGUCGGGAGGGUGGUAGAAUAAGAGCUAUAAUGUUCUAUCUAUGGCAGAAGGAAAACACUGUUGAUUCUGUAAUUUUAUGCAAUGUAUCUCAAUCAGCUGGCUUUGUCCAUCUUUAUGAUAGAAAAGCUGAAGUUUGACUUGAAAAUUAGUCAGCAUAGUAGAGAGUUGCACUGGAUUUAUAUGAAAACUUUAGGAGCCAAGCUAUUCUAGUGUAUCGUGCUACAAAUUUCAGGGACGAUUUGCUAGUCUCUGGUGCUUAUUUUUUUGCCCCCCCUUUUUUUUUUGGUCUUUUUGUCCAUUUAACUGUUUGGUUUGGUUUGCUAUGCUUCCUUUUCUAGUAUGCCUUAAGAAUAAUACCAGGUGCUGGGAGUCCACUUGUUGAGCACCAUUAUUCUGUGAACCGCCUUGAGACCUCUGGGUAUAGGGCAGUAUAUAAAUUCAAUAUAUAAUAAUAGUAAUAUUAAAUUACGAUGAUAUAUCAAAAAGGAGAUUUGAUUUCUGAAUGCUUUCAGUUUUCACACUGCAGAAUAAAAAUCAUUUUAAAGUGACAAAUGCCAACAGAUUUUUAUUCCCUGAGAGAACAAUAAAAAUGCAGUCUGUCACCAAACCUGCUUUUAAGGAUUAAUGGCAGCAUGGAGUAUAAUGUUUAUUUUGUUGACUUCUUCUUCUUCUUCUUCUUCACCACGCAAUAAUGCCAUUUGAAGACCAUUAAAAUGUACUAUCACUAGGUUCAAUUACUGCUGAUAUGUUCCUUAUCUUCCUGGGCUUCAAUGCUUUCUUUUUUUAAAACAGGAAACAGUGAGACACUUUCAUUUAUGAAACAAUUUCCCUCAACCUUUGGGCAAAGAUAUGUUCUUCUGAAAGAAACUGAUAGGUUGCUGUUGUCAGCGGAGAGUAAUAGCAACUUGUUUCUGACAUCCAGAAAGCAGGGCAUAGUCAUACUCUACAUCAUUUGAUUAAGGCUUGUGCAGACAUGGGAAAUCUGUGGCCCUCCAGAUGUUGCUUGACCCCGACACUCAUCAGUUGCAGAGAGAGCCUUGACUUUUGGCAGCUCCAAUUUAAUCAUAAAUAAAUAGACCUGAUAAGCUCGUUUAUGUAGGCAAGGUAUCAAAUGGAUCUGAAAGGCUUAAGAAUAUUGGCUUGGUUCCUGAUAUCCAAGCGUCUUCCAUUCGCAGAAGGGGACUCUGAUAUAGUAGGGACCCUUGUUGAUGGAACAAGGGGAGGUUAUUUUGGCUGAUUUCCCCCUGUCCCCACUUUCCCCUGGCAUCUUAAUAGGCAGGGAGAAGAAAGAGAAGAGAUGGCAGAAGGUCAAAUAGAGAGGGAAAAGACAGCUAGGGGUAAGGGAGAGAGACAGAAAGAGAGGGAGGGAGGGAUGUUGGUCCUGGCAACUUUUGACUCUAGUCCCAUCAGCCCCCACCCUAUGGUAAAAAAACCACAGUCCUUGGUACAUUAAAAAAAAAAAAGCUUCCCCACAUCUACUUUAAAGAAUCAUGUGAAGUCACACUGAUGUCUUUUAUCACCUGACAACACCUGAGUGAGUAGCUACCGGUUAUCUCCUUCUGGCCUAUAACAUUACUUGCAGCCAUAUGGAGCAGAAAGCAAGACAGCCGCUAUUUCUUCUAGCAAGGGAAUUAAGAAUUCAGGCCUGAUUGCUUCAGCCUUGAUACAGGAUGUCUUUAUUGUCCCACUUGGAUGUCUUUAUUGAAGUCAAUAGGACUUCUCUUAUUUAUAUUCAGGACCGGAAUGGAAGCCCGUGUGUGAUUCAAGGGAACAAUACGAUCUAAUUGAGAUUCCUGCAUUGCAGGAAGUUAGACUAGAUGACCCCCAGGGUUCCUUUCUAGCCCUACAGUCCUGUGCAUAGCUGUCAACUUUUCCCUUUUCUUGCGAGGAAUCCUAUUCGGAAUAAGGGAAUUUCCCUUAAAAAAAGGGAAACGUUGACAGCUAUGGUCCUGUGAUUCUUCUAUAAAUUAAUGCCUAUAAUGGUCACAUAAUUAAAACUGGUGGAAAAACUGAGGAUGGGACAAACACAGGGUAAAUUGCUUAUAUGUGACUCUUAUGCAACCAAUGAGUAGCAAUGGUUAACAGCUUGAAUAAAGUAAUUAUAGACAUUUCCCCCCUAAAUCCAGAGUGCUUUUCUAGGAAGUUAAGUUAAUCACAACAGCAUGAUUUCUAGGAAAGACUUAUGCUACUGCACAACCUGCUGAUACUAUUAUUUCUGUAUUUUAUUAAAUCAUUAUUAAUAAGUUUUACACAUGGGGUCAUCGACAAAAAAAUCGACAAAGAACAAAGAAAAAAAUCAUUUCACACAAGAAGCAUUUUAAAAAUAAUUAUACAGAUAUAAUAAUUGCCACAGUAUAUAGUGAAGUCCACCAACUUGGAUGACUUUAAAAGAGGAGUAGACAAACUCAUGGAGAGUAAGCCUAGCAAUGGCUACUACCUAUGAUGGCUAUUGUUCAGUCCAUGCCCUGGGAAAGCUUCCCCUCCCAAGCAUCUUCAGAGCUCUAAGGGUUUUCCUGUCUUCAGGAAAAUCCUGGGGAGCUCUUCACAUAAAUGAGUUUAGAGCUCUUCUGAGCUCUCUUUCUGUAAGCAGCCUUGCUUCCCUAUUAAUUUGCCUUUCAUCAGGUGUGUAAGUAACCUUGUUCCUAUGAAAUUUGCAAACUAUAAAAUGGCUCGCCUUUCUCCCCUAGUCCUUCUAGUUCCUGUGACCAUGUCAAAAUACUCAAGUCAUAGCAUACGAUUAGGUACAAAAGAUUUGAAUAUCUAGAUACUGCACAAACGUUUUUCAUUUAUUUAUUUUUUUAAAAAAUGAUAUUCCGCUUUCCACCAUGUAGGUCUCAAAGCAGCUUAGAACAAUAAAAUAUACACUAUACAAAAGUUCUGGCACUUCCAGAAUUGCCAGCCAAUCUUCUAUGCAACUUCUAGGACAUUUAGCAGAUCUCAAAGCACGUUUCCAAGACCCAUAAUUAUGUCAUAAGGUACAUGGAUGAAACAAAUUGUAUCUGAUGGGGAAUAGUGUGCCUAAUUCCAGACUCUCCAAUAUGACUGACUGAGUUGAUAUUUGCCCCCUUUCUGAUGCCUCCCAAAAAUGAUGAAUAGGGGCCUUAAAUUGCAUCAUAAGGAACAAAGCUGAAAUGGAUACCAGUUGACAGAUAGUACCUUUCUGAAUCUUAAAAUAUCCAGUUUGAUUGCUUCAAAACAGUCAAUUUAUAUGGACUGAGCAAUAUCACUCUUCCCAUUGUAUUUCGUUGGUACUAUGCACAUUGGUUCUGAAAUUAUGAACAGCCUUAUAAUAAAGUCAAAGCAUAUAGCUAUUUUUUGGCUUUAGGAAUAAAUACUUUUGCAUUCUUUUAUUUUUACAAGCUAUGGAAACAUUAGAAAAUAUAAAUAUACAACACCUGAAAUCUACAACACAAAUUCCUCAAACCCCACUUUUGCUUAAACACCAAGCCACUCAUCAGUUCCCUGUUUUAAGGUAAUAUGGAUAUGGUAAAUGGAAUCCACAAAAGCAAUACGUAACUGAUUCAGCAUAUAUUUCUUCCUCCCCACUGUAAGGUUGGCAGAAGUGCCAAAGCAUUUGUAUGAUACCUAGAUAGCCAAACUUGUUAUACUUUAUGAUGUAAGUAUUUUUGACACAGGUUCUUGGAGUAUUCCACAACCUACAUCAUAUGCUAAUGCAUUUCACUGAUCAAGUAACGUAGGCAGACAAGAGAAAACUCACUGGUCCAUAUUUCAACAUGCAGUUUGACUUGGGAUGAAAACUAUGUGCUAUUCCGUUGCUUUAGAAAACAAAAAGAUACUGGGCUUUGUUGGUUUAUGAAUUAUUCCUAUGUAUCAAGAUAAUUGAUGCUCAGCUUUAAUUUUUGUUUAGACUAUACAAGUUUUCCUAGAUUAGGUAUCCUCAAGGUUCAACAUCUCAAGGUUGUUUCUUUAUUUCUCUGGAGUCCAAGUAUGGAAAGAAUCCAAACUACAAAUUGUUGUUUGCUUAUUUAACUAUUCAUUGCACCCAGCUUACCUCCUGCACAUUUUCAGCUUAAAAGCCAGUAUGGAGAGGUACCAUACUAAAAUCAGGGGAUGACUAUGAAUAUUCUGAUUAAUCUGAACUUGUGGAUGCCCAUUAUCUUGUACAUAUGAAUAGGAGUGGUUUAUAAAGAUAGUGUUUUGCCUCCUAGUCUGGGGAAUGGCCUUUUCUAGUUUAGAAAAGUUUAGAAAAGUAUGGGUUUGUUAUUUCUUAGAGUGGCUCUGCUUGUCUUGAAGAAGCAGAGUACAGAAAGCUAAGAUUCCUAUUUCUGCAUUAUUUCUUAAAGUACAUAAGAAAAGUUCUGCUGUAUCAAAUCAAAAGCUCACCCAGUCCAUAUUGCAGAUAUUAAUGUUACACCGCAUUAAGUGACUGGAUUCAUAAGAACUGAUUCCUUUUGGAAAUGAACCCAUUAAAAAAUCAUUCAAAGUUUACCUCCAGAACUCUUCAAAAACAUAACAUAAGUAUCAAAGAUAAAUCCAAAAUGUCCAUACAAUGGUUUGUACUAUCCAGCACAGGCUCAGCCUCUUAAAAAUAAAAGAUAGCUCUAAAAAUCAAAACACUUUCUCUAUCACCCAUUCCAGCUGGCCUCAGGCUGCCUAAGGCUAUACAGCUUCUUGGAGAGCUUCCUUUACAUCCUUUUGUUCUCUGUGGCAUUCAGAGAAAGACUAAAAGCCACCACCCUUUCAAGAUGGUGUAUUUGCAACUCACUAGGUUACAUUACUAGAGGGACACGGCUGGCGCUGUGGGUUAAACCACAGAGCCUAGGACUUGCCCAUCAAAAGGUCGGUGGUUCAAAUCCCCAUGAAGGGGUGAGCUCCCAUUGCUCAGUCCCUGCUCCUGCCAACCUCGCAGUUCGAAAGCACGUCAAAGUGCAAGUAGAUAAAUACGUACCACUCCGGCGGGAAGGUAAACAGCAUUUCUGGUUCGCCAGAAGCGGCUUAGUCAUGCUGGCCACAUGACCCUGAAGCUGUACACCGGCUCCCUCGGCCUAUAGAGCGAGAUGAGUGCUGCAACCCCAGAGUCGUCUGCGACUGGACCUAAUGGUCAGGGGUACCUUUACCUUUACCUUUAGGUUACAUUCAGUUUAGAGUAACAGAAAACAAUCAACAGGUAAUCAUUAACCCAUUUAGGCACUUAGAUUCUCUUAGAAAAUUACUGUGGAAAAACCCCAAUGUUAGUGCUACACAUUUAGCCAUUUUCCAUUUUAAACCUUCAUUAAUACACAUAGGCAUUUUCCCAUUUCUGUGUGAAUUAAACCAAUUAAACUCCAGUCUCAUAGUUGCCAAUCAGAUGCUGAUGGCAAGCCUGCAAGUGUGACACACACUUUAGAUAGCAUCACUAUUUGGGACCACUUACUGUGAGGGACGUGGGUGGCGCUGUGGUCUAAACCACUGAGCCUAGGGCUUGCCGAUUGGAAGGUUGGAGGUUCGAAUCCCUUCGAUGGGGUGAGCUCCCGUUGCUCAGUCCCAGCUCCUGCCAACCUAGCAGUUUGAAAGCACAUCAAACUGCAAGUAGAUAAAUAGGUACUGCUCCAGUGGGAAGGUAAAUGGCGUUUCCGUGCACUGCUCUGGUUUCGCCAGAAGCAGCUUAGUCAUGCUGGCCACAUGAUCUGGAAAAACUGUCUGCAGACAAAUGCCGGCUCCCUCAGCCAGUAAAGUGAGAUGAGGGCCGCAAUUCCAGAGUCAUUCACGACUGGACUUAACUCUCAGGGGUCCUUUACCUUUACCUUUACCACUGCGAGCAGUUCUUCCCAAUGUUAACUGAUAUGAAGAACUUUAUCAUUCAUAACUCAUAGGAAAAGGGCUAAAAAUUAUGUCGUUCUACACUUCAGCCAUGCCCACUUUCGACUGAAAUUUUGCCAUGGGUCCUUUGUCCAAAAAAGAAUAGCCACCCCAAUUUAAAGCAUUUUUAUCUCCCUAUUCAGCUGAAACGUUCCCAGAGUAGUUUACAAAAAUCUGAAAUCAGACAAUCUCUAUCCUCAGGUUUACAAUAUAAAUACAUGACAAAGGGAUUGGGAAGGAAGUUCUUAGAUUGCAUAUUCUAGAACCAAUGGAGAAUUGUAUACUGGGUUUUUUCUGCGUAGUUCACACAGAAUCUAGAUAUACUGCAUAUUUUUUGCCCCUGAAAAGUGCUUCUUGAGAAACUGGUUUCAUUCCGAAUAUAAAAGCUCAUUAAAUAAAAUGUUGAUUCUGUGUUACUCUACAGUGUGUCCAUUUGGGAACAGCUGUAAGUGGUUCUAUCAAUGGGUUCGUGCAUAACCACACUUUCCCAGUGGCAUUGUGGUGAUCACAAUCUCGACUACCAUCUUCAUUCACCUGGGGCAUGUGCAGAGAAGAAAGGGUGUGGAUAACCUAACCAGGGGCAAGGUUUUCAAACAUGUAUCAAGAAACCACACCCAUCUUUUUGGACAGCAGAAUCUAGAAUCAAUCUAAAUUGAAAGCAGAAUGUUGAGGAUGACUGUGAAUGAUUCUGGGUGGAGAAAAACUACAUUUUGUUGCUACGGGUGGGCUAGCGUGUAUGCAGACUUAGUUAGAAAGUUUUUAAAAUGGCUAGCUGAAAUGGAAGCAGUUCAAGCAGAAGAGAAGCCCAAAGUUGAUGGUCUCUCAGCAGAAUCCUGCUCCCCAGCUCUUCUUCAGCAACCUAAUGGAAUUGAGGGAAAGGAGGAUGCAGUAACUGACUUCCUAGCAGAGUUGAUGGAGUGACCUUCCUUCCCUUCUUCUGUUGCAUCCUGGAGAUGGGAAGGUAUAUGCCCAAGGCAAGAUAUAUGUUCUUCCUAGCAUGGACAUAAUGUUCAUUUCUCUAUAACUGAUAUACUUCUUUCCUUCCCACCACUCAUGCCAGGGGGCAGAAGCAUGAGUCAUUCGCAUUUCCCCUCCACGUCUCCUGCAAAGGCAUGAAGCGUAAUUUCUCUGUAACUUCCCCCCUUGUUUUAAACUUAAAAUUGUCUGGUUUUAAAAUGUGUAAUGAUUUAUAUUAAAAGCAAGUAAUAGACUGAAAAUGAGACAGUUAUACUUUGCAAGAAAAUUUUCCACACAGUGAGUCUUCAACCCUGUGCCAAAGCAUAGCAGCAUCCGAAUAUAGCAUACUAAAAUUGUUCCAACAGAAGAGAGAUGUUACGUGCCAGCUGAGAAAUACUGUAGGUUCUGUGAAAGAGAGCAAAUCAUGAUAAAAGCUAAACUAUGCUGAGCAACAAGCUGAAUUAAAAGGAGGUAAUUAUGGGACAGUGUUCUCUCCUCACGGAAUUUGCUGCUUAAUGCUUCAGCUAACGUAGAAUUGAUGCUCAAACUCAGUGUCAACAGGUGUUCUCAAGCUGUUAGGUACUCUGGUCCAAAAUGUAAUGUCUUGUGUAUCGUCACUGCCAUGUCCUCUUUGGCCAGUUAUAUAUGCCACAUCUACUGAACAGAAUUUUUUUUUGCUUAAAAAUUAGACAACCCACAUUUGUCUUGAUUUAUUAUUUUAUUUCCAUUCUCCUUGAAACACACAUAUACGCACAGAGAAACAAUGUGCCUGAUUCAUGGCUUAAGAAAUAGCACAGGUACGUAAGUAGGGCUCUUCUGGAUCAGACCAGUGGCCCAUCUAGUCCAGCAUCCUGUUCUGACAGUGGCAAACCAGAUGUCUGUUGGAAACCCAUAAUUUGAUUUUAGUACAAACACAAUCUCUCCUCCUGUGGUUUCCAGCAACUGGUAUUCAGAAGCAUUAUUGCCUCCAGCUGUGGAGGCACAGCAUCGUGAUUAGCAACUGUGUAUACUGCUCAGCUGGUCUUGUGUCACUCUGCCCUGCCUAGAGCCAGGAGGAACAAACCAUGAUACUUCACUUAGCAGUACGUACAUGUGAGCAAGCAUUCAUGGUUUGUUUUUCUAUAAGCAAACCACAAGAAGACGCCAUUAGCACUAUGGUUUUUCCAUUCUAAGUCAUAGGUCCUUUCUUGCUGUGGCUAACAGGACACGUGAACUAAUGAUGUAUAUGUAUAUGUAUAUGUAUAGAUAUAGGUAUGGAUAUACAGUGGUACCUUGGGUUACAGACACUUCAGGUUACAGACUCUGCUAACCCAGAAAUAGUACCUUGGGUUAAGAACUUUGCUUCAGGAUGAGAACAGAAAUCACACAGUGGUGGCGCAGCGGCAGCGGGAGGCCCCAUUAGCUAAAGUGGUACCUCAGGUUAAGAACAGUUUCAGGUUAAGAAUGGACCUCCAGAACAAAUUAAGUUCUUAACCCGAGGUACCACUGUGGAUAUACUCACUCUUUUCUCCUUCUUACUCUCUUUGUACACAUUUUUAUAUUAACAUGCAAUAAUAGUAAUAAUAAUAAUAAUAAUUUAUUAUUUAUACACCACCCAUCUGGUUGGGUUUCUCCAGCCACUCUGGGUGCUCCCAACAGAAUAUUAAAAAUAGAAUCAAACAUUAAAAACUUCCCUAAAGAGGGCUGCCUUCAGAUGUCUUCUAAAAGUCAGAUAGUUAUUUAUUUCCAUGACAUCUGAUGGGAGGGCAUUCCACAGGGCGGGCGCUGCUACUGAGAAGGCCCUCUGUCUGGUUCCCUGUAACUUCACUUCAUGCAGUGAGGGAACCCUCAGAAGGCCCUCAGAGCUGGACCUCAGUGUCCAGGCUGAACGAUGGGGGUGGAGACGCUCCUUCAAGUAUACUGGUAUAACACCAUGAAGGUAUGCUUCUCAAGCUAUACUUCAAAGCAGCUAUGGUAACAUGUAAAAUAUGAACUCACAAGUGACUAGUUCAGAGCUUUCCAAACUUUUCAUCUUGGUGACACACUUUUUAGACGUGUAUCUUUUUGCAACACAGUAAUUCAGUUUUUCUAGCAAACCGUAGGUUAAACUAACCCCUUUCCAGCCCUGGGAGGAGUGGGGGAGCAUUCACACAACACACCUACACACUGCAGUCAACACACCAACAUGUCACAAUGCACAGUUUGGAAAGCUCUGAACUAGUUACUUGUUUUAUUCUCAGCACUUUGUUCUUUAUCCUGUUUUUGUCUUAGAUUUUGAGCUUUCCUUCAUGCUGCAUCACAUCUUGUUGUAUUAUUUAUCUUUAUGUAUCUUUUAUUGCUUUUAACAUCUUUUUUAAAAAUAAUAAUAAUAAUCUUGUAAGCCACGCUGAGAAAUUUCUGUUAUAGGGAGGACUCUAAAAAUGACAAUAACAUAAAAAGCUAUAUACCAAUAUUCAUAUAGGGAUAUUUAUCUAACCACAUAUUUCAUUGAUGUGGUGUGGUAGGGCAGAGCUGACACCAGUGUCACUAUAGUUUGCCUGGGCAGAAUGGGGCAGGGCAGGGCAGGGGUGAGGCUAAGAUGGUGCAGAUGCACUGAUGGAGCCAAUCUGGUGCUCCUGAUAGUGCAUCUGCACAAUCCCAACUUUAUCCCAGUCAUGGACAGGUAAGAUGUAGUGAUGCCUGUUUUGGGAUGGUAGCUCCAUGACUCUGCUUCAUUGUACCAGCUGCUACUUGUUUCAAGCAAUGCAGUGAGGAUAGCAAGCAAUCAUAUUUGGAUGCAAUUUCUAAUGUGGAUUUUGAUGGGUAUCUGAUUCCCCUCCCCCCCUGAAGUUGUAUACAUACAAAAGUCUACUUUCAUGCACUGAUUUCUUUCUUUUUUUUUUAAAGUAAUAUUUAUUGAGUUUUAAAGUGUUACAAAAAGAAAGAAUUAAAAAAAGCAUGUUUAAGAAAUACAAAACAUCACAUCACGAUAUUAAAAAGAAAACAAGAAAAAAAGAGAGAGAAAAGAAAAAAAUACAAUAAAUCUUCCCAUAACUUAUCUUUCAUUUGCUUAUUUCCUUGACCUCCUCACACCUCCCUUUUUUGUAUUCUAGUUCAAUUAACUAUUUCAGCAAAUCCUUUCCAUCUUUUCCAGUUUUUGUCCUCUAUUCUAUCUUAAUAUAAUGUAACUUUACUUUCCCUCCUUCACCAUUUAGCAAUCUAUUUUUCCUUAAUCCUUUAUAGCAUUUCUGCUAAAACCGCAUUAUUUCAUUCCAACAUCCUUCUAACAUUCCUUAAUUUUACAAUGUUUCUGUAAAUAAACUUUAAAUUUCUUCCAAUCUUCUUCCACCAACUCUUCUCCCUGGUCAUGCACUGAUUUCUUAGCUGGAACAGGACCUGCUUAAAUAACAUGUUGCAAAUCUUGAUGAGUUUUGGCAUCCAGACCAGACAAAAAAAAGGGGGGGGUAUAAGAGGUUUUCUCAUUAUCUUUCAUUGGGAAGAAGAGACUUGAACAGAAUGCUUAGACAUAGAUAUAUGCACACAGCUGCUAAAUGAGCAACUUCUGCCAAGUUUAGAGAGUGGGCAAGGCAGAGGCAAAAACAUUUUAUUACAGUGUCCAAAGUUAUACCAUAUUAACUUGCUACAGUAAUUAAGGAGAUGUUGAUGCUUUGUCAAUUCACUGAUGGGUAUACAAAACUGAAGGGUCCAACCUUAAUAUAUAUGAUGUUGGAGAUAUAGGUUUGGAAGAAAGAGUCUUACUCUUUUAUAGCAGAGUUAGCACAAUGGUGAUUGCUCUAAGCACAUUAAAACUUGGUUAGAUUUGCAUCUGCCCUCAUCCACCUUUAAACAAACGUUCCCCACAAAAAUACUUAGGCUAAAAUCAAUCACAGUCACUUAGCUUUGCAAAUAAGUGGAUGUUUUACUCAGAAUUUCUAGAAGUUACAGCCAACAAGUCUCCAUCCGUUAGCAGUAAAAUGAAGAUGAAAAAGUUUUUCUUACAAAAAGGAUCAUGCAGUCUUUGGGUUAACAAAGAUGCAGGCUAUAAAAUGUCCCUUUUGGAGAGAUUUUGUUCACUUGGUGGUUCUUGCAGCUUGGAGCCACUGGCUGCAUGGCUCAUUGUUUGUUCCAGGAAGCACCAAGGAGGAAAAAAGAAUGGGAGGGCGGAAAAAAAGGCUGCAGGAGGCCUGCUAAGUUCCACCUGCAUUGGCAACCUGAGCCCAGCUUACACCUUUCAUGCACACAAGUGUGAGUCAGUAACUGUAUAUUGCAAAAUACAAUUCAAGUGCCACUGAAUUAAUUAUAUUUAGCAAAACAUGGCAUACAUUAUGUGAACAGUUCAAGUAAAAUCUUCAGCUUCAGUAAAGUUGGUGGGGUUUUGUUUCUGUAUGGUCUUGAGGGUGUGCAGUGAAAAAUAAUGAGUUCAUAUUGUACGAGUAGAUUAUUUAGUGGCUGUCUAUGAGUAUCUGGUUCUCUUAAAGCACCAGAAAAAUCUUCUUUGAAAUGAAUUUCCCCAAGAAAGCCUCUAUAGUGAUAUCAUUUGUAAAGAGUAACAGGGCUCUUCAGUGGCAGUUUCACUGUGUUAGAAAGACAAAUUGUUUCCUUGCAGAACACCCAAGUGCAGUUCAGUUUUAAGUGAGUUUAGCAAUCCAAUUAGGGUAAGAUCUCCAUAUGAAUGUUUUAAUGUGAUAUAUACUCCUAGGGAACAUUUAAAAAGUGUCCUUAUCUGCAGUACAAAUUAGAUGUGUAAUUUAAUGCCUUUAACUGAUUUAUCAACAGCUCAAGUUGUUUGUAAUUUAGGAUUUGGGAACAGCUCGCCACGUACAAAAGGUGGAAAGAUAUUCUGCAUCAUUUAUGCCUUACUGGGAAUUCCUCUCUUUGGUUUUCUGUUGGCUGGAGUUGGAGAUCAACUUGGGACCAUAUUUGGGAAAGGAAUCGCCAAAGUAGAAGACACGUUUGUUGUAAGUAUGCUAAACAUGUUGUCUUGAACCACAAAUAAUUUCUGUAAUUUACAAUAAUAAUAAUAAUAAUAUAAAGCAUAUAACGGGAUCCACUACAAAACUACAAGAAUGCAAUUAAUCAUUUUACAUGGUGGAAAAGCUUUAGAAGUUGUCAAGAGGUAAAGUGUGUACAGCUACAUGUAGCAUGAACAAGUACAUGUUUAGGUUCCCAGAGCAAAGACCAUACCUACUGCAUUUCUUCUCUGGCUGUGCUGCUGCCCUGCUACCAAGGACUGUGCUAUGGGGUGGAUUAUUUGGAGCAGAGAUGUAAAGGUGCACAAAGGGCUAAACAUCUCUUGCACUUCUCUGCAUCAUGAUGCCACCUCCCAAAACUACUUUCCCCAAUAAAAUAAUAGUAAGAAAAAUGGCCAUGGGGUGAAUUGUACUACUUUUUCUGCAGUAUCUCUCUAAGUUGCCUAAGACAAUUGUAAAACCCUGGUGCCUUUACCAAUGGGCUUUUGGCCUUGAAAGUUAUAAAAACACAUUGCACAAGAAAGCAAGGAGGGAAAAGGAAGCUGAAUAAGAAGGCACUUGAGUUGGGGGAAAAUGCACAAGAAUCAUUGCACUCACUUUAAUAAUAAGAGCCUUCCCAGAGCACAUGUAAAGAUUUACUUUAGUUUCACCUGUGGAGUUUAUGUAUCAUGACCACAGACCUAAAAGGGUAAGAGUUGAAUUCCUCACUCCCGACAUUGAAUUCCUGCAGCGACUUUGGUGCCAUUUUUUUUAGCCAACAUCACACUAUAUUAUCCUGGGAAAUAAAUUCCUUGAAGGCAAAAUGUGUAGAACCCAAAUGAGACUAAUUUAUAUAACCAAAACAACCUAAGACAUAAGAAAAUAAAGCACAUCAAUUUUACUUUAUUCUGCAUUUUUCGCAAUCAUGUAUUUCUAUUGUCAGCCCACGCUGUCUUCUUAUGAGACUUGUCUCCUUGGGUCUCGGGGAGACUCAUUGCUGAAACUUGUUUACCUUGUACCCAUGAAAGGUCCCCCCCCCCACUACGUCAACCUUGUGCUUUUGCUCUUAGUGCUGUUUUGCUGCAUGCUUUGUUUUCUUAGAAACUUUUAAACGUUGUGCCUAGAGGUUUUUAGUAAAAACAUUAACAUUCAAUAAACACAUACAUGCACACAUAAAAAGCCACUGUUUUACUAAUAAUGGAUUCUUCUCUUCUUCCACCCACCUUUCCCUUUCUUUGUUCUUCCGCCCCUCCCAGAAAUGGAAUGUGAGUCAGACAAAGAUUCGCAUCAUAUCGACAAUAAUAUUCAUACUGUUUGGUUGUGUGCUGUUUGUUGCUCUCCCUGCAGUCAUAUUCAAGCACAUAGAAGACUGGGACACACUAGAUGCAAUAUAUUUUGUAGUUAUCACCCUAUCAACGAUUGGGUUUGGUGACUACGUUGCAGGUAAGUUUUUUAUAAUUUUUUUACUAAAGUCUGCUGUUUCAGUUUUUUAAAAAUAUACAGAGAUGUGUACACUAUUUAUUUAUUUUAUUCCUUAAUAUUUAUAUACUGCUUGUUAGUAAACAACAAACAAACAAACAAACAAACAAACAAACAAACCCAACAACCUCCAAGCAGUAUAGUGUCUUAUUUAUUUACUAAAUUGUUAUUUCAUUUAUAUACCACUCUUUAUAUAAAAGAAAAAUCAGUGUGAUUUACAGAUUGUAACAUGGAAUAUACAGCCACAACAACUAAGAAAUGUAUGUUGUGGUGUUAUCUUGUAUUUUUAUGCUGCGAACUGUCCUGAGCUCUACGAAUGAAAGGCACUAUACAAAUGUAAUAAACAAACAAACAAACAAACAAAAUAAGAAAAACAUUAAAAUAUUGGAUACCAGGCUAUCAGCAGCAAAAUACAACCAACCAACUGCCUCAAUUAUCUCUGUAAAACAUUAUCAUAAGGACCUGAAAGGCUUUUGAAAUAUAGACUCUGACAUAUGAGAAUAUGUCAUAAUGUUUUCAUCUAUAUAGGCUCAUACCCGACUACUGAAAUGUGUAUGUCUUAAAAUGUGAAAAUGUUCUAUUGCUGUCAUUUUCUUCUUGUAUGAAACAUGCAUGAAAAACUUGAUUCCUUUAUCUGCUUUCAUAUGCAUAUAUUAUACAAAAAUGACAUUGGGAUUCUAUUUCCAUGCUCAAAAAACUGUGAUCCUCAUAGACAAGAAUGGACCAUGGUAUGGUUAUGUCGAUAAAACCAACAUAGAAGGAAGCAUAAAUCAUUCCCAAAGGCAUCUAUUCUCCUGGCUGGUGUUCUAUCAAAACUGGUAUAUUAUUGAAAGCCAUAGAACUGGUAUUUUUAUCUUGCUUUUAUGCAAUGAAAUGCUUACCCUGGUUAUGUUUACAGUAGGAACAUUAUGUGCAAAGGCUCACUUAACUGUAGAACAUUGACUAGAACAUAGAGUAUGUUAGUAAUUUCUGUUAGUAUAAUUUUUUGCACAUUUUCCACUUCAUGGACCACUUGAUGCAAAAAGUUUUCAUACAGUUUUAGUGUCAUAUCAAGAAAAGACUAAUUUUUAAAAAAAUAUCCUGAUGUAGACUUCCGUACAUUGGGAUUCUCUCUGUGGCUCAGUGGUAGACCAUCUGCUUUGCAUGUAACAGCUCCCAGCUUCAAUCCCAGGGAUCUCCAGAGAGGGCAGAGAGAGAUUCCUUGCCUGAAAUCCGGUCAGUAAAAACAAUACUGAACUAAAUGAACCAAUAGCCUUGAUUCAGUGGCAGCUUCAUAUGGAUUUUGCUGCUAACUAUACUGCUAUCUAGGGACGCGGGUGGCGCUGUGGUUUAACCCACAGAGCCUAGGAAUUGCCGAUCAGAAGGUCGGUGGUUCGAAUCCCCGCGAUGGGGUGAGCUCCCGUUGCUCGGUCCCUGCUCCUGCCAACCUAGCAGUUUGAAAGCACAUCAAAGUGCAAGUAGAUAAAUAGGUACUUCUCCAGUGGGAAGGUAAACGGCGUUUCCGUGCGCUGCUCUGGUUCACCAGAAGCGGCUUAGUCAUGCUGGCCACAUGACCCAGAAGCUUUACGCCGGCUCCCUCGGCCAAUAAAGCAAGAUGAGCGCUGCAACCCCAGAGUCAGCCAUGACUGGACCUAAUGGUCAGGGGUCCCUUUACCUUUAUAGGGCUAUCUGCACUGUUGGUUUGACUCUCUACCAAAAAGUAAAAAGUGGAGGACUUAAAGUAAGAACUACAAAGGACCCCUCCUGGCAUUUUUUUUUAAUUGCACAUGUAUGUGCUCAUGAUGCUAUACUAUGCAUCAUAGUGUGUGCUCAUGGGGGCAGUCACAUGUGACCCAGUUUUCAAUGCACAUGCAAUUGCUUUGGGGUUGUCACACUGUUUCGUUUCCAAUCCAUGCAUAUCCUGUAACUUUCUGCUGAAAUCCCUUAACAGUUACACCGCAAAUGCUCUGGUUAAUUUUUGUCCCACGUUCGCUGCACUGUAGACCCUCUGGACAGCAAUAAUGUGGUAGCAUUGGGGAAGCAUUGCAGAAUAAACUGAAGCAGAGUACAAUCACCACUAAUGGACAGUUAUUAGUCCAAAGCCAUGGUUGCAGACUUCACCUGCAAUAAAAUAUCAGUCUGAAGGGGUCCUACAGCAGGAUUUCAAAUUCCCAAGUGCCAAAGUAUUCUUUUUAGGAACUAACUGUCAGGUUCUUUUGCAGAAGAGACCAGGCUAAACAUGGAUGUGUCAGUGUUUGUAAAAAGCAAAAAAAGAAGGAAAGGGUUCGGACCUCCCUUUGUCUCUUCAGCCUGGUCCUCGGACCCUUGUCUGCAUAAAAGAGUCCACGAGAAUAUCCUUGCAGAGUUUUAUUCUUAAAAGUCUUUGUGCAAAACACGACUGAAUAACUAUACACACCAGCACGCACUAACCAACCAACCAACCAACCAACCCAAACACCAGCCUCAGCAACAAACUAGCAUUUCUCAUUCUAUAUAUACAACCUGGUGCAAGCUGCUGACUCAUGCUGACCCAGCUUUAUUCGCAUUAAAGAAACAGCGGCCAUUUUAGCCGUGACAGGAUGCUGAACAGGUCACAACUUUAUUGGUAAGAGUAGUCUAGAUCGGGAUCAAAGCUGACUGAGACUGUUCUGACAUAGUGUCUCCUUUAGAUGAAAUAAAAGCAUAACAGAUUAAACUUUGAAGAAAAUGUUGAGGCUCUAAUCCCACUGCACAGAAAGAAAACAUGGCAAAAUGUGUAGGUUCCAGCAUUAUAUCCAUAGGUAUACAAAAGAAGAUUAAUACUUAAAUUUGGAUUAUACUUAUAUAUUGCUUUAUCUUUCUUUGCUGGAUCACUUCAUAUUGCAUGCUUUAAGAGUAUACAUUAUAUCUGUGUGUCUGUGAGUGAGAGAGUUUGUGGUUUUUCUUUUAUGAUUUUAAUUAUACAUUAUACUUAUAUUAAUUUUUAUAUUUUUACAACUUGUCCUAGGUACAUUUGGUAAAGUGUGGGCUCUAAAUGCAAAUCAUAAAUAAACAAACACAACUUGAAUUGAUCAGACCUUUGCCCAGGCUUUUAAUAGAAAAGGGACCCAAAGUAAUCUUGUCUACUCACUAAGUAAUUGAUCCACUCACUAAUCUUCCAUAGGUCACAGUAGACAAUCCAGACCAAGUUGUUACUUGGAGGGCGCAGACUUGUGUCUGCAUCUCUUGCAACUUAUGGAAAAGAUUUAAGCCAUAUACAGGUACUGCAGGUAAAGACGAAACCACACACACACACACACACACACACACACACUUCAUAUGCUUGACUUAAUUCUUGCUUUGCUUAAUGUGUUUUUGGUGACAUUCAAACCAGAAAGCUAUGGUCUAGGCACACGCUUCAAACCAGGAUCAUAAGAAGAACCCUGCUGAUUCGUUCCAAAUGCCAAUCUAGUCCACCAGCUUCUAUCUCAUAGUGAUGAACCAGAAGUCUACAAACAGGAUAUGAGGACAAUAGCCCUCUUGCUGUUGUUCUCUGGCAACUUAUAUAAGAAGCAUGUUACCUGUGAUCCUGGAAGGAGCAUAAAGCCAUCAUGACUAGUAGUCUUUGACAGCUUUAUCAUUCUUCUGCUUGUCCAGUCCAUAUUUAUUUAUUAAAUUUGUAUCCCAUCCUUCAUCUCAGGGCAGUUCACAAUGUAAAAAUGCAAGAUAAAAACACAAAAUACAUAAUAAAAAGAAGAGCAGAAAAAACAACAGCCCAAACUACCAACCAACAAACCCCACUCCCCGCCUCCCUCUAAGUUGAUGGUUGUCACCACAUAUAUGAAAAUAGAUUCCAUAAUUUAAGUAUGGGCUGUGGGAAGGAGUACAUCCUUUUAUUUGUCCUGAAUUUUCCACUACUCCACUUCAUUUGAUGAGUCUAUGUUCUGGUAAUUUUAUGCAUGUCUAUCAUGCUCUACAUCCCCAGUUGCCUUUUUCUAAAUGAAAUAAGUAGCUGCAAACUUUAGGACCUUUCCUUACAGGAGAGCGGAUCCAGCCCUUGAUGAUUUUGGUAGCCAUUUUCUCAGCUGUACAAUAUCCUUUUAGAGAUGCAGCAACCAGAACUAUACACAGUAUUCCAAGUAAAGACAUUAUGACACUAGCAAGUUUAUUUUCCUUAAUAAUAACCCCUAACACGCAAUUUCAAAAGGUUACCCACCAUGGCCCUAUGAUGUGAGGAUUGUUUGCUCCCCUGCACACGGCCUUACACUUAACUGAAUUUGACCAUAAUGCCCAUUCCACAGGUCUGGAAAUAUUUGGUUGGAGCUCUUCAAAAUCCCUUUUUGUUGUUACCACCUGAAUAAUUUGGUAUCAUUUGCAAACUUAGCCACCUUGUGACUUGUUUCUAACUCCAGAAAAAGUUAUGAUCAAGGGGAAUUGCACGAGUCUCACUCCCAAUACAGAUCCUUUGAGAACUUGGCUUCUUACAUUCUUUUAUUGUGAGAACUUAUUUAUUCAUUCCUAUUCUCUACUUCCUGAUCUUUAACAAGUUGCUGAUCAAGAAGAGGACCCAUAAUCUUAUUCCAUGGCUGCUAAAUUUGUUCAGAAGCCUUUUUUGGCAAGAGCCUUUGUCAAAAUCUUUUUUCAAAGCCCAGCCACACAAAGUUCACUGGGUCACUUCUGUCUGUAUGCUUCUAAUACUAUCAAAUAACUCUGAAAGACUAAUGAGACUACCUUUUCAGUAGUCAUAUUGAUUCUUCAUCAGCAAUACAUUCUUCUAUAUUCUUUAUAUUAUCUUUAGAAAUGCUUUCCACAAACUUUCCCAGAACUGCUGGCCUAUAAUUUUCCUGUUUCUUCCUGAAUCCCUUCAUUAAAAACUUGUGUUACAUUGUCUGCUUUCCACUUCUCAGGUGCAGGGGCCAAUCAUAGGUACAAUAAUCAUAGGUACAAUUUGUAUCUUUUUGUUGGCAGUUGAGCAAUAUCAAUGCAAUAGUUGAACUUUUAAGCUUUUUCUUUAACAGCUACUUCUAAUGUCAUCACUUUUAUUAUUUUUUAUUAAACCAAUUUCAAAAGCAGUUUUCCAUGCUGCAUGUGGUCUGGUAUACGAGGAAAACUAAUCUAAAGCUCCAUAUGGUUCAAUUUUGAUGGCUCUUUAAAACAACUCUCCAUAUCAGGUAUACAGAAAGAUAAUUUUAUACAAGUUAACAUAGUAAUAUGAUGGAGAUUUGAAGUUCUCUGCUAUUAGUUUACUUUGCUUGUUUGAAACAUUUAUAUCCUGUCUUCCCUAAAUGUUCAAGCUUGCCAGUACAAGGGGGUAAUUUGUAUAAAAUAAAAACUGAACAAUUUUGUACUAUAAAACAUUAACAAAUACAAUAAAAGGCUAAAGGCAUAAUUCAAAAGAAGAAACAACGCAGUGGAAGACUGGAAGAGCAAUCCAUAAGAACAGGAAUAAAACCAAUCAAGCUGCUUUUAAGAAAGGCACUAAAAAUUGACAUUUCUUCCCCAAAAGAAAGGUCAACCAUGCACCGUAGUGAAAUCCCAUCAGGAUUAGCAGCAUGGUGGACUUUUCUGUACAGGAACUCCAGAGUCUGGACACUAUCACCAAAAGAGUCCCCUCCCUGGUCUCAGCUAUACAUGAUUUGGGGAAACACGGGGGGGGGGGGGGGCUCUGCAGAUUCGAUAAGGUGGUCCUUGGUACUAUGGGUCCAAGCCAUAUAGAGCUUCAAAGGUGCAUUACUAGUGUUUUGAAGUGAGCCUGGAAAUAAACUGGGAGAAAUGCAGCUCAGAAAUGAUGUACUGUAAUAUGCUUCUGAUCACAAGCAUUCUUCAAAGUCAGCACCAUGUGAAACACUUUGAAGUACUUCAGAUGUGAUGCUAUUAAGACAAGUAUCACAAUGGGCAUACUUGAAUUAGAUUUUACCUGCCUACUGCAGGAUUAGAGUUAGUUGGUCCACUAGUCUAAGUGAGGCAUCAGCACAUCUGGUCAUAGAUGUCACCUGAGCAUUCAGGGUCAAUACUAUAUACAUAGGCAUUCCCAAACUAUGAAUCUGUGCUUUCCAGAAAACACCACAGGGCUGAGUCCUGAUUCCUGGAGUAGCUAUUCUGCUGACCAGAAUCUCAUCUGUCUUCUUAGCAUCAAGCCUUAUUUUUUAGUCUCCAUCAUUACUGGCUCCAGAACUUCAACAGCAUUUCUGGAAUGUGAUGGAAAUGAGAGAUAAGAGUUGGGCAUCUUCUCCAAAUUGGUGGCAUCACAAUUCAGAUCUCCUGACAAACCCUCACAGUCAUUUCACAUAGAUGUUAAGUAGUAUGGGAAAACAGACUGGGAACCUAAGAUAACCCAGAUAGGCCAGCAGCCAUUGAGUCAACAGGUAUCCCAUAAGUACCACCUUCUGAAAUUUCCUCUUUGGUGAAUGAGUGGAAACAUCUAAUAUAGUUUCCCAAAGCCCCAUGUGAGAGGAGCUCCAGAAGAAUACCAUACACCACUGAGAUUUCUUGAACAACCAGCAAGGAUAACCUUCCCUUGCUCAGGUGUGUCCCUGUGUGGUUUUUAUACUUUCAUUCAUUCUGCAAACAAAAUAAAAUAAUGGCGUAUGUAUCCUGAACAAAUAACUUGGCAGAACAAAGCAAAUGUAAUUGCAUAGGUCAGGGCUACUUUAAUAUGUGAAAAGAUUUCUGAUGGUGAUGAGUCAUGCAUCUCAUUCAAGAACUGGCAUUUGAAGACAGCUGUCUGGCUUCUACCUAUUCUGGUCAAAAAUGCCCAGCCAAAUUUUUAUUUAUUUUUUGUUAGCGUGUAUAUUAUCUCCUCUCCUCUUAUAGAUGUUAAUGUUAUUUCACUUCAACUCUCCACGUUGCCUUUUGUUUGUUUUUUAAAAUAAUAUUUAUUAGUAGUUUCAAAGUUAUAAAGAAAAAAGAAAAAUUAAAAACAACACUAUAAUACAUAGAAAACAACAACAACAAUAUAACAAAAAAGAAAAAGAAAAAUGGAAAACAAAAGAAAAAAGAAAACAACAUAGAUCCCAAAUUACAUAUCUAUAACUUCCAUUUGCUUGUUUCAUUGACCUCCUCACACCUCCCUUUUUGUAUUCUAGUUUAAUUAGUUAUUUCAGCAAAUUCUUUCCAUCUUUCUCAAUUUUUGUUAAAAAUUUAUAUUGACAGUUUAACUUAAUAAUUAGCUCAGCAAAUCCUUACCAUCUUUCCCCAUAUUCUGUUAUUCAAAUUACCUUAAUUUAUUUAACCUUAUCUUACCCUAAAAUACCUUAAAGCUUAAAUCUUAGUUUUCAAAUAUACAUAACUCCUGAUAUCAUUUCUGCUAGAGUCAUAUAGUUUCAUUCCAACAUUUUCCCUAAUAUUCAUUAAUUUUUAACUAAUUCCCUAAAUAAAAAGUUUCCUUUAUAAAUUUUCUUCCAAUCUUCAUCCAACGUCUCAUCUUCCUGGUCUCGGAUCGUGUCAGUCCUUACUGUCCAAUCCAUCUAGUCCAUCAACCUGGAAGCCUUAUGUCCGAGGCCCUUAAGUCUCUUCCAUGUCCCUUCUGCAUUUCUUCUUCUUCUUGUUUAUACUUGCCCUUUUCCUUGUCUUUUGUUGGUCUCUUUCUUAAUUCCUUUCCUUUCUCAUUGAGGAGUAGUUCUCUGGGGGGUUCCAACCCAGAUUUGUCUCCAUCUCCCUUCAUCAGACCCACCCAUUCCCCAAAGUCCCACUCCCCACAGUCCUCGAUAAAAUCCAAAAAGUAUUUAAAAACAUAUUUCAAGGUCUCUCCAAAGUUAGGAACCUCCUCAGCACCAGACUCCCCCUGGCCCAUUCCAACUUCAAUCUUCAAUGACAGCAGCUUAUGCUCCUGUAGGGCCUCGGGUCUCUCCAUUUGUAUUAUUUGAGGUGCAACCGCAUCCUCCUCCAUUAUCUUCUGUUCUUGCCCAGUCAGUACAGAUUCAUGAGUUGGUCCCUGAAUAAUUUCUGUAUCAAUGUUCCCUGUUUGUCCACAGUUAUUAACCACAACAGUCAAAUCCAUUUUUCAUUCAUCAAGUCCAUCUUCUCAUGCAUCUGUUCCAACAGGGCACUUGUCUUGCAUAAGGCAAGCACCCAAUCUUCCUCCCAGCUCAUCUUUAGGCAAGGUCAGAAAAGACUGUUCCCACGGUCUUAAUCUCACAGCUGUUGAGUCCUCAAGUAUACUGCUGCAACAAUUUAACAAGCUCCCUCUAGAGGAGACAAUUUCUAUUUGUAUCCAUUUUUUUUUUUUAAGGCAAGUCCAACAAAGGAAAAUUACUUUCAUUUUUCAGAUAUUUUUUGGAUAUUUUGUUUCUUUAAGAUGCAAAAGGCAACAUUGGAAUCAGCUUGUUUCUCUUCUUUAACUAUCUGUCAAAAUAUUCCAUUCACAGUCAAUGAACCUACAAUUUCUGUCUCUGACACCCCGUCCACAGGUUAGAGAUGGUGGAAACUCUUCCUUCUCACUCCCUCUCCUGCAGGGGUUAAACAAAAUCCCCCCCCCUUUUCUCCUGCUUCCAAGGGUGUUUCAGUAGUUCUGAAUGAAGGAAAUUUAGACUUUUUUGACAGCUUUCCAGGCUUUAGCUCCGCCAUUCACCGAUGGCGCUGACCCGGAAGUCUCUCCACGUUGCCUUUUGAUGGCCAAAACAUAUUAAACCCCCAAACCCUUUCGCAGUGGACUUUGUAGUGGCAGGGCAACAGUUGGAUUGGAUAGAAGUUUCCCUUUGCUAUUCCUGGCCUUCACCCACAGAGUGAUACCAGUGUCACUCCACUAGCAUGCAGCUCCCCAUUGUACCCACCAAACAUACUUUUGCCUGCUGAAAUCACUCUGCCAGCUCCGUGCUGGUGCAGCAAUUUACCUGCCUGCCCUCCUUCUGCCCCAGCAUGAGUGUCAAGGCUGUUGUGGUUCCACUGCUUCAUUACACCUCACCACUUUUAAUCAACCUGCUAGUCACCAGCCAGGUAUCCUUGAACAUUAAAACAUUAAAUCCACUAUUUGAAAAUGUGCUUUGGAAAAUUAUGCUUCUGAAAGGACUGAGUAGGAAGCUUAGAGAAUCCUUACAGAGAUAAGUGGCAGAAGCAUUUGCAAAUAGAUCAAUAAAUGAAAUAGACCUGGAGAGGUUUUUACCUUUAUUAGAAAUGCUAGUAGAAUCUUUUUUGAAAUAACAAUAGACGAUAAAGAGAUGGAAGAUGGAUGGUGUUGAUAGCUGAUUAUUCAGCUGCAGGAAUAUAUUUGUUCCCACUUUUAUUUUUUUUUUAAGGAAUGCUUUCACUUCUUCUCUACAGUCUGUUGCUGAAAGAUAUCACUUUUUGUACAAUAAUGACAAUAUUUCCACUUGUGUAAAGUAUCUCUACUUCUUUCAUCCAGCAAGAUGCUGUAUAUAAUUGCAGGUGAUGUUAAGACUCUUCUUUCUUUCAGCAUGUGCUACUGCCAAAUGGCAAGCUACUCUUUAAUCUCGGAGAGUGUAAAAGUUGGUUGACUAGUGAGGAGAUUUACUGAAAGAAAAAUAAUUUAGACAAAUCCCAGAGUAUGCAUGGAUAGGUAUAACACAACCAUUUAUGCAAUCAUCUUAAGAUCAGAUCUGUAUACAAUAUAUCUAUGCCUAAUGUCUAUACACAGAUGUGCCAAUCCAAAAAUUGAUGCAUGCUCCCAUUUUUAUAUGGCUUUCUUGUGCAUGUAGAACACUCCAUUCAUUUCAGUAGAGGGAUUUCUUCAUGCAAACAAUGUUUGAAUAUGUUCUCCCUAUUUAAAUGAAUAGACUAACCUGUUCAAGUUAUGGGAUCCUUUUGCUUUUAUGGGAUUGCUUUGUAUAUAUUUCGUACUUUGCCUGAAAAAAAUCUCAGAAUCUGAGAGAAAAGGGUAAUGCAACAACCAGAGAAAUUUGCAUUUGGUGAACUGCUUUAUGCUGCAAUACCUGUACGAACAUUUACAGGACAGAAUUUCCCAAUGAAUCUAGAUGCUUAUGAUAAAUAUUCAUUUUUCUUUAUACCUGUUUUGAAAACAAUCUAAUUCAAUCUAUUAUUCCUUACAUUUCAACUGUGACUUUUGUCACUGAACAAAUUAUUUACUGCUGGCUUAAAAUGCCCAUAAUUGAAGUAGAUGUCUAAAUUAAUAGUCCACAUGAAUGAGAAAGAGGUCAUUUUUGAUGCAUUGAAAUCUUUAUGGUUGCAAUUAUCAUCUGAUAAAUGAGCUGAGAAAAGCACCUUGAGAAACAAUUCAUAGCCUUGCUUGAAGAAUUAGGGUACAAUAAGGUCACAUCCACUCCAUACAUUUAAAGCAUGUGACUUCCGAAAGAAUUUUGGGAACUGUAGUUUAAAGGUGCUGGGAACUGUAACUGUGUGAAGGAGUAAAUUACAGAAUUCUUUGAGGGAAGCCAUGUGUUUUAAAUGUAUGGUGUGGUUGUGACCUGAGUGUAAAUUCUCUUCUGGUUUGAAAUGAAACAAUUCCAUUAACAAUUCCAGAAAAAUACAUUGCUCUGUGAAGGUGAAAAGUUAGAACGCUUUUCCAUGUACAUUGUCAUCUUCCAACAUGAUGACAGAGGUCAUGCUAAAUAUAGUAACAAAGCUACAUGAGACUAUGUUACGAGCAAAUGAAAACAGAAACAUAUUAAAGACUAUAGAAUUAGAGCUAAUUCUCUCUGAAGCAUAAUUUCAAGCAGGCAAAGUGUGGUACAGUUUCGUGUUUAGAUGUAGACGGCAGAGGUUCACAUUCCUGUUCUGCCAUGAAACCCUCAUUGUAGACUUUGACAAGUCAUUAUCUCAGCCUGAUCUGCUUUGCAAGAUUAUUGCAAGGGAAGAGCUGUGAAAAGUGACAUGGUGUCAUGGAUCGAGGUGUUGUAGAACUCACAUGAUGAGCAGAGGUGUUGCAACAGUGCUCACUAGAAAUGGAUAAGUAAUGGAUAAUAUAAUGCAAAGGCCAUUUCCUUCUGGCCAGACUGACUGCUGCUGCUGCGUAGCACUAUCUGGGCAAACUACAGAGAUUCAGUUGACUAGGAAAUGAAAUGAAAUAAAAGGAAGGAAAAUCACAGCUUUUUAGGGCCCAGGGAUUCCUAACUCCUGGUGCUGAAACAAAUCACUCCUCAUUCACAACUCACCUCACUUGGUUGGCUAAAAUAUGCUGAAAGGCAGGAGCUAGUUCAUCAGCUACAUUAUUAUUAUUAUUAUUAUUAUUAUUAUUAUUAUUAUUAUCAUUAUUAAUACCCCACCCUCCCCAGCCAAGGCCGGGCUCAGGGCGGCUAACAAGCAAUAAUAAAAACAAGUUGAAUGAAUACUUUGAACGAAUGCUUUGCUUCCUAAUAUUCUUCCUGGAAUUCCAACAGACGUGUUCCCCCACCCCCAAUGAAAGAUGAUAGCGUGAACCCCCUUACAGGCAGGACCCUCGUGCAAUUGCUCCAACUGCACCAUUGAUAAUCUGGCCUUGCCUAGAAUAACAGCAGUGUGACACAGAUUCUUAAUUUAAUUUCUGAGGCUCUUUAGACCUGAGGCUUUGCUUAGUAGAACGUAGUAAAGAUCCCUGGGUCCUUCUAAAAUUUUAAGUGUUGCAGCCACCCCUAAGUUCAGCUUGCUAGGUCUUUACUAAGAUUGUUUCCUUAGCAAAUGUAGCAUUUUAAGGGAAAUGUGCAAAGUAUUGUACAACAAUAUAUUUUGUUCACAUCUUGAAGGCUAGCUGCAGAUCAUUUGCCUCUGCUUUAAAGUUCUUCUGCAAUGCCUACAUUCGGUUGGUGUUAAUGAUAGAGCUGCCAGCUGGCUGCAGACUACAGCAGUGGCCUAAGAAUGUUAAGAGGAAGACUUAAACAAUUUCACUAAUGUACUGGAGUCAAUGAAAUUGCUUACCCUGUAAUUGAAAGCAGUGUUAAAUACUCACGACAGGUUUAUCCUCACGUAACCUCAAAAUGCCUGGAACAUUAAGUGCCUGUCAUUGCAGUCAGCUUGGCCUACCACUAGGUGACAAUGCUUAACUUAGAAAAUAUGGAGGUGUGCAAAAAUUCACAUCAGUCAAAAGUGCAAAACUUGAGGUGAACCUUCUUAGCAUUUUUUUUAAAGAAUUGUAUUCAAAGCUUUGCCAGUCCUGGUGUCAAGGUUGGCCUUAGGCAUUUCUGAUAUCCAAAAUAUUAAAAUGGCACCUACCUUUUUGUUUGCACUGGAUCCCUAGGAAGCCUAGAUGAGGCUUCCUUCUCCCUACCCCAGUUUAAUUUAUGAAACUGUGCCAGCCCUUGCUGAAUUCCUGGUUUUGCCUUCUGUAACUCUCCAGUGAGCCCUUGCACUCAGAAUGGAUUCCUGGUGCUCAUAUACAUUUCAUCCUGAGCUUUCUGAACUCGCUACCAAUACCUGGCCUCCUUUGCUCCCCCUUUUGAAUAAAACCCUGUAUCCUUAGUCAACUUUUUGCUUCUUCUUUGGAAUUCCCACCUGGUAAGCAUAGCGUUGCCUCCUAGGGUUGGGUAGUGAUGAAUUCAGACCCAGUGCUAGACUAUGACAUCGUUUCUUCUUAUCCCUGGCCAUAAAUGCUUCAGUCAAUAUAAAACCCUCACUGAAUGGUGACCCUGAAUAUUGCAAAUGUAAAACAGAAUUACUAAAAUGGGUUAUGUAUUCCAGAGUAGCGACUAUUUAAUUCAUUCAUUCAUUUAAACAUUUUAUAUGCCACUUAACUAUAAUAGUUUGUAGGCUGUUUUCAAAAGUACAAUACAAAGAAUAAAAAGAAAUGAAAACUAUAAGAUCAGACUGCCCUGAAGAUCUCAAUGAUUGGGCAGAGAUAUAAGGGAUCUUCAGGUAGCCUUCUGCUUAUAAUGCACAAAGCCUUAAAACAAACUUCCAUUGUCAUUUUCGUUUCACUUUUAAUCUGUAUACAACAAAUGUAUACUAGUAUACCAUACUUUUGAACCAUGCUGUAUAGUGGAUUGAUAUGUUAGCCCGCAGAAAUUUCAGGUAUUUGCCUUUUAUUAUUUGUCAGUGGUUCUCAGUUCUUUUAAGCCAAAUAGUAGUACUUUAACAACCAUUGCCUGCAGUGUAGAACUGGAGCUUUUUUCUUUUGUUCUUCUUUUUCUUUUCAUUUUUGGUAAAACUGCUUUCCAUAGAUUUUUAAAGACUGCUGUAAUGUAUAUGGAAUGGGCCAGCAUUGAGUAGUUGUAUCAAGUAUUCAGAUGUAGCCAAACUGGUUUUUGGAGCAAGCUGAAUGUGUGUAAGACAGCAUCCUUUGUGAUUCCAGCUUUUAAUUCAUUACUGCUAAAAUCCAUUGGUUUCAGUGGUAAUAAGUGAAUGUUAAUGGACACAUGAGUCUGUAUGUGGAAUAUGGAAACUGUUUUUCACAUGUUUAAUACAAAAAUAGUCUGAAUUCAAAUAUUUUACAGUACAGUUGUAUCACAUCUACCGUACUCAGAAUUUAGUUGCAUUGAAGCAUAGGAUUGCAACCCUAGUUGCACAGUUUACCUAUGAUUCUGUGGCCUGCUUAACAAAAGGAGGGGGAGGGAAUUGUGGAUGCAAUCCAGCUAUUUUAAAGUUUAAUUGAGAUUUUUGCUAAAUAAUAGUUUAGAAUUAUAUGAAUGAGCCCUCAUAAGACCAUCUUGUGGCCAGGAGGAGAGUGGAAACCUUCAUUUGCACUUUAAAACUAAUGACUUCCUCAUUGUGUAAACCUCAGGAACACUAGCUAGUUAAAACUGUGGUUUGUACAAACAAAUUAGGGUCCACUUGUGGUUCAUGAUUCCAGUCUGUUCACUAAACUGGAGUUUAAACUUGGCAGAAUUCCCCUGAAUCCAGAUGAAAUUAGGAACUCUUGGUGAGUUUAAUAUGUUUCUGGUCUUCUCUCAGCCAUGCCAAAGCUGGAGAGAGAAAAGGGAGCUUUAAAGCUUACACAUGCCAUGUUAAACCAUCAUUUAGUAUUAUUUUCAAACCAGGCAACUGAGUUCAGUGGGAAAGAUUUAAGAUAGUGCAUGCCAUUGUCACAAAAAUAAAUGAAACUUACAAGUUACCUGCUUUUGGUAAGAAAGUUGGCUGAAUUUUGGCCUCAUUGGGGCUUUCAUUUGUAUGCUUCAUGGUUGAAUUUCUUUCUACUAAAGUUAUUGUUCUGCAAAGUUCAUGAUAAGUUCAUAGAAAAGGAAUGGCCAAUAUUUUUCAUGACUUGGAAUGAAAAGUAAAUAAAGUAUGAUCAGUAUAAAUUGGAAAGCUAUAUUUAUGUGCAUUUUUUUUUUUAAAAAAGGAACUUUGUCUUUUCAGGGGGGUCAGAUAUUGAAUAUUCUGAUGUCUACAAACCAAUGGUAUGGUUCUGGAUCCUUGUAGGCCUUGCAUAUUUUGCUGCUGUCCUGAGCAUGAUCGGUGAUUGGCUACGAGUUAUAUCCAAAAAGACCAAGGAAGAGGUAAGGAAUUUGAAGUAGUCUGGUUAUGACUCAAAUAUUCUCCAUUUUUACAAAGUUUAAGUUUGUAAGCCUAGUUUAAGAAUUUUUAUUUAGUUAAUAUCAAACAGCGCUACAAAAUACUACUACAAGAAUGUAGAAACUGCUCUAGUAACUUCUUAAUUCUUGUCUACAGUUUCAUUUCUACAAACCUGAUAACAAGUUGUUCUAGCUGCAACAUAAUAAAACACAUUUUAACAUUUUAGCAUCUUAACAUUUCUAGAGCUAUUUUAGUCUUUGUUUAAUAGAUUCAUAAUUAGAUAUUGCUGCGAUUUAUUUUUCUUUUACCAUUCAUCCCUGCUGGUGUACAUUGUUUCAGAUUUCUGCAUAUUUAUCUAAAUUUUCCACAUAGCUUCCAAAAUCUUUUCUCCCAUAUCCCCCCCCCCAUUUUUGAAUGUAAUCCACUUUUAUCCUCUUCCUUAUACAUUAUCAUUUGAUAUAUUUGAGACAACGUGGCUGAUAAAAAUAUUAAUCUUUCCAAAGAAUACAUCUGUCUCAAUCCACUUUCUUGUGUUCUUAGCCAAUUGUUUAGAAAAUCUUUUAUUUGACAAUGUUCAAAUAAUAUGGGCCUUGUAUCACUCAGCUUUUCCCUUGGAUGACUGAAGAACUUGAUCUGGCCAUUAUUAAUCCAAUCAACAAAUUUGUCAGUGUCAUUUCCAAUUUUGUUAAAUUGUGGCUAAAAUAGCUGAAAAGUUAAUGGGCAUUUUGAAAUGCAAAGUAGUUUUUUUAAAAAAUUCCCAUAAAACAGGGGACAGGGGGCACUACUAAUCCUUUUUGCUACAUUUCUAUUUUUAUUUUCCAAAAGCACUUUCUGUCAGCUUCCAACAAAACAUUGUACCAAAUGAUUUCUGAAAUUUUUAUUUAGUUAAAAAUACCAAUCUACAAUCCUUCCCAAACAAUCAACAUGAUAAUUAGCUGGAAAUGAAAGAUCUUCUUCAGCCCUGUUGGUGCACAUUAUUUUAGAAAAAACCAUUCACAAUUCACUGUCAUGCAUCCAUUUUUAGCUCUCUUUUAGCUAUUUGUGUAUGCAGCAACAAAAAUGUUAUUUUACAAAGAAUAUUACUUUUAAUGUUGAUAUUCUUCCAAAAAUAAUAAAUUUAAUAAAUCUCCAUAUUUCCUGCUCUGCUUUCAUAUUUGCUUCUAACAUAUAUUUCAGGUUUUAAAAACACCAAUCUGGAUUUUUCUUUUUAUUCUCUUAAUCUUCUUAAUUGUUGUCCUGAAAGCUGUAAGAUAACAAUUAUAUUUUAUUAAUAUUAAUUUUAUAUUCCGCUACUUUUCUAAAAAGGGACGCGGGUGGCGCUGUGGGUGAAACCUCAGCGCCUAGGACUUGCCGAUCGCAUGGUCGGCGGUUCGAAUCCCCGCGGCGGGGUGCGCUCCCGUCGUUCGGUCCCAGCGCCUGCCAACCUAGCAGUUUGAAAGCACCCCCGGGUGCAAGUAGAUAAAUAGGGACCGCUUACCAGCAGGAAGGUAAACGGCGUUCCGUGUGCUGCGCUGGCUCGCCAGAUGCAGCUUGUCACGCUGGCCACGUGACCCGGAAGUGUCUGCGGACAGCGCUGGCUCCCGGCCUAUAGAGUGAGAUGAGUGCACAACUCUAGAGUCUGUCAAGACUGGCCCUUUACCUUUACCUUUACUUUUCUAAAAAAAUCUAACAAAUUCAUAAACUAAGCUAGUGACCUUUCUGGUUCAGUAAUUAUUAGAGCUACGUUAUCUGCAUAUCCACAAAGUUUAAAUUUCUGCUUUGCCAUCUUCUGCUCUUUCAUUUUAGUGUUAUCCCAUAUCUUAAUCAGGAAACAAUCUAAAUACAAUGGAAAAGUAUGAUGAUACUGGGCAAUCUUGUCUUUUUCCUUUCUGCAAGUAAAACUAUGAUGACAAUCUAUCAUUCACUAAUUAUAUUGUCUGUGUGGCCAGAAUCAUACUUCUGCAUCACCUGAAAAAGAUAGAACCACUUGAUCCUAUCAAAAGCUUUUUCACAUCUAUAAAAGUUAUAAUUGCAUUUCCUUCUGCCCCUAUUUAUAUAAUCCAACAGUUUUAUCACUUGUUGUUCCAUUAAAGUUCUAUCUCUCCCACCCAAAGGAGCCUAGGACAACAAAAAUCAAAGCAGUAAAACAGCACAAGUAAAAGCAAAACCACAUUUAAAACAUUUACAAACAGCCACAUACACACACACCUAAUAAUUUAAAGGUUGCUGGAAACAAUAUCUUUCAGCCAUCAAGUGCCUGGGUGUACAGGUAUAUUUAAAAAUUCCUCCUGAAGGUUAAUGAGAGAGACAGAUGCAUGUCACUAGGGAGUCUGUACACAAAAGAAGAAUCAUCCCUGAGAAGGCAUCACCGCCAUCAGGGUCUCCUCUGCUAAUCAUAAAGUCUGAGUUGUUUAAUAUUGGAGUUGAUGCUGUCUUAAUGAAUUAAUUAUAAGAACUAUGGAUGGAGAUUCAUAACAUUAUACAGGAGGCAGCAACGAAAACCAUCCCAAUGAAAAGGAAAUGCAAGAAAGCAAAGUGACUGUCCAACAAGGCCUUACAAAUAGUGGGGGAGAGAAGGCAAGCAAAAUGCGAGGGAGAUAGUGAAAGAUACAGGAAAUUGAAUGCAGAUUUCCAAAAAAUAGCAAGGAGAGACAAGAGGGCCUUCUUAAACGAGCAAUGCAAAGAAAUAGAGGAAAACAAUAGAAUGGGGAAAACCAGAGAUCAAGAAAAUUGGAGAAAUGAAAGAAGCAUUUUGUACAAAGAUUACCAUAAUAAAGGACAAAAAUGGUAAGGAACUAACAGAAGCAGAAGACAUCAAGAAGAAGAGGUGGAAAGAAUACACAGAGGAAUUAUACCAGAAAGAUAUGGAUGUCUCGUUUGCUUGAGACAGACAUCCCGGAGGGUGAAGUCAAAUGGGCCUUAGAAAGCACUGCUAAUAACAAGGCCAGUGGAAGUGAUAAUAUUCCAGCUGAACUACUUAAAAUUUUAAAAAAUGAUGCUGUUAAGGUGCUACACUCAAUAUGCCAGCAAGUUUGGAAAACUCAGCAGUGGCCAGAGGAUUGGAGAAGAUCAGUCUACAUCCCAAUCCCAAAGAAGGGCAGUGCCAAAGAAUGAUCCAACUACUGCACAAUUGCACUCAUUUCACACACUAGCAAGGUUAUGCUUAAAAUUCUACAAGGCAGGCUAAGCAGUAUGUGGACCGAGAACUCCCAGAAGUGCAAGCCAGAUUUCGAAGGGACAGAGGAACCAGAGACCAAAUUGCAAACAUGCACUGGAUUAUGGAGAAAGCUAGAGAGUUCCAGAAAAAGAUCUACUUCUGCUUCAUUGACUAUGCAAAAGCAUUUGACUGUGUCGACCACAGCAAACUAUGGCAAGUUCUUAAAGAAAUGGGAGUGCCUGAUCACCUCAUCUGUCUCCUGAGAAAUCUCUAUGUGGGACAAGAAGCUACAGUUAGAACUGGAUAUGGAACAACUGAUCGGUUCAAAAUUGGGAAAGGAGUGCAAGGCUGUACAGUGGUACCGCGGGUUACAUACGCUUCAGGUUACAUAUGCUUCAGGUUACAGACUCCGUUAAUCCAGAAUAUUACAUCGGGUUAAGAACUUUGCUUCAGGAUAAGAACAGAAAUAGUGCUCUGGCGGUGCGGCGGCAGUGGGAGGCCCCAUUAGCUAAAGUGGUGCUUCAGGUUAAGAACAGUUUCAGGUUAAAGAAUGGACCUCCAGAACGAAUUAAGUACUUAACCCGAGGUACCACUGUAUAUUGUCUCCCUGUUUAUUUAAUCUAUAUGCAGAAUUCAUCAUGCUAAAGACUGGGCUGGAUGAAUCCCAAACUGGAAUUAAGAUUGCCAGAAGAAAUAUCAACAACCUCAGAUAUGCAGAUGACACAACCUUGAUGGCAGAAAGUGAGGAGGAAUUAAAGAACCUUUUAAUGAGGUUGAAAGACAAGAGUGCAAAAUAUGGUCUGAAGGUCAACAUCAAAAAAACUAAGAUCAUGGCCACUGGUCCCAUCACUUCCUGGCAAAUAGAAGGGGAAGAAAUGGAGGCAGUGAAAGAUUUUACUUUCUUGGGCUCCAUGAUCACUGCAGAUGGUGACAGCAGUCACGAAAUUAAAAGACGCCUGCUUCUUGGGAGAAAAGCAAUGACAAACCUAGACAGCAUCUUAAAAAGCAGAGACAUCACCUUGACGACAAAGGUCCGUAUAGUUAAAGCUAUGGUUUUCCCAGUAGUGAUGUAUGGAAGUGAGAGCUGGAGCAUAAAGAAGGCUGAUUCUCGAAGAAUUGAUGCUUUUGAAUUAUGGUGCUGGAGGAGACUCUUGAGAGUCCCAUGGACUGCAAGAAGAUCAAACCUAUCCAUUCUGAAGGAAAUCAGCCCUGAGUGCUCACUGGAAGGACAGGUCGUGAAGCUGAGGCGCCAAUAUGGCCACCACAUGAGAAGAGAAGACUCCCUGGAAAAGACCCUGAUGUUGGAAAAGAUUGAGGGCACAAGGAGAAGGGGACAACAGAGGAUGAGAUGGUUGUGUUGGGAUCUAACGAAUCCCAACAGGUUGGACAGUGUUCUCAAAGCUACCAACAUGAGUUUGACCAAACUGCGGGAGGCAGUGGAAGACAGGAGUGCCUGGUGUGUGCUGGUCCAUGGGGUCACGAAGAGUCGGACACGACUAAACGACUAAACAACAACAACCACCUAAUACCCGCAGGUCUCAGAGCAGUUCGAUGAAAACUAGCACUUAACAGUAGCACACACAAAAAUUAGUCAAACAAAUCUUGCUAAUUCUGCUGCUUUAAAGAAAAGAUAUUCUAGGUUUAAAGAAAUUUUCCUAUUCUGUUACUGUCAUGAUUCUUAGUUAUGCAGGAAAACAUAUAAAAAACAGUCUUCUAAAACAGAAAGUCAUUAAUGAAGAAAUAGAUAUAAAAGCCAAUAUUAGUAGUUGUUUGUAUUUGUAGUGAAGACAUGUUCAGAAAUGCAAAUAGUCCAGAACUACAGAGGUUAUUUGGCCAGAUAAUUAUUUUUGUUAUUAGUAUUCUGUCCUACGUAAAGCAUCAUUGUGUUAGUUCACUAAUUUACUAAUAAAUAAAAAGGUAGCAGAAGUUCAAUACAAGAAAUUAACAGAGGGAAGAAAUAGAUCAUUUCAUUUGAAACUGUAAGUUCUGCUUAGCAGUUCAUUAGCAGCAGUCACAAAAUAAAUAUCCCUUAGUGGUAAACAGAAGGAAGGUUGAUAUCUUCAUGGUUUCUCAGUAUAAGAGCUGUCCUUAUCAUGAGUUUAAAUUGUCCUAAAAGAGGAAGUAGCAGCCUCACAUGCUAUUCCUUUAUCCUCUUGCUACUAGUCCUGUGUGGAUCAUCGUCAGUGUCCCCUUGGCUCCUCUCCUGCGUGUGACACUGAGUGUGAGCUUUGUGCUGCACUUCACAACACCACAGCACAAGCUGCAACUUUUCUUAUGGAGGGUGACCUCUCACCAAUGUGAUCUCUCUCUUCUACCCUCCCAACUGACCUGAGCAAGGGCCCUGAUCCCACUGGAGACCAAGAAACAGCAGCAAGUGGUUGAGUAAAAAUCCUCUUUUGCCACCCUGAUAGAAUUUGUUCUUCGGCAUUAAUUCCCAUGUGGCAACACAAGUAGUAAACCUUCUCAGAGACAGUCACUGAAAAAGCAGUAAUACAGGGCUCUUAUAUUGUAUUCAGACCUCUUAAGGGUUCAAGAGGGUAGAAGAGAAAGGUGACAUUUUAAACUUUCCCCAUCCCUAAUAUCACCCUUCUCUGUGUUAGCAUGAGCCAGAGCAUCUCACAGCUAUGUAGUGAUGUAGAGAUGGAUUCUGGGAACUGAGAAAGGGAGAAAAUGAACUACUUUUCUUCCUCUUGAAACGCCCCUGUAUAAUGCAGGGAGGUGUUUUACGUUUAACUUCAUGGCACACAUUCCCAGGUACAAUAUCCCCCUCCAUGAUGUUUAUUAUAUGUUUUGAGCAGGUGAGACCCUGUUUUCUCUCUCAUACACACCUCACCUCUGAUCUUCCAUGCUCCAACUGAAACCUCAGCGUUCUACAUGUCCUGUUAGCUGACAGCGCCUUGUCAGCACAUUCUGAGGGUUUAAUUUACAUUCUGUUUUUCAUUUACAAACCAGUGUACUUCUAUGCACUUAACAAGUCCUCUGGGUAUGUAGAAAUGUGUGGCUCUCUUCCGCUUCCAAACUAAUAAGCACUCACCCACCUGAGUUUGCUAUUCAUACAUGACCAGCAGGACACGUAGAAUCCUUUCCUCUAAAAGAAGUUCUCCUGUUUAGGGUCCCAGAGAGAUAUUUCACUGUCCCCAGUUAUUCUUUUCCAAUUGUUACUCUACGUCCCAUGGCUACUAAGCCUGCUCAGUCCUUGCUUGUGAGAGGGUUGCCCCCUUAGGCUUUUAAAAAUUAUUUCUUUUUUACUUCUGCAAAUCUCAGUGUUCCUGCAGAUGUGCUGAUAACCGCCUCUGGUUGUUUAAUGGUCCCAUUUUGGCUACAAUCCGUCAGCAUUCAAAAGCCAAGUUCAUGGUUAGGAGUGCUGACGACGACAUUAGUACUCAGCAGUAGGAUGUAAUUUACAAUACUUGGACAAUUCUUAAAGAUUUUUAUACAAUACCCCCCCCCCCAUUUCUGCUCCUUUAAUUGGAGUGUUUUGUUACUGCAUAACUGAAUCAAGCAAUAGCUGUCAGCAAGUAAAGACAUAGCUGUUCAAUGCACUGUGUUGUUUUUUAAUUCUCUCUACUUUUAACCAAGUGAUAAUACUUAAGCUGAACAGUUAGAAAGACAUGCUAACUUCGGCAGCACAUAUACUAGAACAGUUAGACAGAAAUACAGAGUGAAUGUGAUAGGACCCAAAGGUUCAGUUGCGAGUUAUAUUUUCCACUUAUCAGUGAAAUGCAAAGAGGUUGUAGUGAUUGCAGCAUGGUAGAUUCCCAGAAUUAUUGGUCCUUUAAGGUUCUCAGCAUGUAAAUUUCUGAAAGGUUAUACCAAAUAUUAAGAUUAGUGAUUUGUGAAAGUAUGUAUUUCCUAUAAUGUAAGCAUUGGCCCACAUUUAUGGGCCAUUAAUCCAUCUUCUGACGUUUCUUCAUCUGUUAUCAUUUUGAGACAUGGAUAGUCAUUUGUAGGCAAAUAUAUUGGUUUCACUGCAGGUGUAUUUAUUUAUUUAUUUAUUUUUACAUGAUAAUGUGCAUCUGUUGGUGAUAGUGUGGCUAUAAAUUAUUUUAAUUAAAAUGUCAUUGGAGUUUUCUUGGGCGUUGGAUAAGAAAAUAUUUUAUUAGUAUAUAGAUUGUAUGAACAAAUCAUGUUUUACAAAAAGAGAAACACAUUCAGGAUAUUUUCUGCUCAGGAUAUCUGCUCAUUUGUACUUUCUGGGCACAAUUCAAAGUGUUGGUGCUGACCUUUAAAGCCCUAAACAGCCUCUGCCCAGUAUUCCUGAAGGAGAGUCUCCACCCCUAUCAUUCUGCCCAGACUGAGGUCCAGUGCCAAGGGCCUUCUGGCAGUUCCCUCACUGUGAGAAGUGAAGUUACAGGGAAUCAGGCAGAGGGCCUUCUCAGUAGUGGCGCCCACCCUGUGGAACGCCCUCUCAUCAGAAAUAAACAACUAUCGGACUUUUAGAAGACAUCUGAAGGCAGCCCUGUUUAGGGAAGCUUUUAAUACUGGAUGAAUCAUUGUAUUUUAAUAUUCUGCUGGAACCACCUAGAGAUGCUGGGGAAACCCAGCCAGAUGGGCGGGGUAUACAUAAUAAAUUAUUAUUAUUAUUAUUAUUAUUAUUAUUAUUUCCCCAAAACAAAAUGAAACCAAUCAUUUGUUAUAGAAGACAUAUUGGGUCAGCAAUCCUCUACAUGCCUUCUAUGUUCAGUAGUGCUACCUGAUCAGGAAGGUCUGGUAUGAGGGAACUUCAGUAUUUCCAUCCAUUUAUUCCCAGGAAAACCUUGCAUCCAGCUCGUAAUGGCACAGUAAUAUGAAGAUAUUUUUCUAGUAGAGAAAAGCAUAGUAUAACUGCUAGGGAGAAAGGCCUGCUCCCUUCCAGGGCCUUUUCCAACUGGCCCAGGGGGCGUGGCCAGGCCCUUUCUCCCAGCUAUAAAGGGACUCCUGCUGCGGGGAGGCCUCGGACCAUCGGCUGGGUGAGGACUGCAGGGCCUGCUCCCUUCCAGGGCCUUUUCCAACUGGCCCAGGGGGCGUGGCCAGGCCCUUUCUCCCAGCUAUAAAGGGACUCCUGCUGCGGGGAGGCCUCGGACCAUCGGCUGGGUGAGGACUGCAGGGCCUGCUCCCUUCCAGGGCCUUUUCCAACUGGCCCAGGGGGCGUGGCCCAGGCCCUUUCUCCCAGCUAUAAAGGGACUCCUGCUGCGGGGAAGCCUCGGACCAUCGGCUGGGUGAGGACUGCAGGGCCUGCUCCCUUCCAGGGCCUUUUCCAACUGGCCCAGGGGACGUGGCCCAGGCCCUUAUUUGGAACAAACUUUUGGGGAAGUGUGGGAAGUGUUCUGCCAUUGUUUCCCUGUUCCAGGCGGUUAAUGUGUCUUAAAAUGUCCUCAUGCAGUCGGUGGCAAUAUCAAUUUUUAUUCCUUUUUUCCCUUUUUUCCUUUGUUGGGGGUGGGUGGGUGGGAUGGAUGGUUGGGGAUUAAUUUUAGUAUAAUUGUUCUGUUCUUUUUUGUUGUUGUUGUUUUAUUGGUUCUGUAUUGUUUGUGUUUUGUUUUUAAGGGGCGGGAUCAGGGCUGCCUGGGAGUGGCUCCCCAGCCAACACGAUGGCUGGGACAAGUUCCACAGGGGGGGGAAGCACUGGGACAUCCGAUCUCGGUGAUCAUGGGCAGGAGGCGGAGUUACGCUAAGACCAGACCAUGUCAUUACCGAGGAGGCAGGUUUAGUCGUUGUUUGAAGACUAUCCCUGCCUCCGGGUCUGGCCUUGACCGGAUGGAUACUGGAAUCAACAGGGGAAACCCACAUGACCUGAAAGUGUUGCUGUGCAAUGCCAGGUCAAUGAUGAAUAAAACCACUGCCAUCCACGACUUGAUUGUGGAUGGAGGAUUUGACCUGGCAUGUGUGACGGAGACCUGGUUGGAGGAAGCAGAUGGGCCUGUCCUUGCCGCUGCUUGCCCACCAGGUUUCUCUUACGCACAGCAACCCAGGUCAUGUGGGCGGGGAGGGGGGGUUGCAGUGAUUUUUAGGAAGUCACUAGCUUGCACCGGGCGUCCUACUGGGAAGAUCCAGUUCUCUGAGUGCAUGUUCUGGAAGUUGGGCAAUAGGGGCAGUACAGGAUUCCUUUUGGUGUACCGACCUCCCGCUGCACCAAGGAUUCCCUGUCCGAGCUGCUUCAGGUCGUGGCGGAUUUUCUCCUGGAGACACCUAGUUUGGUUGUCCUAGGGGAUUUUAACAUCCAUGCCGACACGACCUUACAAGGGGCCGCUCGGGACUUCGUGGAAAGCAUGGCCUCCAUGGGGCUGUCCCUGAAUAAGUUUGGCCCAACUCAUAGUCAUGGACAUGCCUUAGACCUGGUGUUCACCUCUAGUGACGUGGGUGAUCUGACACUAAGUAAAAGUGAAACAAAAGAAGUGCCAUGGUCAGAUCACUUCCUGGUGCAACUGGACUUCUCUGCGACCCUUCCUCUGCAGGGAGGUGGGACCACUUCGGCGGGUCCGCCCCCGCCACUUAAUGGAUCCAAAUGGUUUCCAGAGAGUGGUAGGGGAUGCUUUAGCCCAUGUUGAUGGCCUUUCAGCUGAUUCCCUGGUGGCCCGCUGGAAUGCGGAGUUAACCAGGGCUAUCGACUGUCUGGCUCGAGCGCCCUCUCCGAUUGCAUGGAGCCCGGACAGCCCCGUGGUUUUCUUCGGAGCUGAGGGUGAUGAAACAAUCGCUGAGACGGCUAGAGCGUCGGUGGCAGAAAACUCACUCCAAAUCUGACCGGACACAGGUUAGAGCUCAACGUCGAGCCUACCAAGUGGCGAUAGCGACGGCGAAGAAGAGUUUCUUCACCGCCUCUAUUGCAUCUGCAGAAAAUAGUAGCAGGAGACUCUUUCAGGUGGUUCGCAAUUUAACGGAACCACCUUUACCACCGGGGCAUUGUAAAGGCCCCAAGAUCUCCUGCAACGAUUUUGCAAAGUUUUUUGCAGAUAAAAUCACUCAUAUUCGGAAGGAGCUAGACACCACCGUGGGAGCAGGGCUGGGGCGGGAGAGUGCUAGAGCCCUGUCUGGUCAAGUUGCAUGGAAUCAAUUUCAAUCCGUUACCCCCGAGGAUGUGGACAGGCUGCUUGGACGCGUGAAAGCAACCACCUGUCUCCUUGAUCCUUGCCCAUCCUGGCUAAUAAAAGCAAGCCGGGAAGGGCUGGGCGAUGGGCUCUGCGGGGUGGUGAAUGCUUCCCUCUGUGAGGGAACAUUCCCAGAUCCGCUGAAAGAGGCGGUCAUUAAGCCGCUUCUUAAAAACCAUCUUUAGACCCGGCCAGUAUGGCCAACUAUCGCCCAGUCUCAAAUCUUCCAUUCUUGGGCAAGGUGAUUGAGCGCGUGGAUUGCUGAACAACUCCAGGCACGCCUGGAGGAUGCGGACCAUUUGGAUCCCUUCCAAUCGGGAUUCAGGCCUCACCAUGGGACUGAAACUGCCUUGGUCGCGCUGGUUGAUGAUCUCCGGCGAGCUAGGGACAAAGGUGAGAGUUGUUUCCUGGUUCUGCUGGAUCUCUCAGCGGCCUUUGAUACAAUCGACCAUAACAUCCUUCUGGACCGUCUAGAGGGGCUGGGAGCUGGGGGCACUGUUAUACAGUGGUUUCGGCUCCUUCCUCCUGGGCCGUGUUCAGAAAGUGGUGGUGGGGAUGAGUGUUCGGACCCCUGGGCCCUCACUCUGUGGGGUGCCUCAGGGUUCCGUCCUCUCCCCAUGCUUUUUAACAUCUAUAUGAAGCCGCUGGGAGAGAUCAUCAGGGAUUUGGACUGGGUGUCCAUCAAUAUGCAGAUGAUACCCAGCUCUACCUCUCUUUCAAAUCAGAACCAGUGAAGGCGGUGAAGGUCCUGUGUGAGUGCCUGGAGGCGGUUGGAGGAUGGAUGGCGGCUAAUGGAUUGAAGUUGAAUCCUGACAAGACAGAAGUAUUGUUUUUGGGGGACAGGGGGCGGGCUGAUGUGGAGGACUCCCUGGUCCUGAAUAGGGUAACUGUGCCCCUGAAGGACCAGGUGCGCAGCCUGGGAGUCAUUUUGGACUCACAGCUGUCCAUGGAGGCGCAGGUCAAUUCUGUAUCCAGGGCAGCUGUCUACCAACUCCACCUGGUACGCAGGCUGAGACCCUACCUGCCCGCGGACUGUCUCGCCAGAGUGGUGCAUGCUCUAGUUAUCUCCCGCUUGGACUACUGCAAUGCGCUCUACGUGGGGCUACCUUUGAAGGUGACCCGGAAACUACAAUUAAUCCAGAAUGCGGCAGCUAGACUGGUGACUGGGGCGGCCGCCGAGACCACAUAACACCGGUCUUGAAAGACCUACAUUGGCUCCCAGUACGUUUCCGAGCACAAUUCAAAGUGUUGGUGUUGACCUUUAAAGCCCUAAACGGCCUCGGCCCAGUAUACCUGAAGGAGCCGCCUCCACCCCCAUCGUUCUGCCCAGACGCUGAGGUCCAGCGCCGAGGGCCUUCUGGCGGUUCCCUCAUUGCGAGAAGCAAAGCUACAGGGAACCAGGCAGAGGGCCUUCUCGGUAGUGACGCCCGCCCUGUGGAACGCCCUCCCAUCAGAUGUCAAAGCGAUAAAUAACUACCUGACAUUUAGAAGGCAUCUUAAGGCAGCCCUGUUUAGGGAAGCUUUUAAUCUGUGGUAUUUUACUGUAUUUUUUGUUUCUAUGGAAGCCGCCCAGAGUGGCUGGGGAAACCCAGCCAGAUGGGCGGGGUACAAGUGAUAAAUUAUUAUUAUUAUUAUUAUUACUGUGAAUCUGGGCCCUGAUCUGACAUAUGGCUCAGGGGUGUUAAACUCUUGUGUUCCUGUCACUGUCAAGAUACUAGGACAAAUCUUCCUGUACUUCUUUUAUAAAAUUAAUUGGAGUUCUUUAAGAAGACACCUGUUGUAAAGAGUUACAGUGGUAUCUCAGGUUACAUACGCUUCAGCUUACAUAUGCUUCAGGUUACAGACUCCGCUAACCCAGAAAUAGUUCUUCAGGUUAAGAACUUUGCUUCAGGAUGAGAACAGAGAUCGUGCUCUGGUGGCGCGGCGGCAGCAGGAGGCCCCAUUAGCUAAAGUGGUGCUUCAGGUUAAGAACAGUUUCAGGUUAAGUACGGAGCUCCGGACCGAAUUAAGUACUUAACCCGAGGUACCACUGUAUAUGGUUACAUGCCCCUGAAUAGCAUAUAUUAGUUUUAGGCUUUCUGGAUACAUCUGGUUGGCCAUGUUAGGAAACAGGAUACUGUGCCAAAUAGGCCUUUGGUCUGGUAUAGCAGCGCUCUCCUUAUAUUCAGAUGAUAAUAAUAAUAAUUUAUUAUUCGUACCCCACCCAUCUGCCUGGGUUGCCCCAGCCACUCUGGGCGACUUCCAGCAUAUAUAAAGGCAUAAUAAAAGAUUAAACCUUAAAAAGCUUCCCUAUAUAUGGCUGCCUUCUGAUGUUUCCUAAAUGUUAUAUAAUUACUCAUCUCCUUAACAUCUGGUAGGAGGGCAUUCCACAGGGUGGGCACCACUACCAAGAAGGCCCUGUGCCAGAUUCCCUAUGAGACAUUCUUAGAGGCUAUUUGGAUACUAUUUCAUUCUCAUCAUUAAGAAGAAACACUGGGCAUAUCUGGUGCCCUUAAUCCAUUGUUGUUGUUUAGUCGUUUAGUCGUGUCCGACUCUUCGUGACCCCAUGGACCAGAGCACGCCAGGCACUCCUGUCUUAAUUCAUUAGCGGAAGGAUUUAUACUUGUGCAAUGAAAUGUUGUCUCCCCAAAUCUGCUCCAGAGGAUGGGGGGGGGACCCAGAACAGAUUGGGGGGCAAAGAGGGAGGAGAUGUGGAAAAGUUAUGUUGUGCAACUGUAAAUCAUUGUGCUGAUGGAACUACUUUGGAUACAAUCCACUUUUAGGCUAUUCUACUCCUUUUGCACCACUUACUUGCUUUCAGUUCUAGAUUGCUCUUUCUGUCUUAAUUCCUUAACCUGGCCUCUGAUAAUCUGGCAAUGCCCCCUAUCAGGUUUUUACUCUCAAAUCUGUGUCAUCAUGCUUUGAGAGUAUCUUGGUACUUGUAUCCUGGAAGGGAAAUUGAUCAAGAUUUCAGCUCGUCGCAUGGUGUCCACAUGCCCCACCUCAUGAGUAGUCAGCUAUACUAAGGCAGAAAGAAAAGAGAGACAAGUGAGUCACAUAAACUAGAUUGUGUGCAUGUGUUUGCAUUAAGUUAAAUAUUUUGCCCUUUAAAUGCUAUUUUGUAUACUACUGAAUAACACUGCUGAAUAACAUAUGCUGGGGACAAACAACAAGGAGGGGGUGUUGCUUUCAUGAAUGGCUUGUUGUGGAGUUCCUGGAAGCAUCUGUUUGGCCAGUGUUUAGGAAAGGAUUCCGAAGUAGAUGGAUAUAAGAAAGAACUUGAGCAAAACCCUGUUGGAUACCUACUCUACUCUAGCAUUGUGUUUCAACAGUGGCCAAGCAGAUGCUUCUGGGAAACCAUCUCUCAUUGUUUACCUCCCAGCAACUGGCAUUCAGAGGCACAUUCCCAUUUAUUCCAUUAGCCUGCAGGCUAAUACCCAUCAACAGACCUGUCCCCCAGAACUGUAUUCAAUUCUAUAAAUUAAUUAUGUAUUCAUCCAGCUUAAAUAUGCUGCCAACCCACUUCAUUGGGUAGUGCAUGAGUUCUAAUAUAUUUUUAAACAUAUUUUUUAAUAAAGCUCUAACAUAAUACUCACAAGCUGUCUUUUUUUCAAAAGUGACACUUUGGCAUAGAAAAGAAAUAUCCCACCACCUCUCUCUCUCAUCUGAUCCAACUGGAUUCUUGCACUCUUAAAUUAUUGCCCCUUUCCUUUAAGGGUCCUAUGUUGUAGUACAGCUAUUUUUCCUUCUAUGGUCAUGGUUGAAUAAGACAUAGCAUGGCAUUAAUUGUUGCUGGACCAAAAGUUACACUUAUAAUGGGCAGGCUGCUUGGAAUGGGGUGCCAUGUUGAGUGCUUUCUGCCAGAGGUUCCCUGCUCCUGGCAUAGAAACUCACAGUGUGAUAGUAGUGAUCCAUGUGAUAAGUAGUUCUUACUGUGGUUGUUGUUGUUAACAUUUAUUUAUAUAGCACCAUCAGCGUACAUGGCUACAUACACAAUUUAAACAGGAAAUUCUACCCCAAAGGGCAUACAGUCUGAAAACUGUGCUGUCCAGAAUGGAGAUAAAUGUAAACCAGCCACUAUGUUGAUUAAUAUCCUUAGUCAGUUAAAUGUGUGCUCUGACCCUUAAAAAGGAAAGAAUGUGUUUAGGUACAUUAAGUGCUUCAAUUACAGUACUUUUCUUUUGUCUACUCAGUGCACUACUACUUGAGAAGGGACUAUAACACAAAACUGUGCCAAACCUAGUUUGUUCAGCAACUGUUACAAAUGUGUUUUCACAUCAUUAUCUUUCUCACUUUUGCAGUCUAAACAAGUGUAUUCACUGUUUCUACAGAAAUGAAAAGCAUAUUGUGCUUUAGUUCAUGUUUCCUUGACUAAAGAAAGAUACUGUUACAUAAUGGCUUUCAUGUGGACUCCCUCCCCCUUUUAUUCCGAUUAUAUGAAGUCAAGGUACCACAGCAAACUUUCUGCUGUAAAUCAUAUAUAUCUAUUUCCUCUUGAAAUGCCUAGACCCAUUUGGCAUUCCUUUAAUCCAGAACACUAGCACUUGCAAUAAACGAACCCAUUCAUCACAAUGGUUUUGGAACUAUUGUUGGCAGUAAGUACAGAGUAAAUUAUAUGAUUUUUUGUGUGUGUUGCCGGGAAGCUCUAAUGCAUUGCAUUAACAUGCUACCUUGGAGGAUUUUUUUUAAAAAAGAAGGAAAUUACAUAAAAGGAUUUUGAUUUAGUUUGUUGGAGCAUUUGUAUUCUUUUGUAGGCAGAAGCUUUUCUGCCUUGCAAGCUCCCAGACAGCACAUAAAACAAGCUCUUUUUAUAUAUAUUUCCUAUGUGCCCUGCCAAUAUAGGAUUCUUUGUUGCAAUUGUGUUUGGCAGUCACUGAAGAAUUUACUUUCGCUUUUGGUGAAAGGGGAGUCGAUUUUUUAUCCUGCAAUACUAUUAAAUAUUGCUGGUCCCAAGUCCAAAUAGCUUGCAAACAUCAUCAUAGUCUUCAUGAGAGCAGCCCUGUGUUCUUUAGUUUCUUGUAGCUAGAAGCAAAAGGUGACUUGGAUGAAUGUAGAGAAGGAAGAAAACAAGACAGGGAGCUUGGCAACAGUGUGUAGCAGUAAAGUUGCUGGGAACAAUCAUGUUGGAAGUGCAACAGCUGAGAUCAUUCCAUGUGUGACUUAAGGGUUAAAUUCUGCUAUCAAGAAGUCAGUUAACCAAGAAGGGAUGGUGGAGCAGCCAAGCAAAGUGGUGCGAUUUUUGCUAAGGAAGCACACGACUGGAUUGGCUGUGUCGUUCUGAGAUUAUUUUCCUUUGCUGUAAAGCUAUUGGAGGGCUCAGGACUGCCAGAAGAGGAGUUCACUCUUGGGUACUCCUGGACCCAGCUUUGCUACUUAGGAAACUGGUGGUGACCAUUGUGUAUGUGGAGAAGGGCUUUUAACAGUUAGGUCAGCUCUGUUUCCUUCUGAAAAUCAAGCAUCUUGCCACUCUCAUCUGUGUCUUUGAAUAAAAGCAAGAAAUUUCACACAGAGAGAAAGAUAGCAAUCCUGAAGCAGCUGUGGCCAGACAUACGCAGUGGACUCUUUUCCCUAUGAAGGGACAGGCAAAUGUUUGGUAGGAUUUUAAGCACCAUUAAAUUUCUGUGGAAGAAUGAACUCUUGCCUAUGGAAAUCACUGAGAAAUAAAAGGCUAAGGUUUGGCUGGGAAGUCGGGAAUCAUGUAGAAACACAAGAGGACACCUGUUGUUUAUCUUCAUGAUUCAUUGCUCUGGCAUGGUCUCCUUUCAGUCAACCUCUACAUGGCACAUAUAAUUCUAUUAAGUCUUCAUAUUCACUGUGACUGGACUGUUCAAUCACUCCUAAAGGAGAAAUGCACCUCAAUUAUCCGGUCCUCAGAGGAAGCUGCCUGUCACAAAUUUUUAGCUUUAGCUUGCUUGCUUCCAAUCAUGGUGUAGGCUCCUCUGAGGAUGGGUAAUAUUUACACCUUGUAAAAGUAAACCACCCUACGUGUAACAGUGAUUGUGCUUUCCAUCUCAAAACAGAAAAAGUGUGCCUUGCUUAUCAGAAGUCUGAGAAACAAUAUAAUCUUCCUUACGUUCACAAGUGCAGAAGAGAGAGGCAAAUGGAUAUAUAAUAAAGCAUUUAUUGAUUGUAAGACUGUUUGUUACUAAACAAGACGAAUGUAGUCCAUACGUUAUGGCAGCCUCAUGUCUCUAGCAUUCAUUUUUAGCAUUACUCCCUCUCAGGGGUUUCAUGUUCUUUAUUAUACUAUUCAAUUACUCAAGCACCAAUUUGCUCUUUUGAUAUUGUGGCCCAUUGUUUUAAUAGGUGUUGUCCCUUGUAGUUCAUUUUCCUGGGCAAUCAAGGGCUGUACAACACACAUUGAUCACUCAAUUGCCUAUCAAAAAUAUGCUAAGAUCAAGAAGCUUAAUUAGCUGGAAUGAGAUUUCUGAUGAAGCUCAAUUUCAGAGGCAGCGGAGUGCCUCAUUUCCUUAAUAUGCAGUUUUCAAAUCAUGUCCUCCUCCAUUUUGUAAUACUGUAAAGUAAGUAGCAUGGAGAUUGGACUUCAUUCAUUAUUAUCAUUGACAAGGAUGAUAUUAUCUUAAGUCAGAAGUAGGGGAACUUUGUCUGUUUGAGGGCCACGUUCCCUUGUGGACAAUCUUUUUUAGGUGUUGGGACCAUAAAGUAGGCAGAGCAACACAUGCAAAAUUUGCCCUUAUAAAGUAGGCUACUUUCUGCAGACAAGCCUUAUUCUGUAGCUAAGUGUUAUCAGAGUUCACGGACACAAUCCAGCCAAGGAGGUCACGAAGCAGGGUUUGGCUUUUUUGCAACUCUGGGUUCUGGGGCAGACAGAGAGGUUGAAUAUAUGUGUAUGUUUAUAUAUUAUAUACAGUAUAUUAAUUCCUGAAUAUGAAUUUCUAUUCAAAGGUUCUUAUAUAUAGAAAGAAAUAGAAACUUGCCAAGCGUAAGACAUACUCUGUCUUUUGGUAUUUAGUAAUAGUGUGUAUUGUGUAGCUGGAACAUUAAACCUUAUGCUCUUUGAUGAAGGAUAUUGAGCAUUUAGGCAUAUAUUAACUUCUGCUCUUUGAUGUCUGUAUCAAAUGUGAGAUCAGCCACCAACGCUAUAUUAAUCUCAUGAACAAGUCUGAAGGGAAAUAACCCAAAUGUCCUUUUUAAAAAUAGCCUUUUUAAGAAUAAUGAGAACAAUGUUUUCAAACAUUUUACAUUUUACUGUUAGAGAAAUGCAAUGCUGUAUGCUUUAAAAUUCUUAUAACACCACUCCCACACUUCAGUUUAUCCAUUUUGAUAUCAUUAGUAGUUUAGCCCUGAGAACUUUGUCAUUGAUUUCAAUGAGAGGUGAAUUGCACAUGAGAGUGCAUUUAAAAUGCCAAAAAAUGCUUUGUGUUAAGAAGGGGUAGUAGUGGUGAAUUUUCAGUAAUUCUGCAUGUGAUAUGCUGUAGGCUAUUGUAUUUUUUAUUCAAUGAAUUUAUACAUAGCCUUUACAUUUUUUAAAAAAUUGUAUCUUCUUUAAUGCCCCCCGGUGAUAGCCAACCAUGUAUGAAUAAGAUUUGAUAUCACCCAACUUCAUUAAAAUACAAUACAAUUAUAAUACAAUACAAUACAAUUAUUAAAUACAAUAAAAUGCAAUACAAUACAAUUACCAGUUACAAUCUCACUAAACCAUCAGAACACAGCACAGAUCAAUGAAACAACAAUGAAUAUCUCAAAAGUAGCACUGAAAUUCAUUACAUCAAAUAGUUUUAACCUGUCACCUAAAACAAUUCAGAAUGGGUGCCAGACAAAUGUCGCUUGGAAAGGUAUUUUGCUACUAGGGUACAGAAAACUCUCUCCAGUUGCCACAUGUCUGACUUCUGAAGUUUGGACUCAAGACAAAAGGUAUCAAAAGAAGAUAUUGGUUAUUGGACAGAUUCAUAUGGGAGCAGAUAAUCCUUAGUUACCUAGUUCCCAUGUUGACAGGAACAUACAAAAGCAAACUGAGUAAGACAUUGAUGCUCAAGCAAGUCUUCACUGGAAAAACAGUUUAUUCUCCUUCCCCUCCAGGUUUAUCAAAGAGCUAUUCUGGGUGAGUGGGGGUCUGUUCAGGGUUGUUGUUGUUGUUAGAGUUUGUGUGUGGCCACCUAUGCUGAGGUUGCAAAAUGCAGUUCACCUGCAUGGUGAACCAAUGAACUGCAUAUUGCAGCCAUUGCAUAUGCCAUUUAGUAAUUUAUUUCUGGUACCCCACCCCUCUGACUGGGUUGCCCCAGCCACUUUGGGCAGCUUCCAACAGAGUGGAAAAGAACACGACACAAUAUCAAACAUUAACAGCUUCCUGAAACAGGGCUGCCUUCACAUGUCCCCCCCAAAUCACAUAAUUGUUUAUCUCUUUGGCAUCUGGCCCGAGGGGAAUCCACAGGGUGGGUACAACUACCUGCUAAAUUGGAGCUCCAGGAGCUCCUGGUAACAUGGCCCCCAUAGAAAGGAAAUAGCCUCUUUUGGGGACAGCAGAUUAUGGACUCCAGUACAGCAGAAGAGCCACCCAAUCAUUGUGAGUUUGGCACUAGUAGACCAGAUUAUCUGAGUUAUCUGAAGAGCCAACCUUUCAAUUGCCCAAGACUCCAUAUUCAUUUAUUCUCUCUUGACUGAAACAACAAUAGACUCUCCAGAAGAUGACAGAACUCCAGAGGUGUACUAGAUUAAAGGCCAGCUGUGGGUUAAACCACAGAGCCUAGGGCUUGCCGAUCAGAAGGUUGGCGGUUUGAAUCCCCACGAUGGGGUGAGCUCCUGUUGCUCGGUCCCUACUCCUGCCAACCUAGCAGUUCGAAAGCACGAAGUGCAAGUAGAUAAAUAGGUAGCGCUCUGCCGGGAAGGUGACCAGCAUUUCUGUGUGCUGCUCUGGUUCACCAGAAGAGGCUUAGUCAUGUUGGCCACAUGACCCGGAAGCUGUAUGCCGGCUCCCUCGGCCAGUAAAGUGAGAUGAGUGCCGCAACCCCAGAGUAGUCCGCGACUGGACCUAAUGGUCAGGGGUCCCUUUACCUUUAUCUUUAAGGGAAUGGUAUUUUGACAUGCCACAGGCCUAUCUAUGUUCUUCUCCAGAGAUUUACAGAACAGGGUGGUGGUUUUUUCCUUAUAAGGAGCUGUCCAUAGUACUGAAGUUCAUGUAUCUGGUCAACUUCCUGCCUUACCGCUUCUUUUCCUUGUCAUACUUCACCUUUGGUCCAGGUAUCUGCUUUCAAGUCACUGCUGAUUGCUGCUUCCAGGUGACGUCUAUCUCUGCCCAGUCCCUGAGGAUUGUGAUUAGCAGGAGUGGCUGUUUGUGUACCCCAAAUAACCAGGCAACUAGGGUUGAUUUGGGGUGGCUUUUCAGGUUACGAAGUCAGAUUGUGCCAUUAACAAGGCAUAUUGAAAUGGAGCAGAGACUACCUAAUCUUCUCAGUUGCCUCCUUUCUUCAUAAGCUUAAAUGCAGUCAUUUCCCACUACCUUUAAUUUUUUUGUGAAUCGAAACCAAGCUGACUGGGGAAACACCCAGAGCUCAAGAGCGAAGGGGAUGGAGAGGUUUGCAUACCUUUCAUUUUGAUGGACUGGUGCCACUUUUAAUCACAGUGCACUCCAAUCACCAUGAUUUAGGGAAGAGAUGUUGAAGUAAGCAUGUGGGUCAUCAUUCUGCUGCAAGUUUUGGGUGUGAGUGUAGGGUAAGCAUUGGAGUUAGAUUAUUGGGGCGGCCUGCUUCUUCUCCUUUCCUUUCAAACUUGAAGGAUUAUUCUCCAAAUAACAACAGAAAGAAAGUGGAAAUGUGCGGAAGUUUUGGAAUUAUGGAGUCUGAAUCAGCCAGGAAACUGGAUGGCUUUUUCGUGUAUUGAACAAAACCCACAGCCUUUUGUUCAUGGUAACCUCAUCAGAGGAACAAGAGGGUUCUUGAUGGAACAUUAGUGUUCCGGGACCUGCUUGACCAUCAGUAAAGCAAUAGAUGGUUAGCUUGUGUGUUCGAAAUUUAUUCCCAUCCCUCAUAAUCACCCAGAUGGAUUUUAAAAGAAACACAGGUUCCUUUAUUUGCUUUCUGAACCAUUAGGCCCUAUUGAAGUCAUAAUUUUAUGCCUUUGUCUGCAACCAAAAGAGCUGGAAACUUUUAAAAAGACACUGGAGUGUCCUGCUAUUUUCAGUUUUUUCAGAAAUUCAUCUCGCUGGCAGUCUUCAAAGACAAGUGAACUAAAAGUGGAACAGCUUUCCUAGCCAAACAAUAAAUUGGCACAAGUACCCCAGCAAUCACCCUGCUUUCUAGUGAUUCCAUCUGAGCCCAUCUGUUUUCAGAAACAGAGGCAAACUUAGCUGCUCCUGAAAUGUUGAAAAAAAGAUUUUUGAAAGGAAAGACAAAACAUUCUGUACUCUAGUCUUCUGCAUGGAUAAUGUGACACUUAAAUUAUUCUUUCUAGUUAGACUGCUGUAUCCUCAGGAGGUUAAUGGGAAGUUUUAUUUUUAAAUAACUGACAACUACAUCAGCAAAAAUGAUUUCAGAGCUUCAGACAAUGCAUUAGUCAUAAUUGUUAGAAAUUAUAAAAGAGGGAGUUCAGUACACUGAAAGCAUCUCAAACUUCACAUUGAAAAUCAUAUGCAUUUUGUAACAAGGAUGUCUAUGAGUUACUUCAUUCAGUUGUUCAUUUAGGACAGUUCUGUUAGGCACACAAGGCACACAAGGCUGUGUGACUAGGCCAUGCCCACCGGCCACUCAAGUAAUGACAUAGGACAUCAAGCCCAGGACAGACAACUGCAAAGGAACAGUCAGGCACCUCCUGAUUAUUCCUUUUCAGAUGUGGCUUGCAUUCAGCAUUUAGCGCCAAUACAAGCCAUACUGCUUGUAACAGGCAUCAGAUCUGCUAUGGAAGUUGGAUUGGAAGGUUUAGCUACUUUUGGAUCUGGCUCUCUGCCUGAAAGUGGUCUCCCACCUCCCUUACAGACUGGACAGGACACAGGGGAGACAAUUCCAUACGGACAAUAAAGAACAUUCUGCUCUUAGAUUUUAGAAGGUUAAAUCACCUGAAAAGCAAUGACAAACCUAGACAGCAUCUUAAAAAGUAGAGACAUCACCUUGCCAACAAAGGUCCGUAUAGUAAAAGCUAUGGUUUUCCCAGUAGUGAUGUAUGGAAGUGAAAGCUGGACCAUAAAGAAGGAUGAUCGCCGAAGAAUUGAUGCUUUUGAAUUAUGGUGCUGGAGGAGACUCUUGAGAGUCCCAUGGACUGCAAGAAGAUCAAACCUAUCCAUUCUGAAGGAAAUCAGCCCUGAGUGGAAGGACAGAUCGUGAAGCUGAGGAUCCAAUACUUUGGCCACCUCAUGAGAAGAGAAGACUCCUUGGAAAGCACCCUGAUGUUGGGAAAGAUGGAGGGCACACAAGGAGAAGGGGACGACAGAGGACGAGAUGGUUGGAUAGUGUUCUCGAAGCUACCAGCAUGAGUUUGACCAAACUGCGGGAGGCAGUGGAAGACAGGAGUGCCUGGCGUGCUCUGGUCCAUAGGGUCAUGAAGAGUCGGACACGACUAAAUGACUAAACAACAAAAAUCACUUGAAGCAGGCUUUGUACUUACAUUUGCCCCUAUUAUUUACAUUUGAAUCCACUUGUACAUUAUAAACUCUCUAGGCAGCUACUAUUGUAUAGAAUGGCUAAUAUGCUUUCAGAAAGUUAUUCUCAUAUAUGUUUAUUUAAAUAUAUAUUUGAACUCCGAUCAUUCAUCCCAGUUUUUAGAGAGUAGCAGCAUAUCUGUAAAGAAAAUAUUUUCCAGAAUAAAGUGUACGUGUGUGUUUGUAUGUGUGGACAUAAAUAACUUUAGUACUGGAUUCUGGGACUUCCGGGUCAGCGGCAUUGGAGAAUGGCGGAGUUCCUCCGACCGGAGGAAUGGGCUCCAUGGAAAUUGGGUCUUCCCGCCACGGUGAAGGUGGGGACCCGCUAGAAAUCCCAGGCGGAGGAAGCCUGGGAACGUGGGGUUCGGCAGGGCACCAGAAGCACCCCCCUACUCGCGGGGAAUCCCAUCUAGGGGCUCCGGAGCGAAGUGGGGUGAGAAGCGCGGUGCUACGAACUGACUGCUACUUUCACGGAGUGAAGCCGCACAGCCAUUGCCAGAGAGCGCUGACUUUUUCCUGUGGACAAUUGGACUUAAAACAAGUACCUGUGAGUAGAAACGGAAUAUUGGAUCAAGAAAUUGUAUUAAUUUGGUAUCGAAGCGGGAAGGUGCAAACAGGAAGUCCGCCUUCCGCUUUUUUGUAUAUAGACUAAAGCAAAAAAAUUGCAAGCUAAAGCCGGGAAGCUGUUAAAAAAGACUAAAUUUCCUACAUUUAGAAUCACUGAAACCCCCCUUGGAAGCAGGAGAAAAGGGGGGGGGACUCUGUUUAACCCCAGCAGGAGAGGGAGUGAAGAAGGAUAAGUUUCCACCGUCUCUAACCUGGGAACGGGGUGUCAGAGACAGAAACUGUUGGAGAGGUUCAUUGACUGUGAACGUAACACUUUGACAGAUAGCUAAUGAAGAGAAACAAGUUGAUUCUAAUGUUGCCUUUUGCAUUUUAAAGAAACAAAAUACCUGAAAAACAUCUGAAAUAUCUGAAAAAUGAAAGUAACUUUCCUGUCUUCAAAAAAAAAAUAAAAAAUGGAUACAAGUAGAUUGUCUCCUCUAGAGGGAGCUUGCUAAAUUGUUGCUGCAGCAUAUUUGAGACCCAACAUCUGUGAGAUUAAGACUGUGGGAACAGUCUUUUCUGACCUUGAACAAAGAUGAGCUGGGAGAAAGACUGGGUGCUUGCUUUAUGCAAGACAAAUGCUUUGCUGGAACAGAUGCAUGAGAAGAUGGACUUGAUGAAUGAGAAAAUGGAUUUGACUGUUGUGGUUAAUAACAUUGAUACAGAAAUCAUCCAAGAACCAACCUAUCAAUCUGUACUGACUGGGCAAGUGCAGAUGACAAUGGAGGAGGAUGCGGCUGCACCUCAAAUAGUACAAAUGGAGAGACCCGAGGCCCUACAGGAGCAUAAACCGCUGUUAUUGAAGAUUGAAGUUGGAGUGGGCCAAGGGGAGUCUGGAGAUGAGGAGGUUCCUAGCUUUGGAGAGACCUUGAAAUUUGAUUUUAAAUACAUUUUGGAUUAUAUCGAGGACUGUGGGGAGUGGGACUGUGGGGAAUGGGCGAGCUGGAUGAAGGGUGAUGGAGACAAUUUUGGGUUGGAAUCCCCCAGAGACCUACUCCUCAAUGAGAAAGGAAAGAAACUAAGACAGAGACCAACAAAAGACAAGGAAAAGGGCAAGCACAAACAAGAUGAAGAAGAAUUGCAGAAGGGACAUGGAAGAGAUUUAAGGGCCUCGGACAUAAGGCUUCCAGGUUGAUGGACUAGAUGGAAUGGACAAUAAGGACUGACAUGACCCGAGACCAGGAAGAAGAGACGCUGGAUGAUGAUUGGAAGAGAAUUUAUAAUGGAAAUUUUUUAUUUUAGAAUCAGCUAAUGAAUAUUAGGGAAAAUGUGGGAAUGAAACUAUACGACUCUAGCAGAAAUGAUAUCAGGAGCUAUGUAUAUUUGAAAACUAAGAUUUAAGUUCUAAGGUACUUAGGGGUAAGAUAAGGUUAAAUAAAUUAAGGUAAUCUGAAUAACAGAAUAUGGGGAAAGAUGGUAAGGAUUUGUUGAGUUAAUUAUUAGGUUAAAUUGUUAAGAUAAAUUUUAUAACAAAAAUUGAGAAAGAUGGAAAGAAUUUGCUGAAAUAAUUACUAAACUAGAACACAAAAACGGAGGUGUGAGGAGGUCAAUGAAACAAGCAAAUGGAAAUUAUGGAUAUGCAAUUUGGGAUUUGUGUUUUUUUCUUCUUCUUUUUUACUUUCUUUUGCUGUAUUGUCGUAUUGGUUUUUAUAUUUUGUGCUUUUCUCUUUUUUAUUGUUUUCUUUUUUGUAUUGUAGUGUUGUUUUUUAUUUUUUAUUUUUCUUGUAAUUCUGAAAUUAUCAAUAAAUAUUAUUUUAAAAAAAACUUUAGUACUGGAUUCUGUAUCAUUAAUAAACCAAAAGAGGUUCAAUGAAAGAAGUUAGAUUGCCCUUGCUGUUGUAUGAUGCGCAUGUACAAAUGUUUGGGUCUUCAGUACAAAAUCCCAAACAACUGGCAUUUCAAUCACUUAGCAUCAGCUACAGACUGACUUCUACGCUACAAAUUAAGGUAAAAUUGAGUGUACUAUGAGAAAAUGUCAUACCUCAGGGGGGGGAAAGGAAGCUGAACUCUCACCAAAACAUUGUUAUAAAGAGGAGGAGGAAUUUAAUUACAAGAGCUUGUUGUUUAUGAGCUCUGGCAGUCUGAAAAUUGCGCAGCCCUCCAUCAGUAACCUUUUGAGCUUAUGUCUUUAGCAAUACAUGGGAAAGCCACUUGUAUUUUGAAAAGGUAACAUUUUCUUUGAGUGCAUUUGAGGGCACAGAAGAAUUAGAGUCCAGAGCAAUAGUCUUGCUCAUUGUUACUUCCAGCAACUGUGAUGCCAACUUUCUCCAAUCAGAUGCAAUAGAGAAGCAUGACACCACUAUAUAUACAAGUAACCCAAGAAUCAAAAGGAAAUGGGAGUGCCUUAAUAGUGUGCGGCACUAAAUCCCUAUCACCUUUUUAUUCUGUGAGUUACUUCUGCCCAAAGGCACCACCAAAAACACCUGAACUCCAUUUUAUUACAAAAAUUACUAUUAAAACUUACAGAAGGUAAUCAAGAAACAGGCCUCAGAGGCACCAUAUGACUAAGAACUCUGAGAAUUAGAUUGCUCAAGAUCUGGACCAAGUUACCUGAGAAACCACCUUCCCCUUUAUAGACCUUAGAUCACCUAGGGAAAUUGUGCUUUUGGUACCACACCCUACAGAAUUUCCAUGUUGAAAGAAGACAUGGACAAACAGUUUGCAAGGGCGGAGCCCAUACACUUUGCUUUGCAUGUUAUUGCAAUGUGAUAAGGAGUGCCAGCGCUUUUGGAGUUUUUCAGAGACCCAUUGAGUGCAAAGCCAUCUAUACAAAUGGUGUGAAUAUAGAUUGUUGAGCAUGCCCCCUCCUCCAACUGUACAGUAAUUUGGGGAGAUGUAACUUUCUGUCAUCUCCUGGAUGUGUGACCAAGCAGUCUGCAGAGUUUAUGAAUAGUUCCUGUGGCAUAGCCAACUGGUUCUUUAGCAACAACAAAAUAAGGGGUCAGUUCAGGAUGUUCAGUUCAAGAUCUGGCCUGAACUCAGGUAUGGGAUGGUGACAGAGAAGAAAGGUGGUAUCCAAAACAAAGCAAGUCUAAUAACAUCUCAUUCUAAAUCCAGGAGGCUUUGCACAUUGUCUUGAAAUAUAACAGUCCAGAUUGUCAGUGACAUUUUCACGUUCCAUUAUAACAGCAUAAGUGGUGGUACUGGGGAAACCCUGAAGGAACAGUUCAGAAAUUGGCAAGUAUCAUGUCACUAAAUUCAAGCUGCAUUAAGUGCAGAUACUGGCCUCAUUAAUUUCAAAGGGACUUAAUGUGUUUUUAAUCUCUAGAGUGUGGCUUUUGACUUCUGUUUGCUUUUAUUAGCAACUUUAGUUGUGAAAAUGCCUGGACCCUUUUAAAUCAGGAACCAUCAGAGAAGGAAUUUUGUAAAUGGAAGGUACAUGUUUUCAAUUUGCCAUCGAGGGGAGACCUGAAAAAGAAACAGUAUGACUGCUGAUUAAUUUUUCAUAUGAUCCUGGAUGCUAUACAGAAUAGAAAAUAGGAUUUAAAAACACACUGGCGUGGAUCCAGAGAUGUUUUGCAGGAGCAGAAAGGCUCUUUGCUUGCACAAGGCAGCCCUGCUGACUUUCCUCAGCCUGCUGCAACCCUUCCAUGCCCCAUCACACACCAUUCCAGAGGGUCCCUUGGCAAUGUGUGAGUGGCCACCCUACUCAAUGGUAGAGCCAAUACCAGCUGGUGAGGCUGUGUGGGUGCAGCUACAUUGCCUUCCUGACUUCCCAAUGGUGCACAUUGCUGCUACUUACCAAGAUGGGGAAGGGCAAGACAGUGGGGAACUUGGUGUGGUGCAGCUGCAACCAUGGAGCCAAUCCAGUGCUUUCACCUGCUGUGCCCACAUCACACGGAGCUCCCCCACUGCCUUGUCUUUCCUCCUUUUCUUCUUGUUAACUGGUAGCAUUGUGCAGCAUUGAGAAGCUGGGUCUUCAACGCAAUUCACACCACCUCGCUGGCCACUACUGCAAAGCACCUUUGGCAAGCUAUCUCCACAAUAAAUUUAUUGUAGUUUAUCAAAAUCUGUAACCCUGGUUCUUUCUAUUUAAGGUCAGACAAUGCAACUUUGAAUAGUGAAUGCUUCAUAAUUCACGUUGCUUUAUUUUUUUAUAAACUUUGGCGAAAGAUACGUUCUUGCUAAUCUCCGUUUCAGCCAAUGACUGAAAAUUCAACAAUUAGACUAAUUUAUUUAAGUGCAGUAAUUACUAUAAAGAGAUUCACUUUGAAGUGAUUAAAGCAGCAGUCUGACACCUCCUUUCUAAACUUAAUGAAUCAUGAAAAUAAAUCAAAUGGGUUUUAAGUAAAAAUGCCCGUGCGUUAUCUGCUCCCAACUUUAAUGAAGUGACCAUAAAAAUCAGUAUCUUAUUAUGAACCAACGCACAUUGGAUACACGAGUGGCUUCAUCAAGAAUGUUACUGUGUGCCUUUGUCUACACUUGCAUGUGCACGCACAAGUAUUCAUGUACCCAAACAAAACAUGUAUUUUCAGGUCUUGAGCUCAGAGUUGCUGCAUGCAACAGAACCAAGGAAACUUAAAAUAGCACUAGUUAUCAGGGAAUUAGCAAGCAGAUAAGAGACAAGUAUUAGAAUAAAAGAAUUAACAAGUUUAUCGCAAAAACAGAAAGAGAGAGUGAUUGAUAUGUAUGGUGUUAAGAAAUAAAAGAAUGCAAUCAUCUUGUACUGGCAACUUUUACUGCAAUGCACCCUGUGUGGAUUACUGCAUUGAGGCAUCUCUUGUGCUUGGUCUAGGAACUGCAACUUGUGCAUUAUGCUGCAGCAAAAUUGCUGACAGGCAUGAGACCCUGUCAGCAUAUUACACCUCUGCUCCAUUUGCCUGCACCAGCUGCCAGUUUGUUACCAGGCCUGAUUCAAAGUGUUGCCAUCCAUAUAUAAAGCCCUUAGGAAGAAACCUAGGAAGCUACCUUAUACCUUAGAUCUAAGAGUUGAUUGCUGAUCCUUUGGCUGUUAAACCUUUGGCUGUUUCAGCCAGUUUUAAUCUACUGAUGGCUUUGAUUUGUUGGUAGCGAUUGAUUGCUGUCAUAUUGUUGUUGUUUUACUUUAAAUAUAUUGCAUGUUCCUUUCAAUUACAUUUGGAAAAAAGCAGAAUAUAAAUAAAUAUAUAAAAUAAUAAUAUUUCAAAUAAUAAAUGCAAAAAACAUCAGCGCAAAUGGCUAGCUGCAACACCAAGAUCGUGUGUGUGUGUGUGUGUGUGUGUGUGUGUGUGUGUAUCCCCACCCACCCACAUAUAGCAGCCUCAAAUUGUACAAAAGAGAAAUAUUAGCUCACAUUACUUUUAGAAAUGAGUUUCCACACUUAUCAUUAUGCCUGCACCCUGGGAUAUACAUAUAUGCAUGAUUUGAAAGUGUUAGUGAUCACUUCAUUCUACCACUCUUGCAAGUUUCACGUAGUAAUCUUAUUACUGCAGUGGAGGGAGAGACUGGCAAUCAUUCUGCUGACUUGACUAAAACUGUCACUUGCAUUAAUCCUCAGUUUGAACGUGCACUAAAAACAGAACAGCGACAGCUGAAAUUUUUCUUUUAAAAGCCCUUUCCAUCUAAAUUUAGAAACGCCUGUGUCGAGUCUCACAGGGAUCAUUACACAUACUGCCAGGGUGUCCAUAAAUAACCACGACAGCUCCCCUGGUAACAACACAUAACACACGCUCUGGAUUGCUGGGAAUUCAGUGCUCCCUGUGCAGCUGGGAUCCUCUCAGCUGUCGAGGCUUAAUUUUUAAAGGCAAUUUCACCUCACUGGCCUAGAUAAAAUUAUAAAAAGAGCUGUGAAAUGUUUUAGCUGUGGAGGUUUUUUAGCUGUUGCUGUGUGUCCUUUUUAUUAUAUUAGGAAGAUGGCAGCUAAAUUCUUCCACUGAAACAAAAUAAUGAGAAGUCUGGGCAUCAAUCAAAGGGAGUAUUUGUGGGCACAAAGAAGGUGUACCAAUGGGCAGCUGCUCUUUGUCAGCCUAUGGUCAACUUUUGUUCCUAUGGAGAUUUAAUAGAUGCAUUGAUUUUUAUAGUGCAAAGUGACAUUAUCUUUCUCCCCUCUCUCUUUCCCAAUCUUUCUCUCUUUCUAUCUCUCCCCCCUCCCCCCUUCUUCCUUCUGUUCUUUAGGUGGGAGAGUUCAGAGCUCAUGCAGCUGAAUGGACAGCCAAUGUCACGGCAGAGUUCAAAGAAACACGUAGACGCCUGAGUGUGGAGAUUUACGACAAGUUCCAGCGGGCUACCUCCAUCAAAAGGAAGCUCUCUGCAGAAAUGGCAGUGAACCACAGCCAAGACCUGACUCCUUGCAAGAGAACCUUGUCUGUCAACCACCUCACCAGUGAGAAAGACCUCUUGCCUGCCAUCACAAAGACGGACAGCAUUUAUAUGAAUGGCUUGACUCCUCACUGUGCAGCAGAAGAGAUUGCUGUCAUUGAAAACAUUAAGUAG
Molecule: messenger RNA, 94153 nt
Organism: Podarcis lilfordi (Lilford's wall lizard)
Lineage: Eukaryota; Metazoa; Chordata; Lepidosauria; Squamata; Lacertidae
Source: the annotation of a GenBank genome assembly